Molecule: messenger RNA, 96513 nt
Organism: Podarcis lilfordi (Lilford's wall lizard)
Lineage: Eukaryota; Metazoa; Chordata; Lepidosauria; Squamata; Lacertidae
Source: the annotation of a GenBank genome assembly
GCAGCGCAGUUUCCAAUUUAGGGAGGAAAGAGCAGCCGGUAGCAAAAACACGAAAAUUCACCGGAUGGUUUUAAGCAUGUGCGAGUAAAGGAUGCAGGUCUUUCUCUAAUAUACACACAUCCCAUUUCACACUGCAGGGCUUACAUUCGGGUAAAGGUGCGGAAAGCAGAUUGCACCGCAAGUUUGCUUGCAGGCCUAAACGCGCCUGAGUUGAAGUUGGACUUCGGAUUCAAACGGGCUUGUGCGGUUCUUACGCACGUGCGCCGCGCGCGCCUAAACUGGGCGCAAGCCCCGUUUGAACGCGGCGGCAGUUACUUCUGAGUAGAUGCGUAGGAGAGCUCUGCACCGGAAGCCACGCCCAUUCAAGAGGAGUCGCAGAAUUCUGCCUGCGGAAUGUUUAGCACGUGGCUGUGGGUGGCGCCUAGCAAUUAACCUGGGUUCUUAGGGGGCGCUGGCCCUGCUGGGUUGUCUUGGCUUGGCGAGGGGGCAGAGAUGUUGCGAAAGCUCACUUUGGACCAGAUCAGCGACUGGUUCACCAUCGGCAAGGCAGUCAGCGGAGUAGAGUUCUUGGGGGGGCAGCCCCAGGCUGGUGGACCGGCUCACAGCCCGGGGGGGUCUGCGAAAGAGCAGGCCCCUUCUGCCAAUGCGUAUGUAUUUCUGCGGGACAGCUUGUUGCUCACCGUUAUUUGUUUAUAUAUUUUUUUGGAUGCUUUACUGAAAAAUGAAAAAAAAGCACAAAACGACACGUGCACAGAGUAAGAUAAGACACAAACAGUACCCACGUAGAAAACAAAAAGGAAAAAAUAAUAGUAUUGUGUACAUUACACAAAAAAAAGAGGGGGGAAGCUUGUUAUUGUAGUUAACCAGAUCGUAAUCUAAUUUGCCGUUAUUUAUUUUAAAAAGUUUAGCAACUUUCUCCAAAGGAGCCCAGGGAUAUAUAUGGGGAGGGGGGGUUUACUGGUUUGUUUUGUUCUUGUCUUUAUUAUGUACUGUUUUUUGUGGUUUUAUUCUGUGUUUUUAUGCUGUGAACUGCCCUGAGGUUUUUUUGAUGAAGGGUGGCAUACAAAUUUAAUAAACAGGAUUUGUAGAUUGCUGUUCCAUUGAAUGGUGGAAAUAGUAACCUUGGGAAGAAAUAGAGCUGCAUAAUGCACUCACCCCAAACCUAAUUAGUAGAGUACAUUAAUCCCUGAGAAGAGUUGGGGCCUUGCAGGCUAACCUGCACAAUCUAUAUUUAUUGCUUACCGCAUCACAGGGCAGUUAACAAUAUAAAAACACAACAAUGUGUAACCUAGUGAAAACAAUACCCACCCCAAGGUUAAAAUGCCUUAGAUUACAGUGGUACCUUGGGUUACAUACGCGUCAGGUUAAAGACUCCGCUAACCCAGAAAUAUUACCUCUGGUUAAGAACUUUACCUCAGGAUGAGAACAGAAAUCGUGCUCCGGCGGCACGGCAGCAGCAGGAGGCCCCAUUAGCUAAAGUGGUGCUUCAGGUUAAGAACAGUUUCAGGUUAAGAAAGGACCUCCGGAAUGAAUUAAGUACUUAACCCAAGGUACCACUGUAUUUAAUUUGUCCAAAGGAAAAAUAUGCCUUUUUCCAAUAAAACAUUCCAUGCAGCUGAUGAAGUGGUCUCUUCGGGACUGCUUUGUAAUGAAAAAUAGGCUGUACAUCACAAUCCUGUAUGUGCUUACUCAAGAAGUAAGUGCCGUGGAGUUCACAGGGGCCUUACUCCCAGGUAGGUGUGUGUGCUUUUGUUGUGAAGAUUAUUUGUUCCUCAUUGCAGGCAGAUGUUUGUAGCUCCAGGAGACUGGAGGAAAGUAAGUGAAGCCCACUGUCCAAGAGAAAUAGCCUCUUAGGAAUACUCAGUCUAAAAAGACAUUUGAGGCCCCAGAGUGUAUGUUAUGUGUUUCGUUAGAAACAGAAGGGGGAAAGGGGGAGUAUUUUAGGGGUAUGAUCCCACCUCAGUCACAGUCACCUGGAAAAGCAGGUGGUUGAAGGUGACUACCUGGCAUGGGCAUAGCUAGGAUUUUUGUUGCGGGGUGCAGGCCUUUUGUUGGGGGCAGAACCUCAAUUAUAUAUUUUUGAUUUUUAUUCAUGGGGCAGCUGCCCCUUCCUGCCCCACUCCCACUAUGCCCAUGCUACCUGGUAAUGUGUUAACUACUGUUUGUGAACUUCUUGAAGGCAUCUCUUUGGCCCCUGUGAGAGAGGAUGCUGGACUAGAUGAGCUUUUGAUAGGAUCUCUUAGGUAUUGAUUUGAUGGAUUGUUUGAUUUCCAAGCUAAUCGUGUUACCACCAGGUGAUCAACACUUCACUUGCCCACUUUGGCCCUGCAGGCAGUUUUUGGAAUGAAAGCAAAAGCUAACGUACAAUAAUCUAAAAACAGCAGCAACAACACAGGAAUCGAUAAAAUUAAAAUCUAAGCUGUAUAAAUUAGAAUUACAAUUCAAAAUUUCAAAACCAGGAAUCUUUCAGCGGCAUAUAUUUUAAAAUAUCAGCGGGUAAGGUAUGUCUUGGUCAAGUAAAACCUGACAGGUGUGCGCUCUCUCUCAAAAGUCACAAGACUGAUUUAUAAAGCCACUUUUCCUUUAUGUAUUGAUGGUUGACUCCUCUGCGGGAGGGAUGAGUUCUUUGGGACAGGACUGGACAGGCACGGCUUUGCAGGAAUCAGAAUGGCUGCAUAUCUGUGCAAAAUCUAGAACCAUGUUAUUCAAACGAUGGGCCUUGGGCCACUUACAGGCAGGCCUCAGGGCCACAGGCUCUUCAGUUCCUUCUCUCUUGCCUGCCCAGCCCCUUAAUUAUGUCAUAGCUUUUUUGGUUAGGCUGGUGCCUGCACCAACAACUCCUUGCCUUCAGAGUCAAGAUGGCUGGGAGAUGUUCAGGGGCAAAAGGAAGGAAGGAAGGUCUCUCUCCUAAGUGGGGAAAAAGCUCGAGGAGGAAGUGAAGGAAAUUAGAAUGUGAGAGAAAAGUUUUCAUAUUUAUUAAUAAUAACAAUAGACUGGAAACCAAAAGGGAUUGGAUAGAGCAGAAAUGUAAUGGGAUCAUGGAGGAGGGAUGAUGGAAUAAAUGGGAGUUUUGAAGGCAGGGAAUAAGGUACAAGCUGAGUGUGAAAGGAGAAAGGGAGAAGAAAUUACAAGAGGGGGGGUAAAAAAAUACUUAGAGAGGCAUGUGGGAGUGGGAAGGUAAAAUGAUAUAUAUGUUUUUGGGUUUCCUCACAGGCAAGCAUCUUCUGGCUGGCCACUUUGAGAAUAGGAUCAUAGAAUUGUAGUGUUGGAAGGGGUCACGUGGGUCAUCUAGACCAACCCCCUGAAAUGCAGGAUUUUUUUUGCCCAAGGUGGGGUUCGUUUGGCCAUAUCCAGCAGGGCUCUGCUUACAUUCUUCUCUUCCAAAGAUUAACAAUAUGAUAGCAGCUGAGAGAGAUUCUCUCCCCCCCGCCUCCAUUCAGUCAACAGGUCAGAGUCAGUUGGGUGUAGUGGUUAGAGUAUUGGACUAGGUCCCGAUAUCUCUGACCACUGGCAGUGAUGACAAGGCACUGAUGUGAUUUGUAGUUCAAUACCAUCCACAGGGCCAUCAAUUCCCUGGCCCUCCCAACACCAUAAAUGCAGACUGUGCAUGCACCGCUUUGUGUGGAGGUCUCUGCAUAUCCUGCUGUGGAACUGUUGGUUGUUGCAGGGGUUUUUUGGGGGGGGGCGGUGUCUGGAAGAUAAAUUUUGGGGAAUAAGGCUUCCUUUCUUUGGGAGGGCUUUAUUUAAAUAAAAAGGAUAGGUGCGUAAAAGGCAGAAAAUCAAGAUCGGGCUGCAAAGGGGAAUUGAUGGAACUCAGAGAUCAGCUUCCUUGCAUGUUUUUCCCCUCAUGCUAGGAGUGCGUUGGAUUCAAGAUGCAGCCUUGAAAACCUGCACAAUUUAUUAUCCUAGGCAUCAGGGGCAAAAGAAAUGUGUGUAUGCAAUGGGAAACUAAAGUCCCGUUUUCACUUAAAAGCAAGUCCUAUUGAAUUCAGUGGGACUUCUUUUCAGGUGAAGUGGGGUUAGGAUUGCAGUGUUUGCCUCUCGACUCUGACUUUGCUAUCUGAUGGCAUAACCCUAAAACUGCAAGCGUGUCAGUUGCUGUUCCGUAAUGGUGGGAGUUAAAUUUAGCUUGGAUAUGUUUGCGGAAAAGUCAAUUCUGGCAACUAUUUUCAUUGAUUUUCUGCUCUAUUUAUGUCAGUUGUGGCCACAGUUCCCACAUGUCAGUUUCAAGCUAUUGGGGGGGGGGAGGAACCACCCUUCUGCGUGACCCCCACAACAAAUGCUUGAGGGGAAAAGCAUAUAUUGAAGUGUUUAAAAACCACAGACUAACAACAUGUAUAUGAAAACAAGCAAGAUUGGAGUGUUUAUAUGUAUGUAUCCCAAGUUGGUUUGUUUUUAGAUCUAACCAGGAAUUUUACUGUAUAGGGAACCUUUUUCUUUCUUCAGAAAAAUUCUGUAGGCUGCCAUGUACUGUGGUAAUCAGACUUACCAAAUCUGUAAUCCACUUUUUAACCCCACACUGCAGCAUAGGACUUGUGGUUUAUUUCCACUUCGUGCCCCCCCCUUAGGUAUUUUUCUACUUUAGGAUGACUAGAAGCAGAGAAGAUCAGAGCUCUUAAAUUUGUUACACGGUGGAAGUGCUGCAUCGUUCUUACACAACUAUUAACAGUAGUAAAUGAGUGCUGUCUUUGAUUUUUUCUUUCCCUGCCUCUCUCAUUGAAAAAGCAAAUAGUGGUGUCCAUUGUUUUGUGAUUUGCCUUAGACCAGAGUGCUUCCUAUCUGCUGAAGACCAACGUUAUAAAUAAGAGUGCAGGAAAGGCUGUUUAAUUUUUCCCUUUUUUACUGCUGAGUUUUCAUUUCAGAGAGUAAAUGACUUACUUUGGAAAAGAUUGCAUGCCUGCCGACCACAGAACAAUCUCCCCUUCCCCCUUUGCUAUUGCUUUCCACAGUAAUAAUAAUAAUAAUAAUAAUUUAUUAUUUAUAUCCCGCCUAUCUGGCUGGGUUUCCCCAGCCACUCUGGGCGGCUUCCAUCAAAAUAUUAAAAUACAGUAGUCCAUCAAACAUUAAAAGCUUCCCUAAACAGGGCUUCCUUCAGAUGUCUUCUAAAAGUCUGGUAGUUGUUCUCUAACAUAAUAAUUUAUUAUUUAUACAGUGAUUUCAUUUUUAAAAUAUUGCAAACUGAAGUUUUCUACCGUACAUGCUUAUAGGAACAUUAUGAACAGCAUACUUCAGACAUCUCAUUAAAAAAGUCUACUCUACAGUAUGGAUUGGGUUAGGAAGGUUCUUUUACACAACAUGGUUAGCUAGCAAAACAGUAGAAAGAGGCUGGCAUUCUAAUUAUCCUAAGGACUGUAAAUUAUAUGCAAGUUGUAACAGGUUUAACAUUCUGAAUUUGCAGCAAUGGGGCUGGAGUGGUGUAAAAUUUUGUGAUUUCUUCAGAGUUGUUGAAUCUUGCUGAUAGCUGAUAACUGAGGGACAUCAGAGGCAACCUUGGGAAGAGAGGGAAACUUAACUUGAUGGGUAGUAAUAGGGAAGAUUCCAAAUUCUGUGGGAGAAAGUUGGAAACAUGCCCUGUGUGUUCUUGUCAACGUAACUAGAUACAGUCGGGAUCUCCUCUUUGUCUGUUUUGCCUGUGUUGUCGCCAGGUGCUGCAAAGUGCAUGGAGCAAUUUGUAUUCCAAACGUCAGCCAGCUGCUCCUGUUGAGCCUCUCUCUCCAGAUUGGUUAGGAACUCUUUUAAAACUUGCUUGAAUAUGUACACAAUUUCCCAAGGUAAAACGUCGUUUUCUGCCAGAACCUCACGGAAUCUAGAAAGAAGAGGGGGGGAAACCCAAACAACCUGAAAUCUAAGGUUGAUUCCAGACAACUUUUUUAAAAAUUAAUUUUUAAUUUUUAAAAUUAAUUUAUUCUGAUUCCUUUGCAUGGAAGGGAAUUUCCAGUAGAUUUUCCCUAUCACUUAUUGCAAAAGUCUGAUGUUUUGGGGAAGUGGUUUUGUUGUCUGAUACCUAUACAGGAGCAACCUGAAUUUGCUGGUAUGUGCCUAUCACUUCUAUCUCUUUUGUUUUUGGUGGCAGUGGAGAAAGGUGUUCUGUCCUUUUUGUGGUUGCUUUCUAAAGACACCAUCAAGAAACAGGGAGGAAUGGCGCUUGUAAUACAUAUUGAUGUCAUACAACAGUGGAAGCUAUUCUGCUCCCCCUUCCCAUAUUAAGCUGUCUGAGCAAGCUGAUUCAAACUGACGUUGCCCUCCAGUCUUUUACUGGGCUCAAAAAGAGAGCAUAGGAUUGUUCUGAUUUUCUUUUUUGAAUUCCUAUACACUGCCUGUGGGUGAAAAGUUGUAUGUAUAGAAUUAGGAAUGUUUUAAUGGAGAGCUUUUAAUAGGCUGCUUUUGUGAGUCGCACAUGUUAGCUUUACCAACAUGUGUAUGAAUUUGGAUCGCGACUCACUAGUUUCACAACCACAACGAUAGCAAGCAAAUUUUAAGCUAUACACACUGGGGAAAAGGGUAGUUCAUACAUAUGCUGAUACAUAUCAUGUCUAGCAAAAAUAGUGCAUGCAUCUGAUUUUUAAAUAAUAAAGACCUUUUAAUAGGCAUUGAAUUUGCAUAGAUAGCAAAGCUAAAGUUUUGUUUCUAGAAGGCUUUAGCAUAGACAUUUUGUUCAUCACAUUCAGGGAACAGAUAAACAUUGAAAGUUACAUCAACCAGCAUUUAACUUGUGCAGUUAAAUUUGCCAAAAUCGCUCCUAUGCACACUUGACUUGAGGUGUCCCAUUGAACUUGGAGGGACUUAGGAAUAAGCUAAGGCUAGAGUCCAGAGCAUACUUGCAGUGAACCAUGUAACCACACUGAGGACUAUCUACCUGGGGUUUACUUUCCAGAAGCAUUAUUAAGAUGAAACUGCAAGGAAAAGUCUUUACAGUACUUGAUUUUUUGUAGACGUUUAUGUGAUGCUAGGUCAAUAAAACGGUGUUACCUGCUGAGAAUGAUUCCAGUUUGGCACGGUUGGAUUUGGGAGCAAAGGACUUCAAGCUGUCUUUGUUCAGUCGCUGGGAUAGUUAUCUGAGGAGUUUGCUGGCUCUUCAGCCAGUUGUAAUCCACACUAGUUUUCUGAACUUUUUGUUCAUUUUCUAUCUCCUGUAUCAGGCGCUCGCGUUCCUUGAGGUGCCAUUUCAAUUCCCUCAGGAGGGUCUUGGUCACAACUUCUGAGCCAGGGUACUGUCCGGUCUUAUAGGAAUAGUUUUUUGGCCAUUUCAUCCAGCCAAAGAAUGGCAUUUUGGCAGCUGAUUUAAAAAGACGAGAGAGAAGGUUCUUUAUUCAGGUUUGUUCGGUGCAGUUACAACAUUCGUAAAUUACCACACAAUCUGACACAUGGAGGCAGCAAUCCUAUACACACUUUACCUGGGAGCAAGGCCCAUUGAACUCAGUGGGCCAUGUACCUGAGUAGACAUAUAUAGGAUCACACUAUUUGGUAACAAUCUGGACAUAUAAGCUUGCUCCCCCUUUAAAACCAAUUGGACUCAAACAUGUUUGGAUUGGGUCAGAUUAUGCUGUGUGUGUGUGUGUUUAUGUGUAAGCUUUUUGCACUAUAUGAACUAGGCAAAGCCCAAAAAACUUAACAAAUGUACCGUAAUCUUUUAAAACACAGAGAUAGAAAAGUUUUUCCACUGAAUUUAAUGGUUCCAGUUAUUAAGAUAUGCAUGUACAUAACAUGAAUACAUACACACAUUUGGAUGCCUACAGUUUACUAAACUCUUAGAAAUCUGGAAGUACAGAUCACUACCCUUCCCAUGCAAGACAUUGGUCGUUUCUGAGGCUUCUAUAUCCUUGUUUGUUUUGUUUUUAGUCAAUACAAUUUCUAAAGUCAAUACAACUACAGUACUGUGCUUUUAAUUUUCAUUUUGUAAGUUUUGAGUGAAAUGACUCACCUACUUACUGUACUUAUUGAAAGGCGUAUCUUUCCCCAAUGUGGCUGUGUACGAGUUUUGCUCGACGUGAAGGCUGUUUAUUCCAGCAUCGUUCCCUUUUACAGGCAGUUGCACAUUCUGUAAAAAAGCAGACAAGCAUUCCUCACUCUACCCACUUGAGAAAGGAGCACUGAAGAUGGCACAUUCAUCUUUUUGCAUCCUUUUCCAGCUUCUGAGGUUGCUUAAUUUGCUUCUUCUUACAUUAGAGAGAGCCUGUGCACUUGGACGUGGAUCCUCCCGAAAUUCUUCUCCCAAAGUCCAUUCAGGGCUUCUGCCUUUUAAACAGUUUUGUCUUGAGCAGUAGUUGAUCUGUUGUGUGGGCUUAAAAAAUAAAGGCAAGGACGAGGAUUUCAGAAGCUUGUUACAGCUGCGAUAUGCAUCCAAAGUUAUUGUCGGUAGCUGGAUGAACAACGAUGGUCUGAAGUCAUGCCAGAUGUGCUUCUAGCUAAAGUUAAGACUGUCGGUCGGAUGAUGCGAUGCUUGGAUGUGCAUAGCUGUAGGUCACAGUUUGGCGCUCUAUUUCUAUGCCUGUAGUGCUCUAAAAAUAACCACGUUGCUUUCGUUGUCGAACUAAACUUUCAGGCCAUUUUGAUGCUGGAUUCCCUCCCCUCCUGUUAGACUUGUGGUAGAGGAAGAGGAGGACAGGUCAGAGCAGCUGCUCUGUUUUACCUAUCCACAGUUAACACACACACACACAUAUAUAACAAACCAAUACAGCCUUGCGAUAGCUCAUCUCAACUGGAUUUGUGCCAGUUGGGGGCUACUUGCACGGCCGCAUACAGAGAGAGAUUCCUAGUCUAUACUUCCCCUGAUUAAAUUAAUCUCUUAGUAUUUGCGUAGUUCUUAUUUAUAGUCCGCAGCUGUUAACGGUUUUGUGGGGUUUUUUUUUUUUUUUUUUAACAUGAUGAAGGUAUUUAAAGAAGCAGCUUGCUUUGCUAGCACCUCCAAUAAGCCAUGAGAAACUUGGUUUUGAAAAAUAAAAAUCCUGGCUAGGAUUUGGAAGUAAAUGCACGUAGCUUGGCCUAGGAUGAGGCAGUCUUCAGUAUGUCUACCUAUCUCAGUGUUGUCUUCUCUGCUUGGCAGUGGCCUUCCAGAUCUCAAGCAUAGAGAGAGCUUUCUUAUCCUUGGCUUACCUGUUUUGUUCAAAAGGGGAUGCCCAGAAACCUGUGAGCUUUCUGCGUCCAAAACACGAUCUUAACUAUUGAACGAUGGCCCCCUCCAAGAAACCUAGAUCCCCGGCUCUUUUAAGAAACUAUAGCCAGGUCUUAUUGCAGACUUUUCUCCUCCAUUACGUGAAUAUGACUUCUUCCUUAGUCUGCCUUUGCUGACUGGCUGAUUGGGGAGGGGAGAAAUACCCCCUUUCAAGAUUCAUGAUAUGUGUUGUUCGUGCAAAAAGUCUUAAACGGCCGUUUUGCCAAACCUUUUAUUUCAUUUCCUACCAUAAACCUGAACAGAAAGUGUAGAAUACAAGUCUGUUCUGUUUUUCCCUCCCGCUGCUGUAAUUUCCAGUGACAAUAUUCUCUUUUAUAAGCGUUGGUCUCUCCCAGCCAGCCCCCUUCCCCCUCCGUUGUGUUGUAUUGAACUGCUUCGUGUGGUAGAACGGCCAUGCGGAUCUGGCCUGGAUGUCAUGCAAUAUAAAGGGUGACGUGUGUGGCUGUUAUUAAAGCCGAUGUUACUUAUAUGUUGGAAAAAUUCAGGUGUCAGUAUUAAUCAUCCUCAAUAGGGAGGCUUUCACAUUGCAUUGUGUUUGGGGCAGUACAAAAAAUAAAACCCACAAAAAAACGGGGAAGAGACUGGACUUGCAAUGGCACAGCUGCCUUUGCAAAAUUUCCGACGGAAUUAAAAUGUUCCCUGGCAACUUUUCUCCAGCGGAUUUGCCAGGUCCCUGCACUAUUUUUUAUUUUUAUUUUUGUAAAAACAAAAGAAGAAACCUGUACUGCAACUAGAAAGUUCUUUUUUAAAACAACAACAACACCCACCCUGUUACACAUUCCCUUGGAGAAUGCGAUUCUUCUGUAAAAGGACUGAGUAAAUUCUGUAACCUGUAUGUUCGGUGAGCAAUCUGCUGGAGAUAUUAGGCUCGCUUAAAAUGUCUAUAGUGUGGGUAGAAAUUGUAAAUGUCUGGCAUUCCUCCCCCCACCCGUGGCUGGAUGCAGCAAAGCAAAGCUCAGGUAGGAAUUUAGUUUGACAGACCUGCUGUGUUGGCAUAAGUGCUAAUGCUUCCAUGGAAAAACUGGAUUCUCUUCUCCACACACCCCUAUGUAUUUUCAUAGGUAGGUAGUUUAUUUAAGAAUGUGCUAACUAAUAUUGAAAUAAUAUAGUUGUGUGAAUUCAGAGGGCUGGAUGUUCUUGUUGCACCUCACGUUCCCAAAAUUGAUCCUGGCGUGACACCCAGACUGUUAUACCAUGCUGGCUUUUGGGUGAUUUAGCACCCUUUUUUUUGUGGGGAGGGGUGGGUGAAAUAGCUGUAAUCUCUUUUUGUAAUGGCCCUGUUGCCAUGCAGUCACAACCAGGAGGACAUUACUGAAAGUGACUCUCUCCUGUGCAACAAUACUCUGCGGUCUCCAAAUGUGUUUCGAUGCAACUUUUGCUAAGUUUGCUUGUGCUACUUGGUCCCGAAACAAACAGACAAAAAGUUCUGAAAUCUGCAGAGCAGGCAGGUUUAAACCUCCUACGAUUUCGGUGUCCCUCCCUUGUUUCAGAUAAAGUGAUGCUCUCUUGUAGCACGUUAUGAAGAAAACAGCUCUGCUUGAUCUCAGCUGGCAAAUGACUCAUGGCCUGAAGUAUUAACUUAAGAUUUAUUUAUUUUCUUUAUCUGGAGCAGUAAGUAGAGCUGGCCUCCUUACUUACAUAAGGCUUCCUUUCUGUCUUUGUUGCUUUUUAAAGACAUAUAUGCUAUAUUAACUGUACUAGUUGGAGGCUUUUAAUUAGUAUGCAUUAUAGUUGCGGAGGCACCAUCACUUGGUGGUAGAAUCUAUGCCUAGAAAGCCAUUGUGGUCUAGUGGUUAGGGCGUUGGACUAGGACCUGGGAGGCUGGGGUUCAACUCUGCACUCAGCAGUGAAGCUCACAGGGUGACCCUGGGCCAGUCACUGCCUCUCAGGCUAACCUACCUCACUGGGUUGUUGUGUGGGAAUCCAAUUUCUCCUUGGAGGAGAAAGUGGGAUAUAAAAGCAGCCAUUAAAUAGUAGUAGCCAUUAAAUAGAAGUAUUCAGAAGGUCCCAUAUUCAGUUGGCAGCAUCAAUUGUUAAUAAUAAUAAUAAUAAAAUAAAUAAUUUUUUAAUUUUAUUUAUAUGCCACACAUCUGACUGGGUUGCUCCGGCCUCACUGGGCGGCUCCCAACAGAAUAGUGAAAACACAAUAAAACAUCUAACAUUAAAGAUCUUCAUUCAGAUGUCAUCUAAAAGUUCUUUAUUUCCUUGUUAAAAGGAGCAGGCUGCAGAGUCAGACCUUGUCUGCCUAAGACAAGGCCUGCAGCUGUUGCUGGCUUUUGUUCCUUCUUAGGCCAGCGGGCAUAUUUCAAAUUUUUAUUUAUAGGCAGUGACCAUUCUAGGUUCGUCCGAUAUGUGUUGUGACCGUGCACAAGCGCAUUGCUCUGUACCUGAAAAAUCACAAAAAGGGGGUGGGUGGGUGGAACUGGGUGUUUGCAGGCUUUUUCAAUGGCGUUUCGAAUAUAUGCAAUUCCACUUAAACACGCGAUGCCUUGGAACGUAACCCCUGGGUAAAUUGGGAGUUGCCUGUAUUAAAUUUGUAUAGCACCCUUGAUUUGUAAAUCUAAGGGUGGCUCAAAACAGAAGCAAGGCAGAUAAAAACACAAAAGGCAUAAUAAGAACGCAAACCCAAAAGAGACCCCCCCCCAGACUAAUGAAUGUUUUUCUGGGAAAGUGCCACAAAAUGGCCGCCGUGGUGGGUGUUGCGUAACUCUGAAGGUCUGCUGCAUCUAAAAGAGCAGAAAAAGAAAUGGCAACACAAUAUAGUAUUUCCCCACCUCACAUCGGUAGGCAAAAAGGCACCUACAUCAGCCACCACCCAGUUCAUUCCCCGAGAGAAGCUCUUUGCAUCUCUUCUUUGUUCAAAAAGGGAGGGAUGGUGCGUUCCCCAUUCUGGCAUCCCUUUGAAAUGGGAGCAUUCGUAGGAGAGGCCAGAGCAAACAGGCUCUCAUAUACGUCGUAUUUUGGAGGGGAUUAUUUGCUGAGACCUUUAGCAGGCACCACAUGGGAGGUGAUUGCAGGGACACCGGCACUUGUGUCUGCUGUGUCGGCAACCCCUGGCCUAGGUUCCUGGAGAGCUGCCAGUCAGAGUAGGCAGUAUUGGACUAUUUUGAAAAGAAACAUCCUGGGGUAUAAGACAACGUGAAUGUUGUGUGGCACUAGUAGAAGUUGGACAUAACGUUCUAUGGACCAGAUGUGCCUUCAUAAGAAGCAAUUUUAAAUAGCUUUGGAAGCUGGGGAAAGUCACAGAAAAUUGUGGUUAGAUUUGAAGGGGAUGGGGGCACAGGAUAAAAAAAGGACUCUUAUCCCAGGUAGGCUGCCUGGAUUUUGGGCAAGGCUGGCCUGAGAUGUGUUGCUGUCUGUGACAGGGCACCAAUUGCUUCCCCCACCUCCCCAAAGUUAAAGUGCCUAAUAGGCUUUGCACUGGAGGCAGAAAUUGUCCUUCCUUGGCAGUAAAAAAACAAAAAACAAAAACACUUUAAAAAUUGGGAUGCAGUUUUAUUUAUUUCCAGUGUAGAGAGAGCCGUUUUCAUCAUGCCUGGUCCCAGCGGUUUACAAAGCAAUCAAUAAAGCAAUCCGUCAGUCAAAAUCAGGCAUAGGCAAACUUGGAAGUUGUAGUCCCAAAACAUCUGGAGGGCCGAGUUUGCCUAUGCCUGGUCAAAAUAGUACAGUGUAUGAAACGCAAAAAGCACAGGCUCAGAGCUAAGUUGGCACUGUACUGCUGCAAUAGCACAACGCUCGGAUUGCAUUGUUAAUAAGGGUGUUUCCCAGUGCCCUAUUUAUCGGGCUUUUGUGACUAUUUGUGACCGUGAUGGUAUCAGGGUGGUCAUACGUGAUCCCACUUUUAGUGCUGUUUGUUCCUGGAAGAGUUUUAGGGCAGUCACACUGCUUCAUUUCCAAUCAGUGUGUAUCCCGUAUCUUCUUUCUGAAAUCCCAUAACCUUUUAUAGGUCUGGUGUUGCGUACAACUGCAUCAGAGGGGUGAAGUCGUUAAGUUUUCAUUUUACAGUCAUCAGCAUUUUUUACUCAAGAGAAACCAUCAGCAGUUUCUUCUGUGGUCUUUCUAGGUGUGAUCUAAACCACUGGUGGUCUGUGGCCUGUGAAUUUUAAAACUCACUGGACUAAUUAUUAAUGGAGGCAUUAAAACUCUUCAGUACAAUUCCUAUGUCAGAAUGACCCCUAGAAGUCAUAUUUAGGGCUUAUGAUUGACAUGUCUUGGCUAUGUGCUGGAGCUGCUUUGGGCAUCCAGCUGAAAGCCUGGACAUGACAGCUGACUGACAAGGUUAAGUUGAUGGCCAUCUCAUUUGUGGGGGGUGGGUGUGGGUUGCAGGGUUUAUAAUAUACAAAUGUGAGCUUGCCCUUCAAGAGAACUCUUUAACUGCCAAGGGGUACUCCUUCUAUAUAUUUUUCACAUUCAGAAGCGAAGCAAGGGGUGUGCACCUGAGUUGAGAUUGAUUUCUCUUCCCCCUACCUCCUCAAAACAAACCUUCACUUAAAUGAUGCUGUGGUCCUUUCCAAGGAAAAAAUGAGAAUGAUAGGCAAGACUCAACCGAUAAACUAAGAAUUUCGUGAAAUAAGAUGGCUGUGAGAUCAGGGAAUACUGAAAGUCAUUCUGAGCCUAGAAGUGACUGAGCAGGUUGAAUGCAAGGCCUGUAAGCUGCACACCUUUUCUAUGUAGCUUGUAUAGUUAGCACUGAAAACCCCCCCUUUUUUUUUGGGUUAAGAAUUUAGAUUUUAUUCUGCGGUUCUACAUAGUCUUCAAUAUUUAUAACUGUUAAGCCCGAAGCUUUGAAAUUCUGAAAAGGUACGCGUCAUGCUAGUUAAUGCAGUGGCGCAUUAAGGUUUUUGAAUUAAUGAGUUUUCCAUUCCCCCCUUUCCUUUCCCGAAUCAGCCCAUUUCAGUAGCUGAAUUCAAGCGUCUUCCAGUUUUGAAUGCUACCUUGUCUACUAAAGGAAAGGCUACAGCCUCUGUGAAUGUCGCUGCCGUUUACAUCGGAUGAAAACUCUUUUCAGCGAGUGUAUUAAUAAUAAUAAUAAUAAUACCAAUACUAAUAACAACAACGUAAUAGCAGCCCGGUUGGAUCACACUAAAGCAGGGGUAGGCAACCUAAGGCCCGGGGGCUGGAUGCGGCCCAAUCGCCUUCUUAAUCCAGCCCGCGGACAGUCCGGGAAUCAGUGUGUUUUUACAUGAGUAGAAUAUGUGCUUUUAUUUAAAAUGCAUCUCUGGGUUAUUUGUGGGGCAUAGGAAUUCGUUCAUCCCCCCCCCCCAUAUAGUCUGGCCCCCCACAAGGUCUGAGGGACAGUGGACCGGCCCCCUGCUGAAAAAGUUUGCUGACCCCUGUACUAAUACAUACCAUUUCCCACACUGACCAGCCAGAAGACUUGGGAAGGCAACAAACAGGACAUAAUUGAAUGGUGGAACUCCCAUAGUAUGUCGUGAGGGCCACAGACUUUGAUCACUUUAACAGAGGACUAGAUUAAUUUCAUGGAUGAUAAGGUUUUCAGUGGCCACUAGCUAAACAGGUGUAUACUUCCGCCAAUGUCAAAGGUGGCAUUUGUCACUGAAUAUCAGUUUUUAGGGGAGGUUGUUGGGGAGAAUGCUGUUCCUUGCAGGUUUCCUGUUGGGGCAUCUGGUUGGUCACUGUGAGGACAGGAAUCUGAGCUGGAUAGGACCUUGGCCUGAUCCAGCAGGAGUCGUCUUCUUUUAGGAGCACAAGAGCAUUCUCCUGUGUUCUCCAGUGGCGGAUGGUUCAGAGACCUGCUGCCAUUGCCAUGUCUGGUACACAGUGCUUUUUUCUUCUUCUGGUGGAACAUGCCGGAACCCAGUUCCGGCAUCUUUUCUUGGCCCCUGCCUUGUGCCACCACCACCUUCGCCAUCUUCCUGCCUUGACCGUUCGCGCCCCGGAGCAUGGGGAGUGAUGGUGAUGUCAGUGGCGCAAAGCACGGUGGGAGAUCUGACAUUCCUAGGCUCCUGCAACCCUACGUAGCACCAGCAGGUUUCUUUACCGAAGAAGGCAACAAGAUGCAGUUGCAGAAUAAUUGAUGCUGAAAGAGUGAACGUUUUACCAAUCAGAAACCGCGAGAGGCGGGUGUUUGGGGUGGGCGGGGGCUCCUCCAGGAAGAGCAUCAGGAGCCAAUCAAGAAAGGAAGCUAUCCGCCAGUAGGCUAAAGUAAGGCAAGUGUGGGCAACACCAUAUCAGUGUACUGUGUUGGUCAUCCUUUUCGUGAUGCACCGAUUUGAGGGGCGAAACAAGCUGAAUCUCCCUAUAAGAUGGUAUAGCCCAGCAUCUAGUCAUGUGAUUUUGGUUUCAAGAUGGCGGCGACGUUGGCGACUAUGGCGGUGAGCUCCCGCACUUUUUUGUCUGGAAAACGCUGCUAGUACACAGUUAAAGUAGUAGUAGUAGUAAUAAUAAUAAUAACAAUAAUAACAAUAACAAUAAUAAUAUAUAAUAUAAUUAUAAUAAUAAUAAUAAUAUUUAUGCCCCGCCCAUCUGGCUGAGUUUCCCCAGCUACUCUGGGUGGCUGACAGCACGUAAAAAAUGGUAAAACAUUAGACUUCAUAAAACAUUAUAGAAGUCAGAUAGUUGUUUAUUUCCUUCACAUCUGACCGGGGGGGGGGCAUUCCACAGGGCAGGUGCCACGACCGAGAAGGCCCUCAGCCUGCGCACCAGAUGGAGCUGGUAAACAGCUGCCCUGGACACAGAAUUGACCUGCGCCCCCAUGGACAGAUGUGAGUCCAAAAUGACUCCCAAGCUGUGCACCUGGUCCUUCAGGGGACCAGGGGACAGUUACCCCAUUCAGGACCAGGGUGUCCCCCACCCCCUGUCCCCCAAAAACAGUACUUGUGUCUUGUCAAGAUUCAACCUCAACCUGUUAGAUGCCAUCCAUCCUCCAACCGCCUCCAGGCACUCACACAGGGCCUUCACUGGUUCCGAUUUGAAAGAGAGGUAGAGCUGGGUAUCAUCCGCAUACUGAUGAACACCCAGCCCAGACCCCCUGAUGAUCUCUCCCAGCGGCUGCAUGUAGGUGUUAAAAAGCAUGGAGGAGAGGACAGAACCCUGAGGCACCUCACUCACCCCCCCAACACCAAAGUAAAUUAAUCAAAAGGAAAAUGACAUUUUGCCUCUUUGUCUCUGGCUCCCCCUACUGUUGAACUUCUGCCCAAUCAGUCUCAAUAGGCACCUGCUUCCAUGGCAGGUAAGUGCACCUCAGUGUAAGCUUGGGGAAGGGCAAAUUUGACACGGGGCAUCCACUUUCAGCAGUGACCUCACACUGCGCAUAACAUUGUCGUUCAGCCCUUUGCCAGCUAUAACUGAAGCAGCUGUGAGGGAUGAGGAAGACACUGGUGCUGGAAUGGGGGCAGUGUUUGUAAGAGCAUCCAUACAGAUGAAAGCACAACCUCUGGGUUGAUUGAUGCUGGCAUCAGUAUUAAGUAAAACCCCUAGUCUCUUGCUAACAAAAACAUUGAUGUAAAGAUGGAGAAUUGGGUAUUAAAGUGGAAAAAUAAGGGCCUCAGAAAUAUCCAGGCUUGUGGAAGAUGGGAUGCUGUCACAAGCGCUUGCGUUCAGAGUUACGAUUUCCAGUGGCUUUGGUACAUCUUACUACUUCCACUUAAAUUCCCAUUGUUCAUGUGCUGCCUUAGCACCCUGUCACUUUGUAUUAUCGAGAGCAUUAUAGGUCAAGACCAGCCAUCUUGUAUGUUGAAAAUUCCAUGUUAGAUAGCUAGUCCCACAACAUGUUUUUAUAUUUUAAGUUCUGGCGAUUAAUGGAUCUGGUGUAGGUUUUCGUUCAGUCUUCAUUUGGUGGGGGGAAGUUUAAAAAAAACAACAAAAAACAUUUGUCACGUUGCAAAUCUCCAAUAAACUACAGUGGUACCUCAGGUUAAGUACUUAAUUCGUUCCAGAGGUCCGUUCUUAACCUGAAACUGUUCUUAACCUGAAGCACCACUUUAGCUAAUGGGGACUCCUGCCGCCGCCAUGCUGCCGGAGCCCAAUUUCUGUUCUUAUCCUGAAGCAAAGUUCUUAACCUGAAGCACUAUUUCUGGGUUAGCGGAGUGUGUAACCUGAAGCGUAUGUAACCUGAGGUACCACUGUAUGUUCCAUUCAUUGCAAAGCUGAAAUCUGCAACCCUCCUCCAGCCACAGGAACCAGUAUCCUGAUUGUGUAGCAAUGAGAACUGGCACCCCUUGCAUUGGCACUGGAGAAGUGGCACUGACUUAUGCUGCUAGUGGAUGUGUAGUUUGAAAACAUUUGUUUUCCUUUGGGGAGCUUUGCUACCACUAUUUACAGGUAGGUAGCCGUGUUGAUCUGCCGUAGUCGAAACAAAAAAAAUAAUACCUUCCAGUAGCACCUUAGAGACCAACUAAGUUUUUUAUUGGUAUGAGAUAAUAAUAAUAAUAAUAAUAAUAAUAAUAAUAAUAGUGUUCAUGCACACUUCUUCAGAUAUACUGAAACAGAAGUCACCAGACCCUUAUAUAUAGUGAGAGGCUGGGGAGGGUGGUGGGAAUGGGUGAUUGGCUGAUAGGUGUGGUAGACCUGUUGAUGACUGUUAACAACUGCAGUUGGUCUUACAGAAAAAAGCAAGGGGUAAGAUGGCUAAAAAUAGCUUUAUCAUGUACUGUAUAAUGAGAUAAGAAUCCAAUGUCUCUGUUCAGACCAGGUCUCUCCAUGGUUUUAAUUCAGCAACUUCUCUUUCCAGUCUAUUUCUGAAAUUCUUUUGUAAUAAGACAGCUACUUUUUACUAUGUUAGUUGCUUUUCUUAAAAGCUAACUCAAAGUGACUUACAUUAAAAUCAGUUAAAAGCAACAGUGAAAACUUGGGGGGGGGGGGGAGUCAAAUGAAGGACUGAAAACACAGUUAAACCAAAAGGCAGGGCUACAAGUCCUGCCCUGCUAAAAGAGGCCACAAUGCCAUCCUUCAAAUUAAGGGCUAAGAGGCUGGGUGAAAAGAAAAGCCUUUGCCUGGCGCCUGAGACUGGACAAAGAUGGCUCCAGGUGUGCCUCCCCAUGGAGAGUUUUCACAAGCAGGAAACCACCACUGAAAAAUCCCCCUUUUUUGUUGCCAUCCUCCAAACCUCCCAUGAAGGGGGCACAUGAAGAGGGGCCUCCACAGGGUCUAGGUUGGUUCAUGUGGGGAGACACUGUCCUUGCAGUAUAAAGCUUCAUAGGUAAAAACCAGUGCCAGAACUGGUGUGAAUAUGUUCCGACUAUCCUGCCUCAGUCCAUAAUGUCAGCUGCAGUUUCCAUACUGUCUUCAAAGGCAGCUCAACAUGUAAAUGCCUUGCAGUAGUCCAGCCUAGACAUUACCAGAGCAUGGACAGCAGAGGUUAGGCUUCUUCUGUCCAUGUAGGGCAGGGGUCAGCAAACUUUUUCAGCAGGGGGCCGGUCCACUGUCCCUCAGACCUUGUGGGGGGCCGGACUAUAUUUUGAGAAAAAAACGAACCAUUUCCUGUGCCCCACAAAUUCAUUUUAAAUAAAAGGACACAUUCUACUCAUGUAAAAACACCAGGCAGGCCACACAAAUAACCCGGAGAUGCAUUUUAAAUAAAAGGACACAUUCUACGCAUGUAAAAACGCGCUGAUUCACAGACCGUCCGCAGGCCGGAUUGAGAAGGCAAUUGGGCCGGAUCCGGCCCCCGGGCCUUAGUUUGCCUGCCCAUGACGUAGGGGCACAGCUGGAGCCACAAGUCGGAGCCACUGAGGUCACUUGAAUCUGGAUCCUACAAGCUACGUACCUGCUCCUUUGGGAGGAGUGUAACCUCAUCUUGAGCAGGCUGCUUCCCAUCCAUCUGGUCUAGGGAGUCAUCAGCGCCUCAGCCUUGUCUGGAUUAAGCUUUUGUUUACUGGCUCUUCAACUUCUUCCACAGCAACGUCUUGCAGUGAGGUUGUUUCAGAGCCGCAAAGUCUUCCGGCUUUUGGAUGAGAAAUCGUUAAAGAUAAUAGAAAUGCUUCAUAUACUGGGAUGCUCCCUGUUUUUCAUUGUGUGCAGUUGUUGUGACCAUCUCUUGUAUAGCAUAAUAAAAAUUGUAACACAGAUGUUUAAGAAGAAAUGAGAGCGUUAUAGCAGUGUCAUUUGUAAUAUCCCUCUCCUUGCUUUUGAGAUAUGUGUGAUGUAUAUAUGUGAAAUAUGUACAUAUUUAUGUGUCUCUGUGGUUUCCUUUGUAUGGGUUCAGUUCUCCCCCCCCCCCUUUUUGCUGGCAUUGGCUCACAACCUUUUCUGAGGUCAUUUCAUAGCUUUAAGUCAGGGAAGACCUUUUGAAAUCCCUGAAUUCAUUUAAAGCCUAACGUGUUAUUGUGGGAGUAUAUUUAGUACAAAUGUGCCAAUUAUUUUUAGUGUUAAAUGGUGUUUCCCUCCCAGUAAUUCCUCUGAAGGGACAAGCUGGCAUUCCUUUUGUUAAUUUGAUGUUAUUUUUGUGGUUAGUGCUUAAUAGCUAUUUCUUGAUACCAGCAAGCAAGCAGGCAAGGAAAAAAAAAUAGCCUGAAGAGUUGCUUGGAAAUAGUUUUAAAGCCCUUGGAUUUUUGAAAAAGCCCAGCCCACUCAGCAAAACUCAUUGGGUUAAACAAAUGCUUGCUUACUAUUGUAUCAUUUACGCCAGGUUAGAAAAGAAUUGAAAACUUACUUUUAUCCACAUAGGGUUGGCCUAAGGCAUCUUGCUGUCUCAGGCAGAAAGGCAUAAUAUGUCCAAGACUAUUCAGGUUAUUAUGAUACCUGAGGUAUCAUGACUUUAAAAAUAUGAUGAUGUUUAUUAUACAGUGGUACCUCGGGUUAAGUACUUAAUUCGUUCCGGAGGUCCGUUCUUAACCUGAAACUGUUCUUAACCUGAAGCACCACUUUAGCUAAUGGGGCCUCCUGCUGCUGCGCCGCCGGAGCACGAUUUCUGUUCUCAUCCUGAAGCAAAGUUCUUAACCUGAAGCACUAUUUCUGGGUUAGCGGAGUGUGUAACCUGAAGCGUAUGUAACCUGAAGCAUAUGUAACCCGAGGUACCAAGGUAAUAGUGAUUGAUUGCCUGUAAUUUCAUCGUCCUUCUAUGACAGUUGAAAAUCACCUCAGUCUGCCUAAUGGUAGGACCGGCCCUGUGGUGCACCUUGGAGCUCAGUGUGUGACUGAGGGACCAAACCUGGUCCAGGGAGCAUCCCCAGUUGCCAUUUACAACUUGCUGCAUCCUUCUCCAUCACUUAACAGGAGUGCCUCAUUUCAUAUCACUUCUAAUUUGUACGCCACCUUUCUAUAUUACAAUGCACAGGCUGGAACUGGUCUGCGACCGAAAUAAUAAAUUCAUUCAUUCAUUACUAUGCACAAGGCAGUUUACAGCAACAAAGUGUACGACAAAGAACACACAUCUUAUAAUAAUCUGACACAAUAUAAAAAGUCACCAUAAAACAUAACUUUAAAAUGUAAUCACUUAUAUCAAACAAAGCAAUCUUUAAUAAUCUAUUAGAAUAUAAUAGUACGCAAUAAAAUCUACAGUGGUACCUUGGUAGUUGAAUGCCUUAGUUGUUGAACAAAUUGGCACCCAAAAGUCGCAAGUGAGUGUUACGGUUUGUGAACAUUUUUUGGCAGCUGAACAUCCGACGCAGCUUCCAUGACUUCCAGUUGGCUGCAGGAAGCUCCUGCAGCCAAUUGGAAGCCAUGCCUUGGUUUUCGAACCAUUUUUGGGAGUCGUACGAACUCCUGGAAUGGAUUAAAUUUGAGAACCAAGGUACAAGUGUACUCUCAAAGCAUCGGCCAAUAAUUAAACAGAAAUCACUCUUUACAAUUACAAUAAGUAACUACUAAAUGGUGAUCAAUAAAAACAACUGCAAGUCACAACACAUAAAAUGCCACAGUACAUACAAAACCGUGUAGAAGGCUCAAAUUGCGAGACAAAGACACACAACUUCUAAAACUUUUUUAAAAAUAGAGGUUUCUUUGAGUUUAUGAAAUAAGAGCGAGACUGUAUUUUGUCUUCCCACCUGACAGAGCUCGACAGAGUGCUGGAGUUGAAUAUGUUGAAAGAUACAGACAACUGGAGUCCGAUGAACUCGAUGCAUCAGACAGCAGUUGGCCUCCCUGUGAACCAGGUAAAAAAAUAAUAAUCUUAACUUUAAAGGCACCUUAGGCAGCCAUGCGUAAAUUGUGAAAAGGGAUUGUGAGAUGCUGCAUUUUGUAGAGGCUGGAUUAAGAUCAUGCAUGUGAAUUUGAAGUGGUGCCUAGCUGGAGUGUGUUUGUGUAUAUGUGCCACACUUGUGCACAACAGUCAACAGGAGGAACUGAGCGCAUAUUUUCCUAGACUGAAAAUGCACGAUGUUCUCAGAGGUUGCUGGAUUGCAUUCUGCAUUGUCCCUCGCUAUUAACCAUGUUAGCUGGGGCUGGUGGAAGUCUGGAUAGCUCAGUUAGUUAGAGCAUGGUGCUGAUAACGCCAAGGUUGCAGGUUCAAUCUCUGUAUAGGACAGCUACAUUUCAGGGGGUUGGACUAGAUGAUCCUCGGGGUCCCUUCAAACGCUAUGAUUCUGUGAUAAAGUCUGGUCCCAACAACACCUGGAGCACAUCAGAUUGGCUAUCCCUUCCCUACUGUUAAGUUCAGGCAUCCCCAAACUCGGCCCUCCAGAUGUUUUGGGACUACAACUCCCAUCAUCCCUAUCUAACAGGACCAGUGGUCAGGGAUGAUGGGAAUUUUGGUCCCAAAACAUCUGGAGGGCUGAGUUUGGGGGUGCCUGGUUAAGUGUCUUCAACAGUAAUUUGGGGGCAGGCAGAGUGCAGUGCUCCUUCAUCGUUUGCCACCCAACAGAUGAACCAUCUUGCAUUCUGUCAAAGCAUCACGUCUGCAGAAGGCCAGUUUUCUCUGGACCACGCUUUGCCACCAGCUGACCCAUCACCACUGAAACUGUUAUGAGGGUUUUCCUCGGGCCAAAGGAAGGGAUGUAGCAACAGUUUUGGAAGCAUAGGAGGAAUGAUUCUCCCUUCAUCCCAAGUCCAUUGGAAUUCUCCUGAUCCCGCUCCUGAAGCAAUCACAGUUGCUUAUCUUUGGCAUGGAGGAGGAAGUUAUAUGCUUUCCAGGGUCCACAGAAUCUUGAGGGCAGUUGGUUUGGUCUCCCCUUUUGUCUUUCUGCAAAGGCAAGAGGAUUCUAUGUUAGAAACGCCCCUUCCCUUCCUGAACCCUCAACUUCACCCAUAAUAACUUCACUCACAGCGGCAAACUUAGCAGAACUUGACAAGAGGUCUCAGGCCCUACCCUGAGCAAAGGUUUGGGGGCCCACCGGCUUAACCCCCGCCUUCUUAUAAUGCUGCCCACUUUGCUGUGUCACAGUUCACAAAAGGGUGAGUGUUGCACUUCUGUGUGAAGAAAAAAAAUGUGUUCCGUGGCAACCAUUUGUGCUGUGGAGAAAUUCGUAUUGGACGCCAGUAUUAAGCCUGUAAAGACCCAGUGUCAACAUUUCCUCUAUAGAUCCUACUUAGAAUUUGGAAACAACAUGAAAUUCAGGAUCCCGGGUGUCACCAACAAACUUCUAGGCACCUGGCAGUGAAUCUCUUUGGAUUUUUCCAAUGCUGCCAGAACCGUUUUCUCCUAGUGGCUUAAAAUAUCUUCCAGCAUUGGUCAAAUCAUGCAGAGCUGUUGAUGUUUCCAUACUGACAUCUCUGAAUUUGCCAGAGGGUGGGUAGCCAGCAAGCAUUGUACUGUUGUGACAGAAUGCUGUAGUGUACAUGAGUUUUCCCAAGGAUUAUAUUUAGAAGAAUCCUGGCCAGAAAGCCUUAUUAAAAGGAGGAGAAGUGUAUUACUGCUCAUUAGGGGCACAAUCUAGCCGAAGUUAAUCACCUUUAAAUGCCAUUGACCUCGGUGGAAGGGGGCUAAUUGUUAAGACUAGUUGCAUUUGGAAUCACAGAAUCAUAAAAUUGUAGCAUUGGGAGGGACCCUAAGGGUCAUCUAGUCCAACCCUCUGCAAUGCAAGAAUCUCAAAGCCUACAUGGCAGAUGGCCACCCAACCCGGGCAACAGCACAGUGGCCCAAGUUGCACAUUCAUGUCAGCAGUGAAAUGCAGGAAGUCUUUAAAGGUAAAGGAAGAAGAGAAGAAGAGUUUGGAUUUGAUAUCCCGCUUUAUCACUACCCGAAGGAGUCUCAAAGCGGCUAACAAUCUCCUUUCCCUUCCUCCCCCACAACAAACACUCUGUGAGGUGAGUGAGGCUGAGAGACUUCAGAGAAGUGUGACUGGCCCAAGGUCACCCAGCAGCUGCAUGUGGAGGAGCGGGGAAUCAGACCCGGUUCCCCAGAUUACGAGUCCACCACUCUUAACCACUACACCACACUGGCUCUGACCCCUGACAGUUCAGUCCAGUCACGAACGACUCUGGAGUUGCGGCUCUCACCUCACUUUACUGGCCAAGGGAGCUGAUGUUUGUCUGCAGACAGUUUUUCCAGGUCAUGUGGCCAGCAUGACUAAGCCGCUUCUGGCAAAACCAGAGCAGCGCAUGGAAACGCCAUUUACCUUCCCGCUGGAGCGGUACCUAUUUAUCUACUUGCACUUUGACAUGCCUUCGAACUGCUAGGUUGGCAGGAGCAGGGACCGAGCAACGGGAGCUCACCCCGGCGUGGGGAUUUGAACCGCCGACCUGAUCGACAAGCCCUAGGCUCAGUAUUUCCUGUUAACAUCCUGUAACAGUCCGGUGUGUGCCCUCCGCUUUCUCAUCUCAGCAGAAAAGAGGUUAGAAAGUGGUUUACUUCUGAGUGAGUUGUUGCCAACUCCCGAUUUCUCUUUCUGUCUUUGAAGCUAUGGAGAAUCUCAGACAUGGGACUAUGACCGGUUGAGGGAGAGAUGAUUUUUUAGUAAGCCUUCAGGUCUUCCCAUAAGCAAGGACUUGCUCUGAGCCUCCUUAGAAGCUUAGCUGCAUGGACAAUAGCUGAAUGGUGUGAACAUGACCACUCUCUGAUUCUGUGAGUUUUCUUCCUCCUUUGCUGUGUUUCACAAGAGAGAGGUUACCAGAGCAUGGGCAAAAGAAAAAAGUUAGGCUAUCCCUGUCCAGAUAAGGGCACUGCUGGGCCACUAGCCGAAUCUGAUGGAUGUAUGCUUGAAGUAUUAAACUGAAGUGUGGUUGUCCAAGCUGGGCUGAUGCACUCUUCUCAGUUAGGGACCAGACUGCUGCAUUCCGGCUGAUUUCAGACAGGUAUACUACUCCUAGUGUGGCUUUUCUGUUGUAAACUGCAAGCGGAAUUUCAGUUCAGUUUGUACACGAUCAAUAUUGUACGUCGUUUCAUCCACACCAGGGUGUCAUGUGGCAUCUGUGGAUGGGGCUAUUUGAGGCUCAGCAAAUAUUCAUUAUAAUACUUGCAGAGGAAAGCCAUUUUUUGGUUUUUUAAAUAUUACUAUUGUUGUUGUUAUUUACAUUUCUAUUCUUGCACUACCUCCCAGAGGAGCAGCAAAGCCAAAACGUUAAAUCAAUAAUAUUUAAAAAUAAAAACAUGUUUCAAACAUUUAAAAACAAUGAAACCAUCUAAGAACAUGAGAACAAGUGAAAACAUUUUAAACAAUUAGUCACUUACCCUCACAGCUAAUAGUUUCAAGUUGCCAAGAACAAAAUAUAUAUAUUAAAUUUGUAUGCUGCCCUUCAUCCAUAGAUCACAGGGUGGUUCACUAUAUAAAAAUACAAAAUAUGAACAUUUGGCCAUCAAAUAACUGGCGAAACAGGGUUGUUGUUUUUUUAAGUUUACCUAAAUCAAGUGGGUCUUUUUUUCUCCCCCAUGUAAUUUUGGGAAAUAGGAUUGCGAGAGGUGCUGUAAAAAUACUUGGUAGAAGUCUGCAGCUGAUUCAGCUGCCAAAUCUUGUUUGUAUUCUCUAAUAAUUUACACAUUGUAUCAGCAAGGGCAAAGGAUCUUGCUUGUGUGCCUGUCUGUGUGCUUUCAAAAAGUCCAGAUUUUUGCCACCAGAAAAAACAGAUCUUUCAAGAAGCCAUGAAUAAUGCAAGCUCUGCAAAUAUGAGGAAAUCCAGUUAAUCCUCAAUUCAAAGCGUGGAUUUUUUGGGGAAGAAUACUCUUUGUGGGGGCGGGGGCAGAGGAGGGGAACUAUUCAGAAGAUGUAUAGAGCAGAAAUGAAUCCAGAUUAUUUAUAGCCAGCUAUAAACAGGAGUAAGCAAAGGGCUUUUUUUCAAAAAAGUGGCUUCAGAUGCAAGAGCAUCUUUUUAAUAAAUGCAGAGGCAACAUAGUUCAUGUAACUAAGCCAGGUCUUGGCAUACGAAACAGCAUACGAAAAUGCAUUAUUUCAGUAGCAUCUACUUUGCAAAAAAUAAUAAUUGUAUUUUAGGUAAAAUUGCAUAUAAGUCUGUGUAUAUUGGGAGAAAUUUGCUUUAAAAGCUGAUGGAUUUUCAAAAGGACUUUUAUUUAUUUAUUCCAAACUGAUGUGGAGAACUGAAUUUAAGGUUGGAAAAAAUGAGAAACUGACAAAUUUGCCCAUCCGACUUGGUUAACAUUUUGACUAGACACGUGUUUUCUUAACCUUUUUGACUGUGUUUCCAGCUCCACUCCAACCACCCCAGCAUGAAUCCAGUCCUGCAACUUGCAUACCAGUCAGCAAUUACAAAUAUCCUGAUCUGCCUGUAUCAAGAUACAGAGAAGAGGUAAAUGAUGUUGCAUCAUGGUUUUAUAAAGUUAUGCUGUGUUUUCUUUCUCCCACCCCCAAGCUACUGUUUGCUUGGUUUUCACUUGUGCUAAAACAGGUAUUGGAAAGGGUUUUCUUGACUUUGGUAUUUGUAAUUCAUCAAUAGCUUCCUCCCAUGUAUGCCCAGAUAGUUUCUGCCAUUGCAUCAAGUCCUUUUCAUCCAUUAAAUCUUAGUGUGCCGGUUGCAUCCUUUCUUGGGUAAAGAGGAUCUCACUGUAGUCAUCUAUGCUUUGGUAAUAAUCAGCAAGAACGUGGGGUGGCAGUGUCCCCAGAGCUUUAUUUUCAUUUUGGACAGUGUCAGGGAACAAGUUAUAGCAACUGAAGAUGCUGGGAUUGAAUCGCAGAACCCUACUGUAGAGUUGGAAGGGUGGAGGGUCAUGUAGUCCCAACUCAGCGUUUGAAAUUAGCCAGGCGGAAUUCGGCCACUUGUGACCAAGUGAAGAUGCCUGGGUGCCAAGGUGGAUCCUUAGAUCUCACCUGUUUUCAUACACUCAACAACGCAUCCUGUAGAAUUCCACCCCUGAUAUCUCAUCUGCACAAUCGGAACCAAUUUCAGGAACCAAAAACUGGAAUGGAAAAAUACAACUUUUGAGCUGUCUGACCGCAAAAUGGCAGCUGGACGUUCCGUUUUGGUGACUGUAACCCUGGUUUAAGGAGCCAUUUGGUGCCUAGCUUAUAUAUCUGAGUUUCUAACACCGGUCCAACCCUUUGCCAUGGAAGGUCAUGUGCAAGGGAACACGGACUGAAAGAGUAAGGCAAGGCCUGAUUCUGUGAGGUAAAGGAAAGUUGAACCAGCAAUUUUUUCCCCUGAGGAAUUAAGGAGACAACAGUUAGCUUAUUUUGUUACUCUUAACAUUUAUGUUUCUGAAAUUCUUGAUAAUUCAAAAUUCUCUGGGCAAAUGACAAAAUGAAAAUCACUAGAAAAAUAAGGAACGUUAAGAAACUAUGUUAUUCUGAAUUCUUGGACCCAGAGGUGUCUUACAUGAGUGGAAAGACAGCUUAGAAUGUAGCACCAUUGAAUUUUCCUGUUUUCCUUAUCCAGCUUCAGCCCACUGUGCAUCACACACUGUACCAGAAAAUUACUCCCUUCAUGGGAGGUUUUUAAGCAGAGGUUGGAGGGCCAUCUGUCACGGAUGCUUUAGUUAAGAUUCCUGCAUUGCAGAGGGUUGGACUAGAUGACCCUACAGUUAUAUCUAAUGUGUUAUAGAAUCAUAUAAUCAAUAGAAGCCAUAUUUGGUAUUACUUGGAGGACAUGCUUCCCUCCUUAGACAAAUGGAGGGGGGGCGAAAAGUGUUCUGUAACCACCACUAGGUAAUAGUAGGUAAAGUGGCUGCUUUGAUGCUCCAUGCAUAGGAUUUGAAGUAGCAGUGGAGAACGGAUGGUUUGCUGGCCUCAGUGUUUGCUGGACUGCAGUUUCUGCCCUCUCUGGCCAGAGGACAUGCUGAUGGGAGCUGGAAUCCAACCACAUUUGGAGGACCACAGGUUCCCCACCCCUGCCUUAAAGGAGAGGAGAAGCACUUUGUGUUGAGGAUAACGUUCACAAGUGGGACAGAGGAGAAACUUCUCUUGACCAACCCUCUAAAUCCAUCAGCGUGCAACAGAAGGAACCAAAUGUCGAUCUUUCUCUCUCUUUGUUUUAGAGUGAAAGAACUGAGAAGGUGAUCAAAAUCCAGAGAAGGCUGUUAAAGAUUGUGGCCUGUCAUCCUGCAGACGUGUCUUAAGUUAUGGUUCUGUAUUUUUUUUUAGAUGAUCUCCUUGAUAGAAAGCAACUCUGUGCUAAUCGUGCGUGGAUCUACCGGCAGCGGCAAAAGCACUCAGCUUCCACAGUUUGUUUUGGACCACUGCGUGCAGCGCUCCACCUACUGCAACAUCGUAGUGACUCAGCCUAGGAAAAUUGGUGCCAGCAGUAUUGCGAGGUGGAUUAGUAAGCAGCGGGCAUGGCCCCUGGGGGAACUUGUGGGCUACCAGGUACAGUGGCAUGUUAACCCAACGUUAAAGCGCAUGUUGUGUAAAGAACCCACCUGAAUCUCUCUCUUCACUUUCUUCCCUCUUGGAAUUGGAUGGGCCAAAUCAUCUGAUUCUUAGACGGCCUUUGUUGUGCGCUGAAAUAGAGGUUUAGUCGAAUCCCAGUCUUCUGUGCCGAAAAGGCAUUUGCCGUCCUGCUGCAGGUCUGUGGCUCAAGUUUCCCUAAUGAAUGACCACCAAUUUUAGGUGUUUUCAGAAAGGGCUGCAAUUUAAUACCUUGUUGCUUGUUCUUCUGAGGACAUUUCUGUUCCAGAACAGCUUCUUUUUCAUUAUGCUCAGGUGACGCUUGGGACAAACAAGGGUGCAUUAUAGAGCGCCUUUCAUACCAGCCCUUCCUGGGCGUGGGAACCAUUUCAACCAAACUUCGUUGACUGCCACAAAUGUUUUCAUGAUAUGUGUUUGAAGCAAAAUGUGUGGUGUUUAUAUUUUUCAACGGUUUUUAGGUUGGUUUAGAAAAAGUUGCAUCCAAGGACACGAGGCUGAUUUAUAUGACAACGGGAGUUCUCCUUCAGAAAAUAGUGGGGUCCAAAAGCCUUUCAGAGUUCACCCACGUCUUCAUAGAUGAAGUAAGUUGAAGGAAGAUAAGAUUGCACCAAGGCUGCUUUUCGUAGGAAACGUUUCCAUUGGGCUCUUAAUCUCACAGCUUCUGCAUGAGAAUAGCGCUCGGAUGCCUGUAAUAUCUGCGUUCUUCAUUGAGCUGCUAGGUUGGUGGUACCAGGGCCCAGGGCCUUCUCUGUGGUGGCACCAUAUCUUUGGAGUGCACUCCCCAUGGAAAUGCAGAUCAUUGGCAUCAAAUUUAUUACGAGUAAAAUGAGUAAAACAUACUGCGACACAAUAGGGUGGGCCCUGAAAACACCCAAUGGCCUGGGUAAAGAGGUGCUUCUUCAGCAUACACCGAAAGCUGUAUAUCAAAGAAGCAAGGCUCACCCCUGUGUAGAGGGAAUUUUACAACUUAGGAGCUGCCACAGAGAUAGCGCUUUCCUGGGCUGCUGCUGCCACCACUCUCAACUUCCGAGUGUGGUGGAACGGUACCAAGAGGGCCCAACUGCUGUUCUUAACACCUGGGAGGGUCUGUAGGGUCAGGAUUUCAGGCCUAAGUUGUUUAGGGCUUUAAACACUAAUGUGAGCACCUUGAAUUGUGCCGGGAAAUGAAAUGGCAGCCAAUGCAUUUUUUUAAGGGGUGAAGUGGGUCCUAAAUUGCAUCCCAGCCAGUAAUCUGGCUGCUGCAUUUUUUGCCUUUUGCCUGUUUUAUUUUCCUUUCGUACUUUGAACCGGUUCACAGUCAAAUGAUAACUCUGCACCUUUUUAGCUGCAACCAGGAAAGAUGGGGUGAGAGAGGAAGAGAAAUGUGCAUGCCAGGGGUACCCUUCUGAUCUCCUGACAGUUAGCUAGGGAAAACGCUGAUCUCUGAGCCCAGUGCAGCUCUAAAGUUCACAUCACUCGUGUUAAGCCCUCUCAUCUGCUAUGAACCCCUUUAGGUGCACGAGCGUACUGAAGAGAUGGAUUUCUUACUGCUGGUGGUCCGUAAACUGUUGCGCACCAAUUCGCGAUUUGUGAAGGUAAAUUUAAACUACAAGUUAAUGCAUUCUGAAAAUGCAAGAUCGGCUUAUCAUAAUUCUGUGGCAUGGAAAUAAUCUCCUAAUACUGCAGUUUUUGGUGUUAGGGGUGUCGUGUAACAGCCUACCGGGCUCUCAAAGUAGUGACAGAGUAGGACUUAGACAUCAGCAUACAGGGACAAAGGACAUCUGGCUUGCGUCACAAACAGCUCUAUCCUGAGAUACCUGGUUGCUUUUGAAAGUCAGUUAAGGCCCACCCUGCCACUUGCACACGUUCUCUCUCCACCCCCACCACCCAGUCCUGCGCCUUCCAGGUUCCCUUGUUCCUUUCACCAAUGCCAUCUGCUGCCAGCUAUCACUCGUUCUCCAGCUGAAAAGGGCAUCACAGCUGAAUCCAGCCCAUUCAAAGCCAGGAAACGCAGCUGGGAAUGCCUCGGAGCAAUCCCUGCACAUUGGGGCUGGCGAGUUUUCAGCUGGAGUGCAUCAUGGUUGGGCAUUCUGUUUCCCCUGGAAUAACAUUCCUCUGGGAGCAUCCGCAGACUUCAGAGCGCCCCUCGUGCAUUUGCGAUCUUUUCCGGCUCAACCCUCUGUUCAUCGAAUAGCGGUAAUGAAAACUGAUUCCAACAGUUUCGCUGUUGGAUGAAAAGGCCGCGAAGUGGUGGAAAGCAUUGAUGUGCUGCGUAAAUAACUAUUGAAAAGCAUGCCAUCUCUUCUGAGAAGUUAACAGGCUUCCAGGGCUUCUUCAGGCACCCAACAGUGAUGGGUAGGUGAUGCUCUAAGACAGCCUUUCCCUGAUUGGGGGGCUUCUGGAAGUUUUGGAGUACAAAUACAACAGCUGUGUUGGCUGGGACCAAUAGGAGUUGCAUUGCAAAACAUUCAGCGGUUGGAAGAGGCUGUUGUAGUAGACAGAGGCACAACGAAGGCAGCUAUAGGAGCAUAAGGCUAUAUCCUACCUCCACUGUUGGAAACAGUUGAGGUUGUUUUUGGCAUUGUCUCAAGAGAUGAUGGAUUGCGCCUCUGAAGGUGGUCAAACUGCUGUGUUAGCAGCAGCAGAGUGACCUCUCCAGGGUUCAAACCUGGGCAGUGUAUAUGGAGGUCCUGGGCUGCCCAGACGACAAGCCCCCUCUCUCAGCCUCGUUCCAACCCCCUUCUGCCCACUCUGUUGCAGUGCAGGAUCGUGCUUGCAUUAACCAGCAUUGAUAUGGUCUGUUGCUACUUGCAACGUUCACAAAGAAUAAGGAAGUAACAUUGGAAGCGCAUAUUAUAGUGGGGGAAGGUAUAUGCACCAAGUAUGUAUCAGAGGAUCGCCAAAACAUUUGCUAUCAGGACGCAACAUCAUCAAUGUAUUAUAGUAUUUUAAUAUUUUUUUGGAAGCGGCCCAGAAUGGCUGGGGAAGCCCAGCCAGGUGGGCAGGGUAUAAAUAAUAAAUUAUUAUUAUUAUUAUCAUCAAAGCUGGAAGUCAGGUCCUUCGUUGUUCAGAUUUAGAAAUCCCCCCAUUACUUUCUCAUGCAUGCACUCUUGGGUUGGGGCUAAAAAUUUUUAAACGGUUCUAAUUUUCGUUUGUUUUUUGUUGGGUUGAUGUUGGUUAAAUGUUUACUUGUAGUUGGUGGUUAUUUUAAUUUGGGUAUAACUGCAAAUUGUUUGUUGUUGUUAUUUGUUCCUAUUGAUUUAUUGGUUUGUUUGUUGCUCGUAUAGGAUAUUUUGUUCUUUAAUGUUUGAUGCUUUGUUGUGUUUUUAUUUAUGUUGUAAGCCGCCCAGAGUGGUGGGAAAACCCAGCCAGACGGGCAAGAUAUAAAUUUAAAAAUUAUUAUUAUUAUCCUUGAUGUGGUCCAAAGGAAAGCAGGGCAAGACAUUUGGCACCAACUUGGCUGCAGGAGUUGCUGGAAAGAGGCGUACAAGGCUCCAUCCAACUGCCUUAGGGACUCCACUCUGGAUCUGUGUAGGGUUUACUCCUAAGCCUUUUCUUUUCCUGAAGAUAUACCUACCACAAGGCAGUGGAGGUUUAGGACCAGUCAGUCAGUCAGUUUUAUUGCACAUAGCCAAAGGCUGCCACAAUGUACACAGAAUCAUUCAACUAUUAAAAGAAAAUAUCCUGGAUUAAUACAAGAAACUUAAAACAUUUAUAUUAUCAAGACGUUACCUACUCUAAACAGUACCUUAAAAAGUACCUUAAUAUACAGGUUAAGACAUUGAACAAUAAAAUUUAUAAGCUAAAAUCGUCACAUGGCCACUAAUAUAUUAAGAAAUAAUGUUAAUUAAUACAAUGUGCAAUUAUAUUUGGAGUUUGGUGAUAAAGAUAGAAUAUAGCUUGAUGUAGAUAGGGUCAAAUAAAUUCAUCUCCUUUACAGUUGGUGGGUUUAGGACCAGUUUUUUCCUUCUCUUAGAUGGGCUACCUUCCCAGGUUGACAAGCCCCAUCUGCCCCUCCCUUCUUUCUACAGCACAUGCAGAAACCUCCUUCUUAACUGGCUUUAAGCCUCUAAAUACUAAUUGCUGGGAAUUGCAAUUGAGCAGUACUGCUUGGGAGGUUCUCCCACUGGCAAACCAGAUGCCUCUGGGAACAGGAUGCUGGACUAGAGAGGCCACUGGCAGGGCUGCUCUUACGUUUUGAGGCCUGAUCAUGCUGAUGACGAACCCUAAAAAUGACAUUUACACAGAGGGGAUCGCAUGACACUAGCAGAAUGACAUUUGGAAGCAGCCCUCCCCCCCCGACUCAGAUUUUGUGACACUUUGUAUCUAUUAACAAGAGACACGCGUUUUGCAGCAAUAUUGUGCCCCAAGGGUUUUUAAUCUUCCUAUUGUGCACAUUGAGUAAACACGUUGUGCUUUUUUCUUGUAUGCACAAGAUCAAAUGUAGUCAGUGUCUGAAACUAUCUAUACCCACAUCUCUUCUUAAAACACACACACACACACACACACACACACACAAAGUCUCAAAUGCAAACAGCUUUAUUAUUAUUUAUUAAAUUUCCAUAGCACCCUUUAUCUGAGGAACACAUGGCAGUUUACAAAAUAAAAACAUAAAAAUACAUAACAUAGUGACAAUACCACCACCCAAAAAAAUUCAGUACAGUGGUACCUUGGGUUACAUAUGCUUCAGGUUACAGACUCUGCUAACCCAGAAAUAUUACCUUGGGUUAAGAACUUUGCUUCAGGAUAAGAACAGUAAUCGUGCUCCCACGGUGCGGCAGCAGCGGAAGGCCCCAUUAGCUAAAGUGGUGCUUCAGGUUAAGAACAGUUUCAGGUUAAGAACGGACUUCCAGAACGAAUUAAGUACUUAACCCGAAGUUCCACUGUACACAGUAGGAAUUCAAGCUGUGAAGCUUCUGAAGCUCAUUUUCAUACUUCCCCCUUUCCACAGGUAAUUCUGAUGUCUGCAACAAUCAACUGCCAAGAGUUUGCCGACUAUUUUGCUAUCCCCGUCCGCAACAGGCUGUAUCCAGCAUAUGUGUUUGAAGUAGAAGGCAAACCUCAUGCUAUUGAAGAGUAUUACCUCGACGACCUGAGGCCUAUUCUCAGUCAUAUCAGGGUAUGGAAAACAACUGGCUUUGGUCUCUCUGUCUAGAAUAACUUUGGGGAUAUUAAGGGUAAGGAGAUGGGCUUAAAACCCCAAGAAAUUCCCCCUCUCCUCUUUCUGGCAUAUGCAUAGUAGCUUCAGGAGGUAAGAAAGGAAGAGGUUUAAAGUAGAGCUUCUCCCCCACCCGCCCUAACAUAACAUCUUCCUUUUAAACCAGGUUUCAGAUUCUGCAUUGUCAGUGUAAUGUGAUCUAACGAGUGAAUCCCGCCGAAGCAUUGAUUUAAUGGUUUCAGACUUAAUUCAGUGGGGAGGGGAAGGGGCCAGUGGGAGAGGAGAAAAUUAAUUGGCUGUACACUCCAGGCAGGCGUAUCUGUUAACAAGCAAGAGUGCCAAUCAAAGGCAAACUGAUAGACUCCUGCAGUCAUCGAAGUCCCGAUACACAGAACAAAGAGUAUCUGUCCUGUUAUAACAAUGUCCCGUCAGCAUUCAUGUAUUUGACAGCAGUGUGUUGGCAACACCCAUGGACAGAACAGGGAGGGACGCUUAUAUAAUCCUUCUGGAUGUUUGUGAAAGAUUCCUGGUGAUGCGUGGCAAGUAAGAGAGUCAGGAAAGUUGACUAGAAAGUCUCUCCCUAUCAGGUCAGAUCAAGGUUUCUUUAGUGUGUGGUUGGACACAAAAUGUGUGUAGUUUUUUUGUAGGGGGGAUUUGCUCCUGGGAAGCUGAUAAUGCGCAGUUUGGAAAAAAACCUGUGUGAAGGAUUAGGCACAUUAGGUGUUACAUGUUUAUCAAUCACUUAAAUGACAAGCAAUGUCAGGGGCAGCAUGCACAAAAAUUAUAUAAGGGUUGAACACACAGUUUCCAUAUUUAAAAGAAACAGCCCAAACUGUAUUUAAACAACAACAACAUUUUUUCUUUCUUUCUUUGGCUGGAACCUCUUCUUCACAUUCACCUUUCAGCAGGUAACACUUUGUCACCUUCUUGUUCAUAAACUUCUCCUGGUUUUACACCUGUUAGUUGCUGAUCUAAGGCAGAUAGUCAGUGUAUAGUAGACUAUACACUGACUAUCUCCCCCCCCCCUUUUAAAAGUCUGACGGAGAAUUUGUGCAAUUGGAAAAUCUGCUUUUUAAAAACUUCCAGGAUUGGAUCUGUCAGACAUGUUAUUGCUUCUGUCAAUUAGGUUUCCUAGCCACUUGAUUUCAAGCCCAACACCUUCAUGUGUAUGGGAAAGGGGCUGCUUUAGGAUCCUGGCUCCUCUACCCCAACCUUCUGAAAAGAUUGUACAGCUUUAGUCCUCCCAUUAUUGCUACUGUAUUUCCUCCCCCUCUUCUCACUCCCCCUUCCACCCUUCCUGGCUUAUGGCCCUUCUUCUUUGCUUAGUAGGGAGGAACAAAUAGGAUGGUACAGGCGGUUGUGUUUUGUACCUUUAGGGCAGCUCUGGAGCAGCUUUGAUAAUAGCGGUGGAGCCCUUUCGGAGUUUUCCUAGGAGAAAAGGCACCAAGCUUCGUUUGCUAUUUUAUGAAGGCUUUUGCUUUUUUAUUUUAUUUCGAAAAAGCUGACAGCUAUGGGUGGUAUUGAACACUUUGGAUCUGCUGAUGCAGGGCACUUGAGCUAGCAGCCUCCAGCCCACCCUCAAAAUCAGCCCCAGAGGGUUGGGCAGAUACCAAAGAUUCCAACUGAGAAACGACUCUGUCCCUGUGGUGAUGGCAAUCUGGAAACAGUGGCUCAUGUUCUGUCCUGUCCCCUUUAUAAAGAUCUGAGGAAUGAGAUCAUCACCCCACUCCUACUUACCAUCCCAGGCCGCCCAUCCGCGGCCACAUUGUUCUUUCUGUUAUCAGUUCAAAAUGAUCAGACAACAGCAAAGGUUGCUAGGUUUAUCGAGAGUGCAAUGAGAUUAAGGGCCACUAUCUGAACGAUAAGGGACGCGGGUGGCGCUGUGGGUUAAACCACAGAGCCUAGGACUUGCCAAUCAGAAGGUCAGCGGUUCGAAUCCCCGUGACGGGGUGAGCUCCCGUUGCUCAGUCCCUGCUCCUGCCCACCUAGCAGUUUGAAAGCACAUUAAAGUGCAAGUAGAUAAAUAGGUACUGCUCUGGCGGGAAGGUAAACGGUGUUUCCGUGCGCUGUGCUGCUUUGCCAGAAGCGGCUUAGUCAUGUUGGCCACAUGACCCAGAAGCUGUACGCCGGCUCCCUCGGCCAAUAAAGCGAGAUGAGCGCCACAACCCCAGAGUCGGCCACGACUGGACCUAAUGGUCAGGGGCCCCUUUACCUUUUUAUCUGAACGAUAAUCUUGACCAUUUGUCCUUUUACGAAUUGUUGUCUUUUUAAAUGUAUAUAUUGCUUGUUUUAUGUUGCUAUGGCCGUUGGCUAAUGCAAAUAAAGUUUAAAAAACAACAACUCUGUAGAAGCAUUUUGGAAAGAGAUUAAGUGCUGCAUUGGAUGCAAUUCUAUGUAAUGGGUUGGAUGCUAGUUGGAAACUGGUGUUGUGGCCUCACAGUCAGAGGAGGUGGGUCCAAGGAUACUCAGCCUCCAACUGGGGAAUCGGAUCAGGCUCCUCAUCCUGAUGUGAACCAACAGUGUUCAGCGCUGGUGGUCUGGAGCCUACACAGAUGCUUGUCCUCUGAGCCUGACUCAUCACACAAAUCAGCUACCUGUUCUGCCCAGUGAUGCAGGGAACAGAAGGAGGGACCAGCUGGUUGGCCCUUUAAGAACCACAGUCUCUCCCUUUACCUCUGGCCUGUGUCAGAGCUAUGGGAGCUAUCCAUGGUGCUGCAACUACUAGCCUGGCUGGCUGCUGUGGAAAUUUGGCACAGAUGGGUUAGAACAGCUACAGCUGCUUCUUUUUGUGUUUUCAUAAACGUACACAAAGGCUUGGAAAGCCCGAUGCUGCUCUGCAGUGGUGUAGGCAGGUUCUAAUGCUUGAGCAGAAAGCACCAGUGCUAAGAAAAGCUUAGAGCAGCCUUUCCCAACCUCGUGCCCUUGGUUUAUAAGUCCCACCUACCUCAGGCAGCUAUGCCAGUAUAACUUUAUGAAUAUGAGGAGGAAUAGCAUGAUUAUUUAUUAUUAUUUGUUAAAUUUCUGUAUUAUGGGAGUUGUAGAUCGGAAGAGGUAAGGUUAUGCACAAAUUUGGAAUUCUUGUUUUCAGUGAAAAUACUGCACCACACCCUUUCCUUAUGUUUACAGGGUGCAGACCUACCUGCUUGUCAUUGGUUACUCUGUACAAGGCACCAUUUUUAGUUUGUGUCUACAUCCCGGUGCUUGAAACCCCCUCAACUACUUUUGCCAGUAGCAGUAAGCUGUCACCACUCAGGAAUGCCACUGGUCUGUGGGGGAGGGGGGGGAGAGUCCCUUUUAAGAAAAGCCCUGCUAUUUGUAUGCCACCUUUCCAUAGUUAGAACCAUACCGUGAUCAACACCCACCUGGAAACCAAUGUCCCCACUGUGGAAGGACAUGUGGAUCCAGAACUGGUUCCCACAGUCACUUACGUGGCCCAGGGAGAGAGGGAAAAAUAGUGGAAGUGAACAGCUGGCUCCGCAAAUGGUGUAAACAGGAACGGUUUGGAUUCUUAGAUCACGGACUGCAGUUUCUUGAAGAUGGACUUCUGGCAAGUGAUGGGCUGCACCUCACAACGGUUGGGAGGAAUGUUUUUGCCAAAAAUCUCAGAAACCUCAUCAGGAGGGCUUUAAACUGACUAAUGUGGGGAGGGAGACAGUGCUCCUGAAGGUAGGAGUCUAUCAAUUGAUGAAGAUGAUCAUCCAAAUGUCAUAGACCAAAUGGAGCAAACAGCACACAGACCUAGUGGUGGGAGGAAAAAAUCCUUAAAUAAGAAACACGGGGAAUGAUUAAUGGACUUCAAUGUCUGUACACUAAUGCGCAAAGCAUGGGAAAUAAACAAGAUGAGCUUGAGCUCUUGGUACAGCAAACUAAAUAUGACAUAAUAGGCAUCACUGAAACCUGGUGGGAUAAGUCCCACGAUUGGAAUGUAAUAAUGGGGGAUACAAUCUAUUUCAGAGAAACAGACCAGACAAGAAAGGAGGAGGAGUGGCGUUAUAUGUCAGGGAUGUGUAUACCUGUGAAGAGAUCCAAGAUUUAGAACCUCAAAGCCAAAGUGAGAGCAUUUGGGUCAAAAUUAAGGGAGAGAAGAAUAACAGUGACCUCAUUGUGGGAGUUUACUAUAGAUCCCCAAGCCAAACGGAGGACAUAGAUGAUGCCUUCCUGGAACAGAUGGCCAAGCAUGCAAAAGGAAGGGAGAUAGUAGUAAUGGGGGACUUCAGUUACCCGGAUAUUUGUUGGAUGUCAAACUCAGCCAAGAGCAUAAGGUCAAACAGAUUCCUCACUGGCCUUGCAGACAACUUCAUUGUCCAGAAAGUGGGAGAAGCAACAAGAGGAACAGCCAUUUUAGAUCUGGUCCUAACCAAUGUUGAUGACCUGGUUAGUGGGGUAGAAGUGGAAGGAUCAUUAGGCACGAGUGAUCAUGCUCUUCUGAAGUUUACUAUACAGCGGAAAGGAGCAGCCAAGCAUACUAGGACUCAAUUUCUUGACUUUAAGAAAGCCGACUUCAUAAAACUUAGGGAAGUGCUGGGUGAGAUCCCAUGGACAAUAAUACUAAAAGGAAAGGGAGUUCAUGAUGGCUGGGAGUUUGUUAAGAGGGAGAUAGUAAAAGCACAAUGUCAGGCAAUACCAAUGAGACGGAAACAUGGAAGGUGCCUAAAGAAGCCAGGGUGGCUAUCUAAAGAACUUUUAACUGAGUUAAGAUUAAAAAAAGGAUGUGUACAAAAAAUGGAAAAGGGGAAACCACCAAAGAGGAAUUCAAACAAAUAGCCAGCACGUGUAGACACAAAGUCAGAAAAGCUAAAGCACAGAAUGAACUCAGGCUUGCUAGAGAGGUUAAAAGCAACAAAAAAGGUUUUUAUGGGUAUGUUCGUAGCAAAAGGAAGAACAAAUAAACAGUGGGGUCACUCAGAGGAGAAGAUGGUGAAAUGCAAACAGGGGACACAGAAAGGGCUGAACUCCUCAAUGCCUUCUUUGCCUCAGUCUUCUCCGAUAAAGAAAACAAUGCCCGACCUGAAGAAUUUGGAGCAAAUGAUUCAGCAAAGGAAACACAGCCCAGAAUAACUAAGGAGAUAGUACAAGAAUACUUGGCUAGUUUAGAUGUAUUCAAGUCUCCAGGGCCAGAUGAACUGCAUCCAAGAGUAUUAAAAGAACUGGCAGAUGUGAUCUCAGAACCACUGGCAGUCAUCUUUGAGAAUUCCUGGAGAACAGGCGAAGUCCCGGCAGACUGGAGGAGGGCAAAUGUUGUCCCUAUUUUCAAAAAGGGAAAAGAGAGGACCCAAAUAAUUACCGCCCAGUCAGUCUGACAUCAAUACCAGGGAAGAUUCUGGAGCAGAUCAUUAAGCAAACAGUCUGUGAGCACCUAGAAAGGAAUGCUGUGAUCACCAAUAGUCAGCAUGGAUUUCUGAAAAAUAAGUCAUGUCAGACUAACCUGAUCUCGUUUUUGACAGAAUUACAAGCCUGGUAGAUGAAGGGAACGCAGUGGAUGUAGCCUACCUUGAUUUCAGCAAGGCAUUUGACAAGGUGCCCCAUGAUAUUCUUGUAAAGAAGCUGGUAAAAUGCGGUCUUGACUAUGCUACCACUCAGUGGAUUUGUAACUGGCUGACUGACCGAACCCAAAGGGUGCUCAUCAAUGGUUCCUCUUCAUCCUGGAGAAGAGUGACUAGUGGGGUGCCACAGGGUUCUGUCUUGGGCCCGGUCUUAUUCAACAUCUUUAUCAACGACUUGGAUGAUGGACUCAAGGGCAUCCUGAUCAAAUUUGCAGAUGACACCAAACUGGGAGGGGUGGCUAACACCCCAGAGGACAGGAUCACACUUCAAAACGACCUUGACAGAUUAGAGAACUGGGCCAAAACAAACAAGAUGAAUUUUAACAGGGAGAAAUGUAAAGUAUUGCACUUGGGCAAAAAAAUGAGAGGCACAAAUACAAGAUGGGGACACCUGGCUUGAGAGCAGUACAUGUGAAAAGGAUCUAGGAGUCUUGGUUGACCACAAACUUGACAUGAGCCAACAGUGUGAUGCGGCAGCUAAAAAAGCCAAUGCAAUUCUGGGCUGCAUCAAUAGGAGUAUAGCAUCUAGAUCAAGGGAAGUAAUAGUGCCACUGUAUUCUGCUCUGGUCAGACCUCACCUGGAGUACUGUGUCCAGUUCUGGGCACCACAGUUCAAGAAGGACAUUGACAAACUGGAACGUGUCCAGAGGAGGGCAACCAAAAUGGUCAAAGGCCUGGAAACGAUGCCUUAUGAGGAACGGCUAAGAGAGCUGGGCAUGUUUAGCCUGGAGAAGAGGAGGUUAAGGGGUGAUAUGAUAGCCAUGUUCAAAUAUAUAAAAGGAUGUCACAUAGAGGAGGGAGAAAGGUUGUUUUCUGCUACUCCAGAGAAGCGGACACGGAGCAAUGGAUCCAAACUACAAGAAAGAAGAUUCCACCUAAACAUUAGGAAGAACUUCCUGACAGUAAGAGCUGUUCGACAGUGGAAUUUGCUGCCAAGGAGUGUGGUGGAGUCUCCUUCUUUGGAGGUCUUUAAGCAGAGGCUUGACAACCAUAUGUCAGGAGUGCUCUGAUGGUGUUUCCUGCUUGGCAGGGGGUUGGACUCGAUGGCCCUUGUGGUCUCUUCCAACUCUAUGAUUCUAUGAUUCUAUGAUUCUACAUACUCAUGGUUAAAACCAUGUCUAUGGAAGACAUUCUUACUCGGCUACAAGUGAUCGCCGAAGAAGUAGUAGUAGUUAUAACCAUGCUCAAGGGGGCUUGCAACAUGAAAAGAUUUACGUAGUCAAAAAGCAUGUCAAAAGUUUUCUCUCUCUUAUCUGAGGAGAGUUUUGUCAUUUUGUUUCUUUAAAAAAACCACCACAUUUACUUGUUUGCAAAAUGUUCUGUACCGUCAACAUUAAGAAAAAGUGUCGUAGUGUUGAGCAGCACAAAAAUCAACAAUAAAAUUCCAUCAGUAAAACCAAAUGCAAAGCACAUCACAAAUCAGUAGAUCGGAUUAUAAUGCAUCAACAUAACCUGGUGGGGGAAAGCCUGGGUGAACAGGCUUCCUUGCGUGAAUUGUUGUUGGAUCCCAACAGCUGCUUUUCCUCAAGAGUAGAGCAACUUGGGAGUACUUUGGUUUUUAAAGGCAAAAUAAAUUACCGUAUUUUUCGCUCUAUAACACACACCCGACCAUAACACGCACAUAGUUUUUAGAGGAGGAAAACAAGGAAAAAAAUAUUCUAAACGAAACAGUGGAUGUAUGAUUUUUGUGGUUCAUGCUGUGACUACAGACAUGUGAUUUGUUGGUGAGUUUGGGGUAGCCCAAUGCAAAAAUCCUGAGGAUCCAUGUGGAUCUGUGCUUUGUAACCACGUUUUAAGUGGGGAGGGAAGGAAAAACACUCAAGGGACAAGAAGCACGCGUGGGGUGGGUGGAGAAGGAUGCUGCUAAUAAUGCAGAAGAGGGGUAUAAGAGGAGAAGGCUCCUCUCCUCUCCCGCUUUGCUCCUUUAAAGCAAGCAGGCUCUGCUCCUCUCCCUCCUCCCCGGCUUGUUGAAAAACUUUGCUGCUAUUUAGCGAGCUGAGUGGGGAGGAGAGAGGGACAGAGAGCCUGCUUGCUUUAAAGGAGCCAACCGGACAGGAGCCACUUACACUCGUGUAAGCGGCUCCUCUCUUGCUUUGCUCCUUUAAAGAAGCAGGCUCUCUGUCCCUCUCUCCUCCCCACUCAGCGGCUCUUCUCCCGCUUUGCUGUUUCCAAAGCGAGCCACGGAGGAGGGAAGGAAGGGAACCGUGGAUCCUCUGCUCACGACUGCAGCAGAUCCCCCCGCCACCCGUAGGCAUUCACUCCAUAACACGCACAGACAUUUCCCCUUACUUUCUAGGAGGAAAAAAGUGAGUGUUAUGGUGCAAAAAAUACGGUAUUUAAAAUUAUUCUCUUAUUUUUUAUUUCUGUGCUGCAUUGUGUUGGGUAAAGCUGUCUCUAUCAGAUUUGUUUCCAGUUUGAAUGGGUCACUUCUGGCAGCCAGGGUUCCACUUGUGGACUCUUGUAUUUGUCAAACUGCAAACUUCCCUGGUAAAACGCCCUGGCAGCUCUUGUCUUCGGAGAUAGCAGAAAAGGGGGGGAAAGCGCUGAAGCUUCAGCAAGGUGAAAACUCAAGCUCUGAAAGCUACUGAAGCAGAGAAACUCAAACUGAUGGCUUUUACAUUCUAACAAGUAAGAAUGGAAUAAUCCUAGGAUAAGAUAGAAGAUGAAACGGCCUGUAGCCUUCAUAAAAUGGUUCACCAACCCAUCCCGACCAUCCAGUCUCACUGCCUUAGGUGAAAUAUAUGCAACUGUUCAAAUGAAACUAACAUCUUCACACAAGGAUUUGGGUUAAUGGUCACUGAGCAACAGGGUCAGGGAACCUCUCCAGAUGUUGUGGAUCUCAAUUCUUGCCAUCCCUGACCAUUAGCCAUGCUCACGGGCUGGUGGCAGUUGGGGUCCAACGUCAUUGGGAGGGCUGCAGGUUCCCCAUCUCUGCUGUGCAACAUGGUUUUUUUUGUUUGUUUGCUAACAGUCUGGCGUACUUUAUAUUGUGAUUGUUUCCAACAUUGUAGGGGGUUGGAUGACCCUUGGGGGGGGUCUCUCCCAACUCUGCAAUUCUGUGUCCACAUCUCUGUAGGACAUCAUGCAUAGCAUGUGCUACGUGCGCCAAAAAAAUUGUUCACUGCUUUUCUAUCUCAGGACUGCCAAGUUUAGUACAGUGGUACCACUGAGCCUCUUGGGCUUGGCGAUCGGAAGGUCGGCGGUUCAAAUCCCUGUGACGGGGUGAGCUCCCGUUGCUCGGUCCCUGCUCCUGCCAACCCAGCAGUUCGAAAGCACCUCAAAGUGCAAGUAGAUAAAUAGGUACCACUCCGGUGGGAAGGUAAACAGCGUUUCUGUGCGCUGCUCUCGUUUCGCCAGAAGUGGCUUGGUUAUGCUGGCCACAUGACCCAGAAGCUGUACGCUGGCUCCCUCAGCCAAUAAAGCGAGAUGAGCGCCGCACCCCAGAGUCAUCCGUGACUGGAUCUAAUGGUCAGGGGUCCCUUUACCUUUACCUUGCCUUGGUUAUCAAACUUAAUCCGUUCUGGGAGUCCAUUCGACUCCUGGAACCAUUUGAAAACCGAGGCAUAGCUUCUGAUUGGCUGCCGGACCUUCCUGCACUAAAUUGGAAGCCAAGUUGGACGUUUGGCUUCCAAAGAACAUUCGAAAACUGGAACACUCACUUCUGGGUUUUCGGCAUUCAGGAGCCAAAACAUACGAGUACCAAGGUGUUUGGGAACCAAGGUACAGCUGUACAUAAAUGGAACUUGUAAAAACCAGCAAACUCUUUAAAACACAUUGUUUCACCAUCUGUCUACUUCUGUUAUCCACAAUUUUUAAAUAUGUUGAUUAGCCAGGUUUCUCUGACCUUAGAAAAUAAUUCAUUCUUUAGCCAAGGGGAACAAAGGCUGUUCACUCAGGUGGAAUUGCAUCUCCUUUUAGAAGACUUUCGGUUAAUUAACAUUGUGAAUUAGGCUUUGAAAAAUGUACUGAUGGAAGAAGAUUUGUGUUGGCUGGGAAUUGCAAGUUUCUUCAUGUUCGCCUAAAAGCUCCUUUCUCAUAAAUAGACUACAUCUUACCAAAGAUUGAAGGAAGCAGCUUCUUUAUGUUCUGCAAUCCGGAGCAGAAUGUGCCCUUUUGUACUUCCUGCCUGUCAACUUUGGCAUAAUUGGGAAGAGAAUAAAAUCAUACUAGAAGUCCUUCCACAGGAAAAGCAGCUGUGCUUGGAAUGUAUCAGGACUUCAGUUCAUCAUAAAAUAUUCUCUGUACCUGUUGGUUCCCUGCCUUCAGUCUCUUGGCGGGGUGGGGGAACCCACUGCCACCAGGGCUGUGUACACACUAUGCAUUUAAGCACAUUUCUCCCCCUCCAGAAUUUUGAGCAAUGUAGUUUACCCAUCACCAAAUUAUAAUUCCCAACAACAAUUAACAAACUAUACCAGCCUUAUACGGAGACAAACCUUUUGGUCUAUCUAGCUCUGCAUUGCUUACACAGACUGGCAGCAGCUCUCUAGGAUUCUCAUAACAUGGAGCGCCCCCCACUCUAGGAAUUGAACCUGUGACCUUUUGCAUGCAAGGCAGGUGCUCUACCGCUGAGCUACCAUCCUGCCUCACCUUGCUUUCUGUCCUACGUCUCUUCUGAUUUCCUUCACUCAUCCCUGCCAUUCACAACCCAUCCCUGACCUCUUUUUUCAUUUUUAUUUGUAAUUUUCAGUUAUAUACAUUUCAGUAGUUUUACAGUCAUUUUAACAUUUCAAAACUCUACUUCCUUCCUCCUCUUUCUGCGGUUAAAUUUAUAUUUAUCACUUCCUGCAUAUUCUGAAUUAACUGAUUCUUUUAUAGUUACUCUUAUGAAACUGGAGGUUAUUACAAUAAUCCUGCCAAUGUCCUUAUAUGUAUACAAUUUAUUUGUACAUAUUCAAUAAAGUUUGUUGUCUUGAUUUCUUAUUUUUUUGGUAAGUUUCUCCAUAUCUGCCUAGUCCGUGAGUUUUUGUAUCUAGUCGUCUUUCAUUGGGACUACUACUACUUUCCAUUUUGGGGCCAAUAACAUUCUUGCCACUGUAGUCGCAUACAUAAAUAAAUUUCUAUACUGUUUAGGUAGUUCUACCCUUAUAAUUUCCAGAAGGAAAGCUGAUGCUUCCCCCCCCCCCAAUGUUAUUUUAAACAUCAUUCUCAAUUCAUUAUAUAUCAUUCCCUAGUAAGCUUUAACCUUUCUGUAAGACCACCACUUACGAUAGAAAGUACCUUCUUUCUCUUUGCAUUCCCAACACUUACUCGAUUUUGAUUUAUACAUUUUUGCCAGUUUACUCGGUGUUAGACACCAUCUGUAUAACAUUUUCAGGGACGCAGGUGGCACUGUGGUGUAAACUACUGAGCCUUGGGCUUGCCGAUCGGAAGGUUGGCAGUUCGAAUCCUCGUGACAGGAUGAGCUCCCGUUGCUCAAUCCCAGUUCCUGCCAACCUAACAGUUCGAAAGCAUGCCAGUUCAAGUAGAUAAAUAGGUACCGCUCCAGUGGGAAGGUAAACGGCGUUUCCGUGCGCUGCUCUGGUUUCGCCAGAAGCGGCUUAGUCAUGCUGGCAGCAUGACCUGGAAAAACUGUCUGCGGAAAACGUCGGCUCCCUUGGCCAGUAAAGCGAGAUGAGCGCCAUAACCACAGAGUCGUUCGCGACUGGACUUAACUGUCAGGGGUCCUUUACCUUUACUAUAUAACAUUUUCAUACAGUUUUCUCUUAACGUCCCUGACCUUUCUGCAUCCCCUGUCCAUUUACCAUUGUUUGCAAGACCCUUCAGGCAGGGAAGGUGUCAUAAUUCCUUUGGUGUCACCUCACCUCCUUAUGCCAGCAAUUUUUUAUAAAUAGCAAGAGUAAUAGUAACCUCCCCUUUUGCUCUACCCUCUAGAGAGCCAGUGUGGUGUAGUGGUUAAGAGUGGUGGACUCAUAAUCUGGGGAACCGGGUUCGUGUCCCCGCUCCUCCACAUGCAGCUGCUGGGUAACCUUGAGCUAGUCACACUUCUCUGAAGUCUCUCAGCCCCACUCACCCCACAGAGUGUUUGUUGUGGGGGAGGAAGGGAAAGGAGAAUGUUAGCCACUUUGAGACUCCUUCGGGUAGUGAUAAAGCGGGAUAUCAAAUCCAAAUUAUUUUUCUUCUUCUUCUAGAUUCCAAUACAAGUUACUGAGGACCCGGUCAUACCUGAAGAGAUGUACAGAGCUGCAGUUUCUCUGAUCCAGUGGUUUGAUGAGUUGGAAAUGAAAGAGAGCAGGUGAGAUUCUGUUCUUCCUGCUCCCUGUGCAGAGUUGCACAGGUGGGCUCCUUGCCUCUGAAGAAGAGACCUUUGAACAUUCUGACCAGGAAAUUGGUGCUUGUCAGUGGUGGAUGGUGUCUGGUAGGGCAGAAGGCAGUAGGUGGCGCCAGAGAUUAUGAUAAUCUUAUUUUAUACCGCCCAACUGACUGGUUUGCCCCAGCCGCUCCGGGUGGCUUCAGCAAUGACAGAGCCAGCUAAUUCCAGCUUUGUCCUCAUCUUCCUUCCUGGUGAGUUCUACAGGGGCAACACUGAGGAGAAAGAAGCUGAUAGGCAGUGCCAUCCCCAGACUUGUUAUGAGUAAGAAAUCAGACAGGUGUUGCCCAGCUGAGGGCAGACUGAGGUUGGGGGCGCAGUGCCCCAUUCAGCCUAAUGGACUAGCCUCUACUGGACUUGCACCCCUUUCUCCUUAAAGGGUGCCUUCAAUGCACUGUGAAGGUGGGGACUUGAAUGCUCCCCCAUAACGAAACCAGCAUUCCCUGCAGCUGUGGGUCAGUUCUGGAGGAACAUUCUCGAGUUUUCCUGUGAUCGAGCCCCUUUAGUUCAGAAUUCCUAAAUGAAUUCCCGUACUCAAGACACACCAAGUGAAAACUACACCGACAGAACAGCCCUGGGGUCGUGUUUUCUGCAAGUCCCCUGCGGCGUGUCCUGCCCCCUGUUUUUUUGGGUGCUUCGCAAGAAUCUGUCCCUCUCUGGGAAGGUCUUUGGUCCCUUGUCUCUUGGCAAGAGUUGCGAUGUGGUGCAGACUGUCUUAACCUCUUCCUGUAGAAGUGUCUGGGCCCAAGCAGUAGCCAGUUUGUCACUGGGCUGAUGGAGGUGUGUGUGUGUGUGUGUGUGCGUGUGUGCACGCUGUGGCAUUGGUGUGUGUGUUCCGCAGUGGUGUGCACUGGGUUGUGUGUGUCUCACCAGCCUACGUUCUUUGCAUUGGGGACAAUUACCCCCAUAUUAUCCCUGAUAAAUUGCACGACUGGAGUCUGGUGCCAUGGGAAAGCAGCCAAAUGCAAUGGUGAUCAGACUGGAAGUCCUGCCUCCAUCCAUACAUGAACUGGGAUGGGCAUUGAAUUAUACUGAGUCGAGAGUGGAUUUCAUGCUCUUUAUUCAGCUCAUAGUGGUGAGGAGAAAUGCAAGUUCCCCCAGAAUGUCUGCUUUAUAUACAUUAUUUACACAAUGGGCCCCAUGAGAUUGGCUAAUUCCGGGAUUCUCCUGUAGGCCAAUCAGGUUGCGGAUUCACUUCCACCUGGAGCUGGAUGGGGUGGCUCCUGUGGACCAAUCAGACUGCUGCAUUCUGGAUCCUAUUGUUCUAGGACCAAUCAGACUGCUGCAUUUUGGAUCCUAUUCAACUCAGUACAUAACAGGCAUCAUCACUAGCACAGCCUAUGAAUGGUUGGACUUGGCAGUACUUUCAAGCCUAUCAAGGGCAUGUCUGUUCUUUGUUUUCUUGGUGCCGUUUUCCAGUUGUAUGUUUCGUCCCUCCUAUGUUGAGUGGGCAUAAAAUAUGCCAACCACUUCUCUCCCCCCCCCCACCUGAUUUUUUUCUGCCCAGAUCCAGAUUAGGGAUGUAAACAUGGAUUAGGAAAUCCGGAGUCUUGGCACCAAAUUCCAAAAUAUGUCCCAAUACUUGUUUCUUCUUCUUCUUGCCUGUUUUUGUACGCUAAUGCAAAAUUCUACAUAGACUAAUACGUGUUUGGGCUUUACAGAUUUUGUUUAAUGCCUUGUUUGCAUUUAAAAGGACAUCUGUGUAUGAGUGUCUCUCUAAGCUAUGUCAAAUGGAAGAGUUUGCCUUGAUAGCUGCGGGGCAAGAUUGUAUCUGUGUGUGUUUGUGUAGUUUAUGGAUGAAAUUAUUUCAGAGAGAGAAAAAAAUGCAACAAAAACUUCUUAUAUGGAUGGGGGAACCCCAAUGCACUUUCUCCUGAGCGCGUGCUCUCUCUCUCUCUCUUUUCAUCUUAUCUUAUUUUGAUACUUAAUGUCCAUGUUAGUUCAGAGUGCAGAACGGAUUAAGGCAAUGUAAUCUGCUGUGCUCCGGAGCGUUUUGAGUAGCCUGGCAUGCAGUGACUGCAAAAACCUGAAAGCCUCAUAAGGCCGGCUCCUAACUUAAAAUUGCAUUCUAUUAAGAUUUUUAGUACCGUCUUGUUGAUAAGAGGUAUUAUAAAAGAGCAGAGUCCUCUAUCAUCAUCUUUGUUUACAGUCUAGCAAUUUUAACAAUUUGGAGAGAGCUUGUUCUUGCAAGACUUCCAGAGUCGCCUUGUAUUUAUCAGAGGGCAGUUUCAUAAUAAGAAAAUAAACAGAGGGGAAAACAUUCACGGACGGAUAAUUGCUUUGUUUCGUGGUAAUGUAUGACCUUCUUUUCUUUCUUUUUUUGGAGAAAUAUGGCUUGUCUGCACUGCCCCCCUCCAUUGGAUAUCUGACCUAGUUUUAAGUCAGAACAAAAUGCUGUUUUUAAAAUAGCUGCUGUUAACCUCAAUCCUAAUACUUUUUUUUACUGUCAUAAUCUCAUUGAAAUAAGGAAAAUUACACUAGAACAAGUAGAUUUUAGAUUGCAGCUGCGAAGAUGGGAAAUUGCCAUACUCAGGGUUGGGAAGAUUGUUCCACCUAGCUUAGUAUUGUUGACUGUGAUUGGCCUUCCAUUAUUUCAGGUGUGUGUGUUUCUUUCUCGGCCCUAGCUGGUGAUGCUAAGAAUUGGACCUGGCAGCUUCUGCAUUUGAAACAGAGAAGGGGCACCCUUCUCAAACAUUCCCUUCCGGGGAACCUUUAGGAAGUCUCAGGCCAAUGAUGGGCGACCCCAGAGGCCAAAGCAACAAUUCAGAUUUCACCUUCAUAUGGUAGUUUCCGCACACACUGAUACCUCCUUCUGUUUCCUUCAUCAAGGCAGCCUACAGACAUUCCAGUUGUGCAAAACAUUUGAGCAGAGGGUGUGAAUUAAGACUUCUUCUUUGGCGAUCACUUGUAGCCGAGUAAGAUUGUCUUCCAUAAACACGGUUUUAGCAGGGGGUCCGUAAGUGACUGUGGAGGUCAAUUCUGGAUCCACACGUCCUUCCACAGUGGGGACAUAGGUUUCCGGGUGGGAGUUGAUCACGGUGAGCGUAUGCCAAACAUACCUUCCUCUUAGCCCAUUUCUCCCUUUUGUCCUAAGUUUGAGCAUCUUCAAAGUCCAUGGCACCUUUGGUAAAGACUGUUCUCCAAUUGGAGCGCUCACAGGCCAGUGUUUCCCAGUUGUCGGUGUUUAUACUACAUUUUUUUUAGGUUUGCCUUGAGACAGUCUUUAAACCUCUUUUGUUGACCACCAGCAUUAUGCUUUCCAUUUUGAAGUUGGGAAUAGAGUAGUUGCUUUGGAAGACGAUAAUCAGGCAUCUGCACAACGUGACCAGUCCAACAAAGUUGAUGUUGAAGAAUCAUUGCUUCAACACUGGGGAUCUUUGCUUCUUCCAGUACACUGGCAUUCGUUGCCUAUCUUCCCAAGUGAUGUAUAAAAAUUUUCGGACAAGGGAAGCAGGGGCAGACUGGUAAUAUGGGGCCCUGAGCAAGGAAAUUUCUUACUUUUCACAAAAAUUUCUUUUGGUACAGUUUACCCAUAUAUUUACUCGUAUUUUACCUGUAUAAAUAUAGGUGGUAUUAUUAUUAUUAAUUUAAUAUUUUGUACCCCCUUGGCUUGGUGCCCUAUAUGGGGGAACCGCCUGCAAUACCCUAAAUCUGGCAAUGUAGUGAAGGGUGUGGGUGUGGGUGAGGGGGAUGUGGGGUGGGAGGUGAGGAGAGUCCUAAGUGCCAUAUAGCGAGGCUUUCAUUAUUCGCUUUCCUGGAAGCUCUUUGGGAACUGAAGAAUGGUAAACGAAUAUAUACUCCUUUAAAAAAAGAAGUCGUUUAUUAUCCUAGACUUACUUCCAUCCCUCCCUUAGUAUUUUUCUUCUAAACGGAGGUAUUUAAGAGUGUUCCAGCAUUGUGAGACCCCCACUAUCAGGUGCUUAUGUAAUAUGUUGCAUUCUAUCCUCUGGAUGCUGUAAGUGAAGUGAAUAUCUGCAGCAUUUCAUAUCGAGGUCUAAUUAUUCCUAUGAAGCAGAAGAGAUUUGCAAAACUGACUUCUUUUGUAUUCCCUUAUGAAGAGGCUUGCAAUGUGUGUGCCCCCCGCCAUGAUUGAUCAGAAAAGCUCAUAAUUGGGGAGGCGGGGGGUGAUUUUUGUCAGAUGGAUUUAGCUUCAUAGUUUUUGCGGGGUGCCGUUUUGAGUUCUAUUAAAAGUUACCUAAAAUUAUUGUUAAAGGGGGCCAGGUGGCAAGUGAUUGGGGGGGGGGAUCUGCCUCAGAACCCCUAGAUCUGCUGCCAGUCACAUUUCAGAUUUUGAGAGUGCUGGGGAUGGCAGCAACAAAAUGAGCUUCUGGCACACACACUAGUCAAUGGUUAGCUGACAGGUAACGUUAAAGUCUGUACCACUUUGCAGAGCACCCAUUUCCCUAAUCUGGUGUCCUUGAAAUGAUGUUCUACAACACCCAUCAUCCCUGACCCUGGGCCAUGCUGGCUGAGGUGGUUGGCUAGAAAGUGGGGAAGGCCACUCAGAUUCCUAUUGUGAAUAAAAUAUAGAUACAUAGUUCGAAAGCAUAUGCCUUUGUUUUUCAGCUGCUAGAAUUGCUCCAAAACAUCAAAACUAUUCUAUUUGUUACAUUGCCAUCUCUGGGAGAUGCAUUCCAGUGUGAGCUGCUGUGAUGUAAAGAGAGCGCUUAUAAAAGCUUGUUACACAACAAGUUUUUGAGAUAUAAUAGGGAAUAAGAACGCUUCUCUUUCUGUUAAGGCUAUUGUAGGCUUCUUGCUCUUAGCUUCUUCAGGCAUGUAUUUUGCAGAAAUUGUAGCUCCAGGUAACACUUUGUAAACACAUCUGUUCAAUUAGCCGAAUAACAUUAAACACAAAGGGAAGCUUCCCUCGUUGGCAUUGUGAGCGAAUCUGUUCCUUAGGCCUUUUUUUGGAAAAGUAGAUCAUUGUUGCUUUUAACUUGAAACUAAUGCAUACUGUCUCUUUCCCUAAAACCAGAAACCCACAUGCAGAAAUCCAGAAUUUGGACUUCAUAACUGAGCGUGGCAGUGUACUGGCAUUUUUACCUGGUGAGGUUUGUUUUUACUUUGGGAUGGAGGAGAAAGUGUUUGUUAAUACAUGAGGAAAUGUCACCAACUCUUUGUCGUUUGGGCUGCGGUUUCUUUGUGUAGAGUUAGGCAGAUAACCUUACACAUGGCCAGACUAUUGGUUCUUUAUGGCCCAGUUGCCUGGCAGUGGUUUUCCAAAGACUUGGGCAGAGGUACAGUGGUACCUCAGGUUACAUACGCUUCAGGUUACACACUCUGCUAACCCAGAAAUAGUGCUUCAGGUUAAGAACUUUGCUUCAGGAUGUGAACAGAAAUCGUGCUCCGGCGGCACGGCAGUAGCAGGAGGCCCCAUUAGCUAAAGUGGUGCUUCAGGUUAAGAACAGUUUCAGGUUAAGAACGGACCUCUGGAACGAAUUAAGUACUUAACCUGAGGUACCACUGUAUUUCAAAUUUCCUGCUACCUGAUCUUCUCCCACUCUUUUAGAUUUAAACUAGAGAUGCCGGGGAUUAUUAAACUUGGGACCUUAUCUAGGCACUCCUACAUAUGGGCUCUCCCUUUGAACUCCCGGUUUCAAACAGGGGCCUAGCCAGAUGAGCUAAAGUGGAUUAUGUGCUCUCAUUCUUUGGCUCCCUCAUCGGGAACAAAACGGAACAGCUUCAUCAAGGUUGGCCUUUGCCAUUGGCCAGGAGUAUGAAGCCUGUGAAUUGGUCAGGCCUGGUGCACAUACUAGCUUUCGGCAGUUACUUGGUCAAGUGAGACAACCUUCCUGCUUAAUUUGAGGCUCUAGAAACCGAACACACCCUCCCAAGAUAGGACAACCAUCACUCAGCCUCUCAGCCGAGUCUGGAACAUCCUGGGCAGUAAAUGUUAACAACUUAGGUGAAGGUCACAGGGAAUGCAACGGGACACAGCGUGAUAGCAGGGGUGUGAAAUGAGACUGUAAGCCACAAUCUGAGCACUUGGCUGGAGAAUCAAAAAGUGUGAACGCAAACCAGAUAGGAGACGUUUGUUCGGGGUGAAAGCCGCUUGCAGUUGAAUAAACAAUCUUCCAGAUGACUUUAAAUGAUUUUGUACUUCUUUAGCUCCGAGUAAACAUGCAGCACACUAUUUAUCGGUUAUUUUUCACCCUCCAGGUUUGGCAGAAAUAAAUCGCAUGCAUGAGCUUCUCACGAUCAUGGCUCACAAGAGGUGAGUCUUAAAUCUGUUUAUGGUGAGAGGCGCUGUGGUGCUAUUCCUGUCGAAUAAGGUCAUUCUCUCUCCCCGCCCCCCAAUAUAUUUGCCUUUAGCUGCAGUAAGCUACAUGGAUAGGGCAAAAUUAAAUGAAGGCCACUUGCACUCCCUACAUUUAACACAUAUUUAAAGCCUGUGACGACUCCAAGGAGUGCUGGAAACUCUAGUUUACCCCUCACAGAAAUAUAAGUCCCAGCACCAUUAACAAACUACAGUUCCCAGUUCUGGGGGGGGGGUGUGUGGAUGUGGUUUAAGUGCAUGGUAUUUGCACAGCCACAUUUGAUGAAGAUAAGAGUUUGGUGUAAUAGCACAGAAAGCUUGAGAGAGCCUAUUUGGGGCAGCAGAAGGGUGAAAGAGAAACUGUUACCCUACAUGUUCUCUUUUACAACUGUGGGCCCCUUGUUUGUUGAAUCCUGACAAGACAGAAGUACUGUUCUUGGGGGACAGGAGGCGGGCAGGUGUGGAGGAUUCCCUGGUCCUGAAUGGGGUAACUGUGCCUCUGAAGGACCAGGUGCGCAGCCUGGGAGUCAUUUUGGACUCGCAGCUGUCCAUGAAGGCACAGGUUAAAUCUGUGUCCAGGGCAGAGUGGCUGGGGAAGCCCAGCCAGAUGGGCGGGGUACAAAUAAUAAAUUAUUAUUAUUAUUAUUAUUAUUAUUAUUAUUAUUAUUAUUCACAGUAGGCGCGCAAAUUGCACCCACUUUACUUGUGACGCAGCUUUAUGUGCUUGGUGGCUGGCCGAUAGCACACAAAUUAAAUGCAUGUAAGGCAGCGAGCUUAAAAGCUCUUUCCGCACCUACUCUCCACCUGCCUUACCUUGUGUGGCCAUCCGAGAUCUUGCAAAGGCCUCCAGAGCCUGUUUCCCAGAGCCCAGUAAGCAAGGCAGAGACCUUGUAAAUUCUGGAGAGGUCUUGCAUGGCUCUGGAGGCCUUUGUGAGAUCUCAGACGGCCCCAUGAGAUCUUGCACAGGCUCCGGAAGGUAAGAUUGCUUGUGCAGGGUUGGUUCCAGGGGAGUGACUAUAUGCGAUUUCGGCUUUACAUGCUAUCCCCCACCCCCAAUAACCCGUGCACAAGAUCCAGUUUUAUUUACUGCCUUCUUGCAAAACAUCAGGGUGAUGUGUAGCAACAUAAAAAACUGCAAAAGCAACACAGAGCAAUCAUUAAACCAACUUAAGAAAAUGUUAAACAACUGCUUGGGCCCUUUUGUGGGAAUAAAAAGUCUUUGAGAGAUGCCUGGAAGUCAAAAGCAAGGAUGCCUGCCAAAUCUCUGCUGGAAAUUUCCAUACCAUGGGACCUGCAGUGCCAGUGUCUGGUUGUGCCCUUCUAUUGCUACUGGGGCCACUUCCAGAAUGUCACUAUUUUGCCAGUGGCUUUCAGUUGUACGUGGUCAAAUUUAGCUUGCACAAUUAAAGUGGGGUUGGUGUUCUUGUGCAACAAACUUGUCUCCGCCUCGCAGGACUUUUUGCACUAAGGCAGGUGGCAGCAAAGUGCGCUGGGAUAAUGGUUCUUGAAGUGGUAUAAUAUCAAUGCAAACAAAUCACAGCGAUAGCUCGGUAAACAGCGGGCAUCCGAUUACCUCCCGGCAAACUUUGUGAAAAUAUAUAGAGAUGAAUGCUCAAUAAGCAGGUGGUUUGGAAGAGCCGCAAGUUUCUCACAUGUGUUUCCUUAGGUUGCAAGUAUAUCCGCUGCAUUCCAGCGUCACCUUAGAAGAACAGAAUAAUGUGUUCUUGGCUCCAGUUCCUGGUUACCGAAAGGUGAGAUUUUUGAACAAUGGCUUCAGUAGUAUUCACUCAUAAAUCUCUUUUUACAUGCAUCUCAAGGCUUAUUUACAAACAUGCUAAGAUGCCCAGUUUUUUUUUUUAAAAAAUAAAGUAGCUAUUGCAGACCAUCCACAUGCAACCCAUAUAGUCUUCUCAUCUAAAUAGCUUGGGGCUAGGAUACCUAAAACAUUAUCUAUUCCGAUAGACCUACCUGGACAGGAGGUCAGUUUCUGAGCCCCUUCUCCAGGUGCCUUAUCCAAAUAAGAAGCACUGGAUGGCUGCUGGAGAAGAGGACUUCUUGGUGGUGGCUCCUGGUUAGAAAAUGUGCUUGCCUGGUGCCCACAUUAUUAUGGUUCUUUGGGUGCCUGGUGAACACAUUUUUAUUUUCUCCCAGGGUUUGAAAUUAAUCUUUUGGCGCUGUUUAUGAUUUUGCUUUUGCUGAUGGUGUCUUUGUCUCUCUCUAUAUCUGUCAUGGAUGCUUUAGCUGAGAUUCUUGUAUUGAAAAGGGGUUGGACUAGUUAACCUUUGGGGGAUCCCUUCCACCUCUAAAGUUCUAUGAUUCUACUUGGUCAUAUAUGCUGUAUUUAAAUAACAGUAAUAAUUUUUGUUGUGAUUAUUUGCUUUCUUGUUUUUUUUAAGGCAUUUUUAUAUUAAGGCUAGUAAAUUGUAUUGUUGUUGGGCAGCCUUUAAAUGCCGUUAAUUAAAUAAAUCAUGUAAAUCGUUAAAUUAAUAAUUUAUUAUUUCCUCUUUUUUAAAACCUUCAUGUAGAUCAUUCUGUCUACAAACAUUGCAGAGAGCUCUGUAACAGUUCCAGAUGUCAAAUAUGGUAAGCAUGUUUUGAUGCAUUAUGGUCAUAGGAAUAAAAAUAAAUAUUUGUAUGUUCUGCUUUUCUUUUCUUCUAGCAUUAUUGAUAAAUCAGCAUUUAAAACCCUUUGAGCUGCUUGCUUCAGAGUAACUUCUGAGCAUAAGGUCCCUGGGUUCCUGUUUUACUAUGUAAGGCAGAAUUGCUAAAGUAUUUUUCUCCCUGUCUCGGAGCUCUCUCAAAGGCACAUUUAAAACUAGGAUGGAGUGUUCUCUGUGCCAAAAAUUCAAAUUCUGCCCCAAGGAAAAGUUUUAUUUUGUUCAGAGAGAAAGUCAGGAAGAGGGAGUUAUUUAUGGCUUUUGGCAAUAACUACUCACAUUAAAUUAGGUAUAUUAUUUUAAUUUACUGUGAUUCAUUCAAUUUGCAUAAAAUCAAAUGCACUUGCUUCGGGUGCUAGUUUGGUAAGCAUCAGAAAGGUAAAGAUGGGGGGAGGUUGUAGGACAGAGAAGUGGGGAGUAGCGUUUAUUGUAUUCAUGCAGUGGUUAGGAUGUGUUGAGUAGAUGUAAGGAAGCUCCUCACAUAUACAGAAGCCUGGCUUUUUGAGUCUUUUGCAGACAAGUUGCUUGCAUUGUUUUACCAUAGGGGCUAGAAACUUGAGUUUUUAAAAGUAGAGAUUGACAGCUCUUGGCAAGCCAAAUAUUAUAAUGUAGCAUGGAGUAUAAUGGUCACAAGGCAGAGGCCAUUAGCCAUACCAAACUUGUGCAGAAACCAGUGAAACUUACAACACUAUUUUUAUAGUAUCAGCGUUCUGCAGCACUUUGAUUCUUCCAGCUUCUGGGUUGUACACAAAUUGCUCACACCAAAGAAUGCUAAGCCAACCCAAGCUGGGUUCUUCAGUGCUUUUGCUUUCUGUGAGAUUAAAGUGUGGUUUGUUUGUUUUUUAACUUUGGUAGCUUCAGCACUAGUUGUUUAGUCUGGAACUGCCAUCCUUGGUUCGCUCGCUUUUCUUUAAAUAGGGAAGUCAGGCAAUAUUGUUGGCAACCCAGUACAUUCUAGUGUGUUCUAUAUUGUGUCUGUGUUUCUCUUUCACAUCUGAUUUGCGGAGAUUUUGUCCUCUUCAAAUGGAAUUGUCGCUCCAGCCUGUCAGAUGAAGACUGCCAAACUUUUCAGCGCUACUGUACUGUUCAGUUGAAGGUUCCUCCCUUUGCCGUCUUCCCAUGUCAUUGCUUCCUGCCUAGUGGAGAUAUGGCAUCGUUGACUCAUUUUAUUGACUAUGAGUAUGCAUGCCUUAAUUAUAGGUUUACUUGAAUUACAUUUUCUUUUCUUUUUGAAGGAAAGCGAAGAAAACUUAACCAGGAAUUGAAGAGCACACAGGCUGCUGAGAAAAGAGCAGACUAAUUAAGUUGCAAUUUAGUGCUUUAGUACCCUAAUAAUAAUAAUAAUUAAUUAAUUUAUACUCCGCCUAUUUGGCUAAGUAUCCCCAGCCACUCUGGGCGGCUUCCAACCGAAUAUUAAAAACAACACAGUGCCAGACAUUAAAAACUUCCCUAAACAGGGCCGCCUUCAGUUGUCUUUUAAAAGUAAAGUAGUUGUUUAUUUCCUUGACAUCUGCUGGGAGGGCGUUCCACAGGGCAGGCACCACUACCAAGAAGGCCCUCUGCCUGGUUCCCUGUAACCUCACUUCUCGCAGCGAGGGAACCGCCAUAAGGCUCUGGACCUCAGUGUCUGGGCUGGAUGAUGGGGAUGGAGACGCUCCUUUUCCCUUAGAAAAGAAAGCAAGGGGAAGAAGCCUUGAAGAGGAACCUUCUGACUAAAUUUGCAGGGGAUCUUAUGUUGAAUAAGAAGCAUCACGAGUAAACAUUACAACAAGCAUCUUCACCACGGGGAAGGCAUUGCCUGAUGACAUAGCAUCAUAUGAAGUGUUGUGUGAUCUUUUAAAAGUCUGCUUUCAGCCAGUUGCAGAAAAAUACGAUCACACCAGCACGAAAGGGCUCUAACGUAGGAGAAGCCUUUGUGUUGAGGACGUGCAACCUUGCUCAAGAGCCGUAGGCAUGAACUGGCCUAAUCUGAUAGGAGCAUUGCUUUUUAAAAGCCAACUCUUUCAAAUGCUGUAUUGCAGUGACGAAUUUGUGUGUGUGUGUGUGUGUGUGUGUGUGUGUGUAUGUCGCUAGAGAGGAAACCUGCUUUGAGGCCCAUAAAGUGUGAGCUGACUCUUGGCAGCAACGUGAAGCAUCUAAACAAUUAUGCGGAGUGACACAAACGCAAGAUCAAGACCUUCCGAUUGGCACUAGCAGCUUCUCGACAAAAGGGAGCUCCCUGUCCCUGCUAGGAGAGAAGGAGGCUUGUUUUCACAUCCCACUCUCCAUCCUACCCCCCACCUCCUCGCAGGCACUUCCUUGAUUUUGCCUGGUGGUUUGGUAUUGCUGUUUUGUGACCUUUGCGCUGGCAGCAGCCCCAAGCUUAGCUGACAAUAUUCUCAUGACCUCUGGUGGUAGCAGCAGCAGCAGCCAUGAGGUAAGGAGGAGAAUGUCUGUGCCCUUGUCUUAAUCCAUUCACAGUUGCUUGAUUUUUUAAAAGGAGGACAGGCUUUUUCAGUGGGUAGUCAGAAUCUUCUGCCUGCUGAAAAGCGUAUGUUUUAGAAAUGAUAGCUCCCUCCAUUUUUAAUCUGGUCUUCAGUUUAGCGGCGAAAAAAGGUAUAACUUCUGCAAUGGAGAUUACCUCUUAAAAAUGCAAGCAAAACCAAACACCAAUAUCUUUUUUUGGGGGGGUGUGUGUGUGUGUGUGUGUGUAAAGUUUGCAUCAGAUUCAGACUGCUGCUACAUAUUUUAAUUAAUCACAUGUUUAUCCCACUCUUACGAUUCUUCAGCCGGGAUGUAAGAAGUCAUCAUUUUCUGUUCCGCCCUGCAUUUAUCCCAUGCAACACUGCUUCAGUUCCGCUUCAGUUCAUCUUCUGCAAAAAGCGCAUUACUCAUUCUCCGCUGUGGCGAAAUUACGUUCUUCCACUUCGUUCACUUGAGUGCAAAGGAAGCACAAUGCAAAUAAGGGGAAAUCUAAUUAAUUAAAUACUGUUUGCAGACUGAAAGCAACAGCAGUGAAUGCAGAUUGUAUUCAGUGGAGUGAUUUUCAUUCUGGACGUGGGACGAAUAAGCGAACAUUGGCAAUUUCUGCUCCUGUUUCUGUUGGAAUUCUCCAUCUUUACUCUUCAGUGAGGCAUAUGUGCUUCUUAUUCUCUGUCUCCUCUUACAAUCCUCCCACAACAGCCCCGUGAGAUGAAUUAGAGAGUUACCCACAUCUUUUUGCGUGUUCAUUCUAAGUCAAGGGUUGGCACAUUUUUUCAGCCGGGGGCCGGUCCACUGUCCCUCAGACCUUGUGGGGGACUGGACUAUAUUUUGGGGGGGAAAUGAAUGAGGGAUAAUGAGCAGCGUGUAAGAGGGCUCCAGAGAGGGACUUCUUUAAAUGGCAGCCGCUUGAGAGGGACGCUCAGCCAACAGCGGCUCCUGUGUCUUGCGAGCGGCAGGGGCUGGAGGCGGCUGUGGCGAUCACACAGGGCCCCCGGACGUUUGACGGUCUAUUGACCCUGUGCCACCACUGUGAUUGCUUUCUUUGCUGCCACCAACCCAUUUCUCCUCACGGGUACAUACGGAGUCCAGUCAGUUGUUAACGUUAACAAAUAAUCAAGUUUAUUUUUAGGCAUGAACAAGCUUAUGGUUUCAGUUAUUUUUUCUUGGCAGUUUCUUAAUCUUAGUUCCUUAACUGUCCUAUUCGUUCCUAACAACUUCAAACUGAUUAUCCCAACUAUCUAGCUAUCUGACUCCACCUAACAAUUCCUCUCACAACACAACUCAACCAACCAACCAACCAACCAACCAACCCACAGACUAUUCCUCCCUCCUCCUCCUUCAACUCCCAACUCUCAACUCUCAACUAACUGUCACACAACUCCCCCUCUAACCCUAUCUCCUCCUAUCAGUUUCCACUGGCCAAUCACAUCACACUCAUUUUAACCCUUUCCUUAUGACCCACCUAGGAGGCAAACGCCACAGUGGCAGGAUGAUGAGUGGCACGCAAAAGGGCUCCGGAGAGGGGCUGCUUUAAAUGGCGGCCGCUCAAGAGGGGCGCUCAGCCAACAGCGGCUCCUGUGUCUUGCGAGCGGCAGGGGCUGGUGGCGGCGGGGGGACGAUGAGCAACGCAUGAAAGGGCUCCGUAGAGGGGCUGGCACCAACAAAGCCCAUCCCCCUUCCUCCUCUAGGCAGGGCGGGGAGAAGCCAGGAGGAGGGAGGGAGUAGACGCCGCUGCAUAUGUUUGUGGGGGAAAUGGCGCAACCCGAACAAUCAGAAUCAGAUGCACGCCUAUCCGCGUGGUGAUUCCCGGACCGUUUGCGGGCUGGAUCCAGAAGGCAAUUGGGCCAGAUGUGGCCCCCGGGCCUUGGUUUGCCGACCCAAGUUCUAAGUCAUGGUUUGGCAUAGCAUUGCUUGCAUUCUGGGCCAGUGACUGGCGUGAGCUUCAUGUCUGCGUGGGAUUUGAACUUGGGUCCCGUCCCCCCCCCCCCCCAGUUACCAUCAAACUUUCUAAUCCAGGGAUUAGGCACCUGUGGACCUCCAUAAGUUGUUGGACUCUCACUCCCUUCAUCCCCAGCCAGUCUGGCCCCAAUGAUCGGGGAUGUUGGGGGCUGCAGACUCCUAGAACCAUAUAAUUUUAGAAUUCUAGAGUUGGAAGGGACUCCAAGGGUCAUUCUAGUCCAACGCCCUGCAAUGCAGGAAUCUCAGCUAGAUCAUACAUGUCAGAUGACCAUCCAAGCUCUGCUUAAAAACCUCCAAAGAAGGAGAGUCCACCACAUCUUGUGGGAGUCUGUUCCACUGCUGAACAGCUCUUGCCUUCAUAAAGUUCUCUCUGAUGCUUAGUCGGAAUCUCUUUUCAUGUAACUUGAAUCAUUUUGGGUCUUAUCCUUUGGAGCAGGAGAAAACAAGCUUGCACUGUCUUCCAUGUGACAGCCGUUAGAUAUUUGAAGAUGCUUAUCAUACCGUAUUGGCCCGAAUAUAAGCCACACUUUCCCCCCAAAUUUCGACCAUGAAAAGUUAUGACUGCCUCCAGUUGAGCCAAGUUGAACAGUUUCUUGUAAUGCAACAUGGCGUUUCAGAUCAUCACUCCCCUGUUUUGCAUAGUCUUUUCCUCUCUUUUGUGUGUGUGUUAUCUUACAUUAAACCAACAUUUGCAUUGCAGAAGCACAGUUUUAUUUCCUAAACUUUGUUCGUUCUUGUUUAUUUAUUUAUUUAUUUAUUUUUGUAGUCAUUGAUUUCUGUUUGACCAAAAAUCUUGUCUGUGAUGAAGAGACCAACUAUCAAAGCUUGAGGCUGUGCUGGGCUUCUAAAAGCAGCAGUAAUCAGAGGAGAGGUAAGUUGUUCUCAGGUUAUAAAAUGCUGCAGCAAGGAUGGUGCUGAUGUAAAGUUAUUAUUAUAUUAUUAUUCAUUUCGUUUCUAUACCGCUUUAUAUUUUAAAGACAAAAUCUGAAAGUGGUUUGCAACACAUUAAACCAUCAAGUAAAACAAUCCAGAAUACAGUGGUACCUCAGGUUACAUACGCUUCAGGUUACAUACACUUCAGGUUACAGACUCCGCUAACCCAGAAAUAGUGCUUCAGGUUAAGAACUUUGCUUCAGGAUGAGAACAGAAAUCGUGCUCCGGUGGCGCGGCAGCAGCGGUAGGCCCCAUUAGCUAAAGUCCUUCAGGUUAAGAACAGUUUCAGGUUAAGUACGGACCUCCGGAACGAAUUAGUACUUAACCCGAGGUACCACUGUAAAACAAAUCCUAGCUUCAAGGAGGAUGCAGAACUACAGGCCGGGGUGCAAAGAGACUUGUUCUAUAAUGAAAUUUGCAGGGGUGGUAGAAAUGUUAGUCAUGGGGCAGAUUUGUCUGAUGGGUUUGGAAGGGCUGUAUUCCCUUUUCUUUUUUUGCCCUUCCAAAGGCUGCAAAAUUCAGGAAAGAUCCCCAAAGGCCCCUAGUGUCUCCCUAUUGCUGGUGCCUCUGUGGAUGAUUGAUUCUUUAGUCCAUUUUUGAGCAUAAGGCUUAAAUGAAAGCAAGCAGGCGGCAUUUGCGAGAUACGGCAAGCGCUCCUCUCAGGAGUAGCCACUGUUAAGGAGGUUUUAAGCUCAAACGUAACCAGUCAAAUCAGCUUAUGCCUUUUCUGUGAAGGUCGUGCUGGACGUGUUUCUAAAGGAUACUGCUACAGGCUAGUGUACAAGGACUUCUGGGAAAAUUGUAUACCUGAGACCACCUUGCCUGAGAUGAUGGUAAGAAUCACACACAAUAUAGGUAUACCUGCCAAUUUCGGUUUCUUUCAGUUCCUCGUUUUUCCAAAUCUUAAAUUCCGUUCUCCACAUUUCCGCAACAGUUUGUGAAUUUCUUCCCACGAGAAUCUGGCAGCAAUUUGCUGCACAUCUUUCCCAAUAAACACGUUUUUGCAUGCAGUUUUGACUAAUAAACACAUUUUUGCAAACCGUUUCCUCCAAUAUAGUGCAUUUUGGUAUUUGCAUGCUUAUACACACUUUACUCAAAUAUAAUGCAUUUUUGUACACAUUGUUUGGAGAAGCGCUAAUUUUGAGGGAUAGCUGUGUUUUGCUAUGCAUAUUGGGUGAACUGGGUGCUGUCCAAUUAAAAUGCAAGCAAAACCAAUUUUCUAGACAUGCCCCUUUGAGUAUGUGCCCUGGGUCUCACAAGUGGGCUUCCUGACAAAACAAUUCCUCACUUAGCUUGAGAAGGUUUCAAUCUUCUGAGGAGGCACCGAACCCUAAUGUGGGACCGUGUAGAUGUCCAAGGAGCCACAGUUACAGGUGAGCAACCUGUCUCUCCUGCUUGCUAUGUCUGUCAGGAGAUUGAUGGCUUGGUUUGUACAUCGCUUCAAACUGUAGUUAAGCUAAACUAUGGUUCAAAUCUAGAUCUGACAUCAUGGGCACUUCACUUUUUCUCUGCUGCUUCUGCUGCUACUUCCGGGAAACAAGUCAUGGUCUGGCUUAAUGUAUUGUCCAAACCAGAACUUACAUGUGUUUUCUCUCCAAGCAAACCACAAAUAAGUAGGCAAGGUUUGUUCUUGUUUUGAUUAUGCAUUCUGUGUUAUCUUUUUUUUAUGUGGUGAACUGCCCUGAGAUCUACAGAUGAAGGGCCAGUAUAAAAAUUUAAUAAAUAUACCGUAUUUUUCGCUCCAUAAGAUGCACUUUUUUCCUCCUAAAAAGUAAGGGGAAAUGUGCGUGCGUCUUAUGGAGCGAAUGGCGCUGUGCUGCUCCCCCUCCCGCUUCUCUGAAGGGGCGCUGCGCAGCUCUCCCUCUCUGCGCAGAGCCUGUCCUGGAAGCUUCUGUUCCUUCUCCAGGAAGGGGCGCUGCAUAGUUCUCCCUCUCAGACAGGGAGAACUGCACAGCACCCCUUCAGCAAGGCGCCUGUACUGGCUUCUGCCUUAGCCGUGCGCAGCCUCUUCGGGCAGGGGGAGCCUUCAUCCCGCUGCCCUGAAGAGGCUUGGCGCGGUUAUCCCAGAAGCCAGAACAGCCACACGGUAUCCCAGAAGCCAGAUCCCUCUUGCUGUUCUGGCUUCUGGGAUUCAGAAUAAUUUUUUCUUGUUUUCCUCCUCCCAAAACUAGGUGUGCCUUAUGGUCUGGUGCGUCUUUUGGAGCGAAAAAUACGGUAUACAAAACAAAAGGUGCUUUCAUGGCUUACUGUUUAUUGGUUACUUGGAGAAAACGGACCAUAAGGCCAGGUUUCUGCCGUAACACUAAGCCAGGCCACGACUUAUUCCUUGCAGCGUGGCAGGAGCAGAAGAGUAGCAAAGCACCCACAGCCUUAGCAUGCGCUUGCAUGCUGCGCAUUCACAUUUAAUCAUGGCUUCAAGUGAUGUGUGAACCCGGCCACUGUCAGGAGAUUAUUACUGUGCCUCCUCCCACCCACCCCAUAUGAUUUGCUCAGCCCAGAAAGUAAAGGCGAACAUCUUUCCAGCCGCCCGCGAAGAGAUUUGCAACACAGGAUCGCAUUUGUUGUCACUGUGCUCUUAUUCUUCCUUUCAGCGGCGCCCACUGGAAAGUACCGUGCUGAAGGUGAAGCUGCUUGACAUGGGCGAACCGAGGGCCUUGCUAGCAACUGCUCUGUCUCCUCCCAGUAUAAGCGAUAUUGAGCGCACCGUUCUGCAUCUCAAGGAGGUUGGGCCCUUCUAUUUUGUUUUGUUUUUUUUAAUAAUAAUUUUUAUUAAGUUUUCCAUUUUAACAAUCCAAUCAAAUCACUUUAAAUAUUCCAAAUUAUACAAAUAUAUAUCAUAAAGUCCAAAUAUUUUGCCAAAUUAUUAUUUUUUUGUUGGGGGUUGCCAUGCUUCAAGUUCAGUGGGGUCCAAUCAUCUCAUAUUUCUACUGCUUUGAGUGUCCACUAGUCCCAUCUUUAAAUCUUCUUGUUAUUAUCCUUCUUCUUUCAUAGCCUCUGAGUUGUUUCCACAGGCGAGCUGAAAUGAGCAAUAUUAUGCUUCUGUGUGAGCUUUGUAUGACUCUCCCUAUUUUUUCUCUUUUUCUUUUUUUUGCAGCUGGUAAGUCUUUUAUUUGCAGUAUGUCCUCACAUGCUGGUAUUUAUGCCGAAUCCAUCCAAAAGUCCUUCUCGGUUGGCAGACGCCAUCUUUUCUCAGUUCUGAUGAAAUAGAAUCUAGGCGUUUGCUCAUGGGCCCUUCUAUUUUGAUAUAUCAAACCUCAGAAACAGGGAACGCUUCCCCAGGAGGCAUCCGCUAUCCCUCAGCCACGCCCUUCUCUGGACCCAAGUGUUUUUGCCUGGCUUCAGUGGGCAAGAUUAACCUAAUGUGCCCCUCCAGCAGAAGCUCUCUGCAAGGACUUCCCUUGCGCAGCAGGGCAUCUUCUCCUCUCCCCACGUGCCUGUCAGGAUUCACAGAAUGCUGUGUGAGAUAGUAAGUCUGCAGGCUUGAGUUUGCUAGCUGGUGCAACUGGCUGAUGCAGUCAGCCUGCAAUACUUUCUAUGGAAGUGCUGGGUCAGAACGACUCAGCGGUAAUGUGCUGACAGUUGAUUGGCUGUCAUCGGUUUAAAAGGGAAACCUGUCCAGCAGUAAGUGGGUGGUGUAGAAGAGUGUGGUCAGAGAGACAGAGAUAGAAAGGUCUUCCUAUUUGCCUUAAGGUUCAGCUAGGUACUCUGUUGGACUGUAUGAGCUGCUCGUGCAUUAUAGGCUGUAGAUUAUUGUAUAUAUUUUUGUGUGUGUGUGUGUGUGUGUGUGUGUGUAUAUAUAUUUAUAGUAAAGGUAAAGGGAUCCCUGACCAUUAGGUCCAGUCGUGACCAACUCUGGGGUUGCAGCGCUCAUCUCGCUUUAUUGGCCGAGGGAGCCGGCGUACAACUUCUGGGUCAUGUGGCCAGCAUGACUAAGCCGCUUCUGGCGAACCAGAGCAGCGCACGGAAACGCCAUUUACCUUCCAGCCGGAGCGGUACCUAUUUAUCUACUUGCACUUUGACGUGCUUUCAAACUGCUAGGUUGGCAGGAGCAGGGACAGAGCAACGGGAGCUUACCCCGUCACGGGGAUUCGAACUGCCGACCUUCUGAUCAGUUUUACCCACAGCGCCACCUGCGUCACAAUAAUAUAUAUAUAGCUCACAAUAAAUAUACUGCACUGCACCAAAGAACCUAGAACUCUGAGCAUUUCUGCUAAAGCGCCGCGGAGAAUUCGUGACAGUGCCCCCUGGAAUUGGCUCUGUGGUGGGGGUUGGAAUAACCCCCGGAGCAGCAUGUGGGGGAAGGAUUGUUCCAGUGGAAAGGUCAUAACACCAUGAUGUUGAAUGGCACCCCAUGUCUCCAUGAACCGAACGCUUCUUGCUUGUUUGGAUUUAGGAUCAAGGGUGUCAAUAUGUAGAAUGUAGUCUGCUGUACAAGGUGAAAUUUAUAUUAGCUGCUGUGCCCACUUUUGCCUCUGGCAUGUGGCCCCCAGAAGGCAAUAUGGCCCUCAGUCUGAGAACACUUUCCCACCCGUGUGCUAAUCAGUCGAAAUAACUAUCUUUUUUUUUAUUGUACAGUGGUAUCUUGGGUUACAUACGCUUCAGGUUACAUACGCUUCAGGUUACAGACUCCGCUAACCCAGAAAUAUUACCUCGGGUUAAGAACUUUGCUUCAGGAUGAGAACAGAAAUCAUGCUCUGGUGGCGCAGCGGCAGCGGGAGGCCCCAUUAGCUAAAGUGGUGCUUCAGGUUAAGAACAGUUUCAGGUUACAAACGGACCUCCGGAACAAAUUAAGUAUUUAACCCGAGGUACCACUGUACAUGCUCAAAUAGUACAGUGGUACCUCGGUUUAAGAACAGCCCUGUUUACGAACGAUUCGGUUUACGAACUCCGCAAAACCAGAAGUAGUGUCCAGGUUUGCGAACUUUACCUCGGUCUAAGAACGGAAUCCGAAUGAUAGAAGGGCACCGGCGGCGGGAGGCCACAUUAGGGAAAGCGCACCUCAGUUUAAGAACAGUUCCGGUUUAAGAACGGACUUCUGGAACAGACUAAGUUUGUAAACCGAGGUACCACUGUAUUGUUUUUAACAUUGACAACUUUUGCAGGCAUAAGGAAGAAGAACAUGGUGAGCAGAGCACUUUUAUUUUCUUUUGUUUCUAACUGUUACUGAAUUUUACAGUAUUGUUGCAUUAUUUUUUAGAUUUUUAAAAAUUGUUGUUGUUGUUAUUAAUUUAUUGAAUUUAUAUGCCACCCUAUACCCAGAGGUCUCAGGGCGGUUCACAUAAAAAGAUAACAGUAAUGGUAGUUCUUUUUAAAAAAGUACGCUGUGUGCCACUCGGAGACCUCUGGGAGGAGGGAGGAACACAACCAACAUGCACCACACCAUUGCAAAAUGGAUGAAGCACUCAAUAAGUAUUGAAGUUAUCAGAAGACGAGGCCAACAUGUCCUGGAAGAGGUGAUGUUCCCUCUUAGUUCAUCAGUUGUAUGUGGGUUUUGACGGAUACAAUAGCGCAGGCCUGACAUUAAUAAGCAUUUGCAGGUUUGGAAUAUAUAUUUUAGGGGAUUCUUAAUUUUAGCCUUGAGCUUCGUGAUUGUUGGCAAAUCAGUUUCCCAUUAACAUCCAUCUUUGCUUGCGUUUUGCUAUAGAUAGGAGCGCUUGCUGUCCAUUCAGAAGCAAAAAACCCUUACGAUGGUGAGCUGACCUUCCUAGGCAGGGUGUUGGCACAGCUACCCGUGAACCUGCACCUUGGCAAACUAAUGGUUCUUGGCCAUGUCUUUGGGUGCCUGGAAGAAUGCAUUAUAAUAGGUAAGGUGGACAACAGAGUGAGUAUAGUUAAUGCCUUAAGCUGGAAGUUGCAUACCUAGGUUACUAAAGGUUUUCCUGGCAACCUCAAUAUUCAUGGUGCUUUAAAAAUCAUGGUGCUUUUUAAAAAUUUUAAGCAAGGUAGUUGUCAAAAGGAGCUUACAGAAGGGUUUCCUAAACUUGGGUCACCAGCUGUUUUUGGUGUUCGUUAUUGUAUUUUAGUGUUCUGUUGGAAGCCGCUCAGAGUGGCUGAGGAAACCCAGCCAGAUGGGUGAGGUAUAAGUAAAUAAUAAUAAUAAUUACUCCCAUCAUCCCUACCUAGCAGGAUCAGUGGUAAGGGAUGACGUGGAAUUUAAAUUUGGAUCCUAGACCUCUUUUUGUGAAGGAGAGGUGGGGUACACUUUUUAGAAUUAAACCCAUUUCUUUCUCUUUCUUUCAGCUGCUGCCCUCUCUUUGAACAACUUCUUUGUAAUACCUUUUAGGCAGCAUCUUGAUGGAUACAGGUAUUUUCCCAUGGGCUGUCAUUUGAUUUUUUUAAAAAAAGAAAAUUUCAGUGGGUCAGUUAGCCAGUGAAAUCUACAUAAGCUUGCAUAUACAUACAAAAAUAGUUGGAAGAAAACGGCACACUUGCUUUGUUUUCAGAUGAUGUAUGUUAGUAUUGCAUGAGGUGGAUGAAUCCCUGCUGUUCGAAGGUUGGUGGCCAGGGGAACAGAAUGUCAAUUAUAUGAACUGGGGGGUGUGUGUGCUAGGAAAUUGGUCUGUUUGGACCUGUUACGCCCCAAAAACAGAUGAAGUCGCACCAAAGUUAUAUUUCGAUCCGCCAUCUUUUGUGUCUUCACCUAUUUUCCAUUUUGGCUGAAGAAGAACAUUUAAAACUUGGCGUUCAUACUGGUGUUCCUUUGGUGUUUCAGAGGUAGUAGCCAAAAAUGUAUUUAAAAAAGUAACGGUGUUGUAAAACUGUAAAAGGUGACGACUGCUCUUUAACUUUAUAACAGUUUGCGGUGAAUUGUUUACAGGAAUAAACGGCAUUUUUCUGGGAAUAGCAAGAGUGACUGUAUUGCGCUUCUGGAUGCUUUUAAGGUAACUGUUUUCCCCCACUACCCGCAAAUUAUGUUCCCAUUUGCUACUAACAACUGGUGUCACCAUUGGGGGGGGGAAGCAAACAUUUUGGUACCAUCUCUACACUGUGCAGUGGGACCGCCACUUAGUGGGGGGGGGGGGCUUGCUUCCUUUUUUUUUUUUUUUUUUAAAUUGAUAUUUAUUAAAUUUUCAAAAAAUAACAAAUAACAACAAAAAUUCCCAAAAAAGUUUGAACAUACAAAAAAGAAAAAAAACCAAAAACAAAAAUAAUACAGAAAUAAUAAAGAAGAAAAAACCCAGCCGCAAAAAAGAAAAAAAAGAAAAACAGAAAAACAGAAAUAUAAAAUCCUUUACGAUCUCCAUUAACUUCCUUUCUAGACUUCCUCCUCCUCCCCUCUCUUGUUUCUUAGUGUUUAAUUUUUACAGCAAAUCCUUUCUGUUUUUUCAUAACAAUCUAUCAUUGCGUUUCCUUGUUCUAUUUUCCCUCUUGUCAUAUAAAAACUUUAAAACUCAAAGCUUAUAUUCCAUAUUUAGCAAAUUCUUACAUCAUUACCUUUUACAAACCAUUUACCAAUUCUUACUUAAGUCAUAUAAUUUAAUUCAACAUCCUUCAAACCUUUAUAAACAUUCCCAAUAUUAAAAAUAAGAAAAAGAAAAUAAUAAGUCAGAUUCAAUCCAGUCAACUUCCAGCCUCCCCUCCCCUGGUCCCGGGAUUGUCAGUCCUUUUAACCUCAAUAAUCCGGCUCCUUAACCUGGUUGUCUCGUGUCCGAGGCCCUCAAGUCUCUUUCUUGCCCCUUUCGCCACUCUUGUUGAUAUUUCCCUUUCAGUCGUGGAUACUCCAGCAAAAAGAUGCUUUUGACUCUUUGCAGCAAGUCCAUCCCAAACCCAUUACCCAAGCCAGACAGCAGAUAAUACCACUUCCAAUUUCCAGAAAACUUGGAGACUUCGACUUCUCCAAUCCUCUGAUGGCCCAUCCCUAGACUCGGAAAGUCCAAAUAACCAUAUAGAGGGGUGUCAAUCCAUCCCCCCAUUUCCAAAUCUGACCGCAUUUCAUCUUUCCGAAUCAGGUUUGUCCCAAGUUCAUUUAUCAAGUUCAAAGGCUGAUCUUGCCCAUCCAUAAGUCCCUCCAUCUCUGAAGCCUCCGUCGCUACAGCAGGUUCAUAUACUUGUAUAGACUUUAACUGAAUUUCAUUUGUUUGCUGCUGUGCUCUGGUGACUUCCGUCAUCAUCAAGGUCGACUCCUGACGCAUCUGGUCCAGCUGGGCACUUAAUUUUGCAAAACCUUCCAGGAACACUUGUUCAAGCCUUUGUACAAGCAUUGUCCUUCAAGGUCAGUGACAAUUCUUUCCCACGAGAAUGGUCCUUCUCUUUUACACUCUCUGCAUUGCAAUUUCACUCAGUUCCACUAGAUGGAAAACCCUUUUUUUUUAUUUUUUUAUUUUUUAAGAGGGGGAAAACAACAGUAACAAUCUUUCUUUUUCCAGAAACACUUUAUCCAAAAUUCCCCCUUUCAAAUUCAAGAGGCAACAGUAGAAUCAAAAUGUUACCCUUCUUUUAACUAUCUGUCGAGCUGGAUAAACUUCAAAACGUCAGUUCUGACAGCCCGCUCCUGGUUCAGGGAGGUGGAAAAUUACUUUAUUUUAAACUCACUUCCGCAGGGUUGAAAAGAUCAAAACAACCCCCUUCUUCUCCUGCAAUCAAAAGGGGGUUCUAGAAAUCUUAGAUGUUGAAUUUUAGUUCUCUCAGAAUUUAGUUUUCAGGCUUUAGUAUAAUUUGUCUUUGCUUUCUUCACGUAACAAAAGAACGGAAGGCGACUUCCUGUUUAGACCUUUCCGUUCCGAGUCCCAAUUAAAUUCAAUUUCAAGUUCAAGUCCAAUGUUAUUUAUUUAUUCACCAAUCUUAAAAGUAGUUCAGCUCUUCCAGGAUCAGGUACUCACGGAUAGAUGUUUUAGAUGCCAAAUUGUCCAGGAAAAAGGCAGCGCUCUCCGAAAACGGCAGUGCGGCUUUGCUGCACGGAGGAAGCAGUCGACUCACAGCACCACGCACCUCCCACUCCGGAGCCCGUUACCGGGCUCCUGUACAAGGGGAGAGAGCGCUCUCGGUGCCCGCUGAGUCCCACGCCCACAGGCUUCUUCCGCCUGUGGUUUUUGAGGGUCCCCGCUGCGCCGUAGCGGCAGGACCCAAGCCUCCGUGCAGCGGGUUCCCUUCAGUUCGAAGGGAAUUCCGCCAUUUUCCGGAGGCGCCACCCCGGAAGUUCCGGGGGGGGCUUGCUUCCAGGGGUCUACACACAAAGGCGAAAUCAGGAACCUCUGGAACGGUUUCCCGCCCCCCAUAAGGCAGAGGGCUACUUACUGGAAUCUAGGAAGGCCCCUUCCCAGUAAGUGAGUAGGCGCCUUUCUUACUGGCCUCUGGGAUGUUCCCAGAGCCCUCUCACCUCCUUCCCAGAUGCUGGGGUACGGAAGGCAAUGCCUUGCUUUUCAGGCUUUGGGAAGGUUGUGCAAGGGCUCUGGGAUGCUCUCAGAGCUCUCCUGUCCCUUUUCCAAAGCCCAGUAAGUGAGGAAAACAUGCUGGGUGGGAAAGAAAAUGGAGAGUGGUGGGUUUAUUGUUCAUUUAAAGGUAAAGGGACCCCGACCGUUAGGUCCAGGCGUGGACGACUCUGGGGUUGCGGCGCUCAUCUCGCUUUAUUGGCCGAGGGAGCCGGCGUACAGCUUCCGGGUCAUGUGGCCAGCAUGACUAAGCCGCUUCUGGCGAACCAGAGCAGCACACGGAAACGCCGUUUACCUUCCCGCCGGAGUGGUACCUAUUUAUCUACUUGCACUGGUGUGCUUUCAAACUGCUAGGUUGUCAGGAGCAGGGACCGAGCAACGGGAGCUUACCCCGUCACGGGGAUUCGAACCUCCAACCUUCUGAUCGGCAAGCCCUAGGCUCUGUGGUUUAGACCACAGCACCACCCAUUUACCACCUGCCAUUUCAAAUAGGCAUGGCUCCUCCCCCCAAAGAAUCGUGGAGACUGUAAAUGGAUCCAGAUGUUGAGUGUGGUUAGGAGACACACACCCCAAUUCCCCUCGCAGAACUACAAUUCCCAGAGCGGAUUAACACUCAGUCCCUCUUCCUAGGGAAUUCCCAGCACCCAGGAUUCCUUUGGGGAAGUUGGGGGCUUAAUGUGUGUGGUGUAUACAAAGCCCAGGUCUCGCUCUUGGUGCAUGUGGAGUAUUUUGUGUCCAGGCUGUGUUGAAGUGCAAAUUACCAAAUUAUUGUUGUGUUGGUUUUUUGUUUGAACCUAUUCCUUUUUCCCCCUCUUGCUUUAGGAAUGGCAGGAAAGCAAGAAGAAAGGAAAACUGAGACACCCUAAGGUUAGUUUCACUUGUCAUUCAGGUGUUUAGGCAUCAGUCUGGACUAUUUAAUUGCUGGGCACCCAGACUUAGCUUUAUCUCCGUCCUUUCCUUUCGAGUAGUACCAGGCCUGGCUUUCAGAGCUGUGGUUGGUUUAUUUAUUGAGCUUUUAGGUCCACAUUCAGGGUCCCAGGAAGGAGUUUAAAACCAGAGCCAUUGCCAUACACAACCGAUAAGAACAUGAAUAAAACACUAACACUAUGUAAGUAACAGAAAGUUAAAAUAAAACAACACCUUAAAAAGCUCGUAGCAACCAGAAAUUAUGCUAAGACCUUGAACAAUCAUACUCCUUAUGGCUAGAUCCUAACACCAGACUGAUCCUUUGACUUUACAAUACAUUAUUUUCCUCGUACAUUCUUUUGCUCUCUGUGCCUUUUCUAAAGAAGGUUGUUUAUGAUGUAACAUUGUUUUCUUCCUGCAUUCAUUCUGCACUCUCUUCUGUUUUUCCUUUGCAGUUAUGUCAUUUUGUCUUGUGAUAUCUGUUGUAAUGGAAAAUUCAGUUCAACAUCAAUCAGAUUCCCCCAAACACCUGGGUGAACAGCAGGCAUGGCCAAAUCUGUCAAUUCUGGUUUCUCUCUCCCCCCUCUCAUUUUCCAAAACUCAGCUCUCCUUAUUUCUCCAUAUAGCCACACCAGUUUGCAUUAAAAAUAAAUAAAAUAAAGCCAUCCAAAGUCAUCAAAAGCAUUUUAGUGUGCCUUUCUAAUAACACACACUUUUGAAAUGCGUUUCUGAAACUGAACCGAAUUUCUACUCCAUCCCUACUGAACAUAUACAUUUCCCCCGAUUAUAUAGGAGCCACCGCUACCUCCAUACGAAAAAGCAUUAUUAUAUCGAAGAAAUUGCUUAGCAAACAUGUGUAUAAUUAGGAGAGAUUUGUCCUAAAAUGCUGAUGAAUUUGCAUGAGGACUUGGGGGAGGGAAUAAAUCAAAAUGAUGUGGCGAUGUGGAGGAUUGGAAAAACGAGAAACCAAAAAUUCAUAUUUAUUAUUUAGUUCAUAAAAUUGAAUACCAAGAACCUCAAAGUGGUUCACAAAUAGAUAAAACAAAGUCAAUAAAAAUCCACAACCUUACAACUGUUAAAAUACUACAACAGAUUCAAAUUGCCUCAACUUUCUAAGCAUCUGGUUAGGUUUUUGUUCAGGGGCCAAAAAAAGUACAGUGAAAGUGGCUGCUUGAUCUCAGUAGGCAGGGACAAAUUGACAUAUCCACCCGUCCCUAACGGGAACAUCCUGGAAGUUUGGGUGCUGACGUGAGCUCAUAGAAUCAUGGAAUAGUAGAGUUGCAAGGGACCCUGGGGGUCAUGGCUCCAACUCCCUGCAAGGAAGGAAUCUUUUUUUGCCCAACACGGGGCUCGAAUCCACGACCCAUAGAUGAAGAGUCUCAUGCUCUACCAACUGAGCCAUCCCAGAUUACCUCCACGGGAUGCUUUAUGAGCAGAGAGGGGUGUAAGGGGUUGAAGAAACUUUCCAUGGCCCCCUUGGACUGGAAUUAACUACCCACCAGUUGCCUCCUUUUUGCUGAAGGUGGUGGAGAGCGAAGUGGUUUUGCAUGCUUUUUAGCCUCUUAGCUUCCUGGCUUUCUCCCGCAGGAUGAGCUCGACUGGGGUCGUUCCAACUACAUUCACAUUAAGAGAAUUAGAGAGGUGAGUUGGAUGUGCGUCUUUCUUUUCUUUCCCCCAAUAAUACAAAGUACCUGGGCAAGAAGAGGCCUGCUGGAUCAGACCAAAGGUCCAUCUAGCCCAACAAUCUGGCUGAUCAGAUGCCUGCAGGAAGCCCACAAGCAAGACAUGAGCCCAACAGCUGUAUCUGUGCAUGUGUGUGUAAGUUCCUUCGUACAUAAUCCACAUGAAAACCAUCCAAGCACCCUCAUUGUUUGCGGGAUGUUGUUCGCUUACUCAUUUCAAUGCCAGGAGCUCUUAAGCAGCUCCCAUCAGACAAACAUCACAUUUUACAAUUCCAAAGUGAGACCAGGCUAUGGGGUUCCCAUGAUAACCACCUCCUGAUCAGCUUUUUUGCUUCAUUUUUUUUAUUUGUCUCACCAUUACAUUUAUACCUCGGCUUUCCUCCAGAGGGAGCUCAAGGUUUCACACACAGCUAACCCCACUUUUCCUCGUUUUAUCUUUCCAACAACCCUUUGAGGUAGGUUGUGCUGAGAGAGCCAUCACUUGGACCCAAGAGUCUCCCCAGUCCUAGCCCAACGCUAUUUUUUGUUUUUGUUCUAACUAUUUGUGCUUUCAUGUUGCAUUUUUAUCUUGCGAACUGCACUGAGAUCUUUGGAUGAAGGGUGGUAUAUAAAUUUUAUUGGUUGUUGUUGCUGCGUGUCAAGACCCCGAGGCCUCCCCCUUAUGUUGAAGAAUAACACCAGGACACAGUAUUUUAGGUUAAAUGGGCAAAUUUAGGCCACAACUUCAUUGGUUACAGAAUGUGAGUGGUAGUGGCUUAGGCCAGUGAUGGCCAAACUUGUCCCUCCAGCUGUUUUUGGACUACAAUUCCCAUCAUCCCUGACCACUGGUCCUGCUAGCUAGGGGUGAUGGGAGUUGUAGUCCAAAAACAGCUGGAGGGCCAAGUUUGGCCAUCACUGGCUUUAGGCAUUAGAAUUGAACUUACUAUAUCUGACUCCUACAUGCCAUGCUGGGAGUCUAGUAAGGGUCAACCACCAAUAGGGGGAGCCCUGCUGAUGUACAUCAACUAAAGCUCUCCCAGGGUCCCCAAUGGGGUCGUGGCAUGGUCCUAGCCCUACCUGGGCUUUGGACAAAGAUCCACAGCCCCGGAUCCCUUUAAUGCAGCUGUUCUUAACCUGUGGGUCCCCAGGUGUUGUUGGACUACAACUCCCAUCAUCCCUGAGUUCUGGCCUUGCUAGCUAGGGGUGAUGGGAGUUGUAGUCCAACAACAUCUGGGGACUCACAGGUUGAGAACUGCUGCUUUAACGGAAUACCCUUUAAAAUGGAGAGGCAGGUGAUGGCCACACCUCCCCUCCCCCAAACCAGGCUGUACCAAUGCCCAACCACCAAACCUUACAAAAGUUGUGACGAUUGCUACGAGGUAGGUGAAAACCAAAUGGACAGUGCCAAUUUGCCAAGUGAAAAAAUUCCUACCAGGCCCCCUCAACAGGCGAGGGCAUUUUCAGUAAGGAAGAUAAUGUAAUGGAAAGUUUAAUUUCAGUGCUUUUCCCCCCUGGAAGUACUUAAGGGUAUGCACCACUGGCACCUUUCCCACCCCCAAAUGUUAAAAGUAUGGCACUUCCUGUAACAACUCCAUGGUGAGUACCUUCACCUUUUUUUCUUAAAAAAAACAAAACCAAAAAAAAAACCUAAGCCUGCUAUAACAUUUCCUGCCUUGCCAUUCCCUGCUCCCCACAGUGUUCUGCUUUUAAAAAAAGCGUGAUCAGAUGCAGUUCAUUUCAUGUAGGCCCACAGAAGCCAAUGCGUAACUUAGCAAAAACUGUUCAGAUUUCCUGCUGCAAACAACGGACAAAGGCCGCUAAUGAGUGUGCUUGAAUCGCGGUGCUCAGUUACUAAGGUUACCCCGCACUUAACGGAAAUUGUUUAUCCCCGCUUGAACGUAAUGGGCUGCACCCUGAAAGAGGAAAUAAUGGGGAACCUUCAUUGGCAGGGACAUGCCUUUCCUCCGCUCUGAGUUUAAUUGGGAACAUUGCUCCAAGCAAACAAGCCCUUUGAUCCAACACACAGGAACGCAGUGGAACUUCUCAGUGCAGCUUUGCAGAGAAAAGUCGCAGCAUUUAAUGUGGGACUCGGAGCGUACCCUCUCACGAUGAAUUGUUCUUGUGGCUAAGCAGUUUUGUGUCUUGGCCUGCCGCAGUUUUUAGACCAACGUGCUACUCCAAAAUUGCCAAUAAUUUGUAACAAGAUAUUUUAAAAUAAUUUCACUGCUCCCAAUGCUGGCAGCAGCAGGAACGCAACUCUCCUGUUGGUGGGAAAGGCACUGUUUUUAACACCAAGAUGACUUUAACACCAAGAUGACGUUUCCGAGCACAAUUCAAAGUGUUGGUGCUGACCUUUAAAGCCCUAAAUGGCCUCGGCCCAGUAUACCUGAAGGAGCGUCUCCACCCCCAUCGUUCAGCUCGGACACUGAGGUCCAACGCCGAGGGCCGUCUGGCGGUUCCCUCAUUGCGAGAAGCAAAGCUACAGGGAACCAGGCAGAGGGCCUUCUCGGUAGUGGCGCCCGCCCUGUGGAACACCCUCCCAUCAGAAGUCAAAGCGAUAAACAACUACCUGACAUUCAGAAGACAUCUUAAGGCUGUUCAGGGAAGUUUUUAAUAUGUGACAUUUUAGUGUAUUUUUGGUCUCUGUGGAAGCCGCCCAGAGUGGCUGGGGAAACCCAGCCAGAUGGGCGGGGUACAAAUAAUAAAUUAUUAUUAUUAUUAUUGGGUGCGGCAUUUUUCUGGGACAAGCAAUAAGCAUGGCGGCUGAGAGAGGAGUUGUGUUGCUGCUGGCAAGUGCGACACUGACGUGAAGCUCAAAAUAAAAGCUGUAUGAAGCUGUUGCAACCGCUGCUGCUUAAGGCAAGAAGCUAAUUCCAGUUCAGUUCCUCCCUUGAGAAGCGCAUGGCCUGCAAACAGGUCUGCAAUAGUUGUGGGCCAUUUUGGUGCCAUCCUAUUAAAGACAUAUGUUCCUAGCAAAGGGCUUCUCCCUCCUUCAGCUUCUUGGAUUCCCUCGUUCAUACGAUGCUGCUAUCCUUCCAUCUUACAGCAAACUCAAAUCGUGAACACCAAUAAAAAUGGUGCCAGAAAAAUAAGGCCACUGAGAAGUGAGAGAGGCAUCGGCAUGUUUGGGGAAACCCUAAGGCUUGUAGAAGCAAAAACAUAAUAUAAUAUUUUAAAAAAUCCUUAAGGUCCACCCCCAUCCCAAAAACACUUUGGGGUCCAGUGAGGGACAGCAUGUUUGGAAGCCACAGAGUACCAUUUGAGAAAGAAAAAUGGCAAACUGGUCAAGGUGGUGGGAAUGGCCUUUAAAUUGGGUUGUGGCUGACCGGAACUUUGUUUUUAGGAUGUGGAGAUAAACUACAAUGUUUUUCCCCCUACCAAUAUUAAUUUAGCUUUUGGCCUAGGCCCUUGGUGCCUAUGGCAUAAAUAGAUAAGAAAUCCUCUUCUAGUGUUGUGCUGUUACAAUCAUUGUAUUACGUUUGGCGUAUAUUUUAUACUUGCAUUUUCUGUGAGCUGUUUAUAAAUAUUUUUUAAAAAAUAAAAUAGUGAGGUGUGGGUUUGUUUGUUUGUUUUUGCAGGGUACAGAAGAGAGGGAGAUGUUUUGCCUUAAUGAAAUUUCCUUUUGAUGGUCUUGGGAUGUAUUGUGCUUAAUAUCCAGAUGUAAUUUUUUUAGGUGGCUGAGUUGUAUGAGGAGCUGAAAAAGAGAAUGGGUGUGUUCAACAUGGAGGUCAACCCUCACCCCCCUGCUAUGGAUCAAGACCAUGUGUAUAAGCAACGAUUCAUUUUGCAGGUGAGAUGUCUGGAUGUACAAGAGAUGUUUUUCUAGAUAUACAUACGUAAUAUACAUACGUAAAAUAAAACUUUUUUAAAAAAUUGCACAACAAAACUCAACCAUUUCCACAUAAAUCACAACAAAAUCGAAAAUAAAGAUACAAAAAACCACCAGCAACAACCCUGUGCCAACAAACCCUUCCAAAGCACCCCAGCCCAAGAUUCUGUUUAGCAGCCUCAGCUUUUGUAGCUGGAGUCAAUCAGGCCAAUUGGAAAAAUGCCUGCAAGGCAGGCAGCAGGUCUUCCAGGACUCUUCAGCAGCUUCAGCUUUUGUAGCUGGAGUCAGUCAGAGCCCCACACACCUGAGUCCCAAUGAAAAUCUGUGAGACUUAAAAAUAAAUGCUUGGUUCCAAAGUGGAACCUCUUUUACUCUUACUGCAAAUUGCAUUUACGCAACUACAAACACAUUUGCAAGCCCCACGAAACCAGAGAGUUUGGCUCACGUGUCAUUGCAGUGUGACGAAUGGCUUACUGCAAGAGAACUGCCACCUCUCCUGAGGCAGUUAACUUUUCCUUCUUCCUUAGGUUGUAAUGGCUGGGGCUUUUUAUCCGAAUUAUUUUACUUUGGCGGAACAUGAUGAAGAAAUUGCCGUCCGGGAGAUGUCAGGCAAAGAUCCCAAAACAACUAUAAUGGUACAGCUUAACUAAGUUUUGACUCUGCCUUGUGAAGCCAUGUUGAAGUGUCCUGUCCCUCUUCCCCGAUACUGUUGUUUUAAUAAUCACAUUUCUCAUAUAUAUAUAUAUAUAUAUAUAUAUAUAUAUCUAUCACACAGCAUUGUUGUUUUUGACCUAUCUGAAGGCAUACAUUUUUCCUAACAGUUGAAGAACAUUCCCCCGUAUGGCUUCCUCUACCAUAAGCAACUGCAGUCCCUGUUCAGACAGUGUGGCCAAGUGAAAUCCAUUUCCUAUCAUGGGACCAAGUAAGGGAACUUCCAUUUUUAACAUGGGCAUAAGUCAUUCUCGAAACAAAAAAAUAAAAUAAAAAAAUAAAAAAAAUUCCUUCCAGUAGCACCUUAAAGACCAACUAAGUUAAUUAUUGGUAAGAGCUUUCGUGUGCAUGCACACUUCUUCAGAUAUGAAAGCUCAUACCAAUAACUAACUUAGUUGGUUUCCAAGGGGCUACUGGAAGGAAUUUUUAUAUUUUAUUAUUUUAUUUUAUUUAUUUUGUUUCGGCUCGGCUAUGGCAGACCAACACAGCUACCUACCUGUAACUAUAAUUCAUUCUGGUUUUGCUAAUCAUGGGCAGGGCAGAACGGUUUCUCUUUUGUGCAUUUUUAAUAUUCUACCCUGGGAUAAAUAUUUCAAAAGGGCUGUAUAUAAAUGCCUAGCGUAAAAAGAUUGCCUACACGUUUUCAAAGGUAUCUUCGCAGUCAUAAGGGUUUGAAAUGUUCUGGGUUUGUGUGCCUGUCAUAUAUAACUGAAAGUACUUGGCAUUUAUUCUGAAUGAUUUCUGUACGAUUUUACACACAUUUUACUUGCCAAGCAAAGCGAAAUUAUAUUAAUUUAACCAAAAUAUAUUUUGAAUCUCUAAGUCACAUUACAACUUUCUGGCAGCCCUCAUUUUUGGAAUUUGAACGCUGAAAAAUUCAACACGCCCUACCGCCUUGUAUUUUCUUCGUUCUAACCUAAAGAACAUACUUUAUUUUUACUUUGCAUUUUCUCCCUGUAGAGCCUUUGUAGAAUUUUCCCGGAAUCCAACCGAAUGCUUUAAAACACUUUCUGCCGUAUAUAUGGCCCUUAAGAUGUCACAGCUGCGGACUCCAUUGGAGCUGAAUAUACAUUCCCCGGAGGAGAUUGAAGGGAAAAUGGAAGGAGGACCAAACAUGCUCGCGCGGAGUUCACAGUAUGCUGCAGAUUCAUUAGUUUUCAAAUUAAUGCAAAUUCUCAUGCGUCUGAUUUGCAUAAAUUUAUUCUGUUGGCAAAUAAACAGGGACGGGAGCAGUGAGUUAAAGCCGCGCUGCACGGUGUGAAUUCUGCUCAUUCUUUGGGUUCAGAAACUUCGUGAGACAAAACAAACAUAAUCCCGAAAUCUGAACAAUAAAGAAAAGAGCAAGUUGUUCUGGGUGCCUGAAGUGUCAAGGAAGUAGGGGAGAGUGGUUUACAUUUUCUAGACCAUGCUCUGUUUCUUUUUUAAAAAUGUAUUAGUUUUUUAAAACUUAGAUUUACAAAAUAUUGAAGAGAAACCUAUGAAAAUGAAAGAUGCGUAAUAAUUCAUGUCUAUGUAAACAGCACUUGCAAAUUUCCGCAAGUUGUGAUGCUAACCUAGCCAGGCUUUGCAAACCAGCUGUUUCGAACUUGGUUUCAAGCUCUGGUUUAGAACUAACCAUGGUUGACAUUUAAAAUCAGCCUAGAUGCAACACUGCACCAUGGUUAGCUCUGAAAAUUGAACAGGGGCAUUAUUAUUAGGUGAUUGGGCAAGUGUAUGAACAACAUUUUCAAUGUAUUUAAAAAGCAUCAAUCAGCUUUGUUCAACUCCAGUAGAUGCUCCAGCCUUAAAAAGCCAAGUGUUUUGCUCGAGGGGAGCAUGUGCUUUUGUUACGUUGAGGGCUAAUCUGGCCUCGCCCAUGAGAGGAGAAGAGAUCGUUUGAGGUUUGCUGGUUACUUAAACCAGUGAUGGGGAACCUGUGGCUCUGCAGAUGUUGUUGGACUACAGCUCCCAUCAGCCCAGCCAGCAUGACCUGUGGAGAGGGAUGAUGGGAGUUGUAGUCUUCCGUUCUGGCUAGGCCAGUUGCUAUAAACAUUUUAAUUGAGGAAUCAGUCUUCAGAAGGUAGCAGUGAGUGAUUUCUGUUCUGUUUGCUUUGUGCUUCGCAUUUCUUUUUAGAGUGAAUGUGGACUUUCAGAAGCACACCGUGUCUCCCAUGGAGAAGUUCAGUAGCCCUUUGGAAAAACUGCAGACCAUCAGCAGCCUUGAUUUAUCUAUCAAUGUCACAGAGGUACAAAUGUCACAAAACUAUACUGCAGCAGUUAGUGCACAUUCAGAGUCUAGAUCAUAUUAUUGCUGCCAGAACCACUCCCAUGUCCUCUUUGCACUUCUCAUUCCCCGAAAUCAUUGGUUGAGGUCUCCUCAUUUCUGCAUCAGCUGGCAACUGUAAGCGCUCAUGAAAGCAUUUCAGUGUGCAGCUGUCCUAAUACACACAUUUUUUUGCGAGCUGUUUUAUGCUCCUCGUUAUGGAAUGGGCAAGGCAGCAGGGAGCUCAGUGCAAGCUUAGCAUCAUGAGCAUGGGAUUAGCUGUGCCCGCACUGUGCCAAGCUACCCAUUGCCUUGCCAGUCAUGUGCGGUUGUUGGAAAGCCAGGCAAGGAACGCUGCCCUGUCAGCUGCUGCUGCUGCUGGGCAGGUUUACAUUAAAAAGUGGACUCAGCCAAAUUUCUUCACGCAUCCCUACCUUUAAAAGCCAUUAAUAGUGGCUUCCCAUUUCUCACAUAAUGAGAAGCUGCAGUUACCGUAUUUUUCGCCCUAUAGGACGCACUUUUUCCCCUCCAAAAAUGAAGGGGAAAUGUGUGUGCGUCCUAUGGGGCGAAUGCAGGCUUUCGCUGAAGCCUGGAGAGCGAGAGGGGUUGUGUGCACCGACCUCUCUUGCUCUCCAGGCUUCAGGAAGCUAUCCGCAAGCCUUGGGAGCCCGCGGGAGUUCCCGCCGGGCUCCCAAGGCUUGCGGACAGCAGCCUGCAGCCCAAAACCCGGGGAGCGCAGCGGAGCGCGCCCCGGGCUUCAGGCAGCUCUCCACAAGCCUUGGGAGCCCGGCGCGACUUCCCGAUGGGCUCCCCAGGCUUGCGGAUAGCAGCCUGUUCUGGGGGCUGGGGUCGGGGGAAGCUCAGGCUUUCCCCGCCCCAGCCCUGCGCCUGGGGGGGAAAUAUUUUUUUUUCUUUAUUCCCCCCCCCAAAAAAACCUAGGUGCAUCCUAUGGGCCGGUGCGCCCUAUGGGGCGAAAAAUAUGGUAACUGUUGCCUCUUUGCUGGCUUUCCUGUUUCUGCAAAGGGAGUAGCAACACAGCUGGCUGGAUAUCCUGGAUGAUUAAGUAAGACUUUGACCACACAGUCAAUAUCUGUCUUAUCAUCUAUCUGUUUAUUUAUCUAUUCCCUUCCCUCUCUUCAGGUGGUAGAAGUUGGGCACUUUUGGGGUUACAGAAUUGACGAGAAAAAUAUGGCUGUGCUCAACAACGUGUCUGCUGAGAUCAACCAGUUACACCUGACCCCUCUGCUAGUCCGUCCCUAUCCCGAUUUGGUGUGCUUGGCACCCUUUACUGAGUGGGAAGACGAGAGAUACUACAGAGCCCAAGUCUUAUAUGUAUCCGGAGAGAAUGCAGAGGUACAUAUUUUUUAAAAGCAUGCUUGUGUUUGCAGCUUAAUUCAAACCCAAGGAAGCACACACAGCUCUGAAUCAACUCUGAGGGUUCUAGAAAAUGGGGGAAGGGCAGGAUUGGCAAAUGCUGGGAGAGAGCGAUUGGAGGGGUUAGAAAAGGCUAAAAUAUAUUAAAUAGUAGGGCAGACUCUUUCAUGUUGGCAAAUUGGGCUGACUUUGCAUGGCCGUUUUAAGAAAUUGCAUCCUUGGGAAUCUAGUAAGCUUCCUUAAGCUGCAGUAGUCAACAUGGGGCUGUCCAGUUGUUGUUGGACUCCAACUCCCAUCAGCCCCAGCCAUCAUGGCCCGGUGGUCAGGGAUGUGGAGGGCACGGGGUUGGCUUUCCUUGUCAUACGGAGUUGGACCACUGUUCUGUCUUCAGAGUUUCAGGCAUGAGUGCUUCCUAUGUCUGCCUAGAGAAGUUAGGGAUUGAACCCUGAAUAAUAAUAAUAAUAAUAAUAAUAAUAUAAAAAUAAAUUUUUAUUUAUAUCCCGCCCUCCCCAGCUAAAGCCGGGCUCAGAGCAGCUAACAACAGUAAAAUAAUACAACAUUCUAAAAUCAUUUCAUUAAAAAAUUAAUUCAAAUCAGAAUAAUGGCAACCAUUGGGCUAGAGUUCUGUGAGGACUGCCAAAGGAGGGGGUCAGGCUGUGCCCUGGCCAAAGGCCUGGUGGAACAGCUCUGUCUUGCAGGCCCUGCGGAAGAUGUCAAGUCCCACAGGGCCCUAGUCUCUUGUGACAGAGCGUUCCACCAGAUCGGAGCCACAGCCGAAAAAGCCCUGGUUCUUGUUGAAUCUUUCGCCUGCAAAGGUUGCGCUGUCUCACCAAGUUCUUCUCCACGGUCCUUUGUCUGCCCUGGUGACAACUGCACUUGUUCAGCGAGCCACUGGUGUGCCAGGUGCUCACAAUAUGCAGAUUGGCACCUCACCUCUGCUCUGUGCUCCCUGACCAGUUCAAAACAUUCCCGCCAUUGUUUCAUAGUGGGGGGAAAUGGCGCCCAGCCUCGUUGUUGCACACAAAUCACUUUGCCCUUGGAUCAGCUGCUGCUGCAGCUGCAUGAGAAGCUAUUCAAGGCAGCUUCCCCACGGUCAUUUUAAGCAAAGGGGUCACCGGCUCAAAUGGCUGCCUUAGCCAUAAAAGUUCACGCGAUGCAAUAACGGGCCUAAUUUUUGCACCAGGAGGCUGCUCUGAAUUUGUAAGCCAAUUUUCUUCUGUGCUUUGGAAAUAACUGUCAGUCCUUCUAUUCAUUACUGUUGUUUUACCGUCCAGGUUUUCUAUGUAGAUUAUGGCAACAGAUCAAAAGUGGCUUUGGGACACUUGCGAGAGAUUCCAAGCCAUCUCCGUGAGCUUCCGUUCCAGGUAACGUUCCUUUUUGUUCCAAGAAUCACGGAACCGUGCUAUGUGUUUUGGAGGGAGAAGUGUGUGUGUUAAAUAACUAUUAUUAUUGCUAUUAUUGUUAUUAAUCAGUUCAAACUUUUCCAGGGCCCAAAGUGCAUAUAUUCGUGUUUGGCGGUUUUUUUGUUUUGUUUUGGUGUAGGCUCUGGAAUUCAAGCUGCGCAGAAUGCGGCCUUCUGCCCAGUCCCUUGUAUGUGGAGAGCAGUGGAGUCACGCUGCAAGCCAGAGCUUUGCUUCCUUGGUCAGCGGCUGUGCUCUGCUGGUGAAGGUCUUCUCGAUCGUGCACAGCAUCCUGCUUGUCGAUGUUCUUCGGUACUCUGGGAUUUUGGACAUUGUGAACGUCCGCGAUAUACUCAUUCAGGAAGGCCACGCCGAACUGGCGGAAGACUCCUAUGAAUCCAAAGUGCGUUCUCUUGUUCCUUCUCGAGUACAGGAAGUCUUGGCAUUUUAGGGUUUUUUGAAGCUGUGAGAGCAGGGGGGAGAGGAUCGAAGGCAAGGCUUAACCUCUGUCGUUCUGUGAGUUCUGAUGUCGGCGGAGCCGCAGGGGAAUGGUUUUCCCGGACAGCUCUGCACAGGGCUCAGGCUGGAGAGCAGAACUGGGAUGUCGCUUCAGCACUAGCAGUCCCUCAGACCAAGCCAUAAUAAUAAUAAUAAUAAUAAUUAAUAAUAGUAAUAAUUUAUUAUUUAUACCCCACCCAUCUGGCUGAGUUUGCCCAGCCACUCUGGGCGGCUUUCAAUCGAGUGUUAAAAACAAUACAGCAUUAAAUAUUAAAAACUUCCCUAAACAGGGCUGCCUUCAGAUGUCUUUUAAAGAUAAGAUAGCUGCUUAUUUCCUUCACAUCUGAAGGGAGGCCGUUCCACAGGGCGGGCGCCACUACCGAGAAGGCCCUCUGUCUGGUUCCCUGUAACCUGGCUUCUCACAAUGAGGGAACCGCCAGAAGGCCCUCGGUGCUGGAUCGCAGUGUCCGGGCUGAACGAUGGGGGUGGAGACGCGCCUUCAGGUAUACAGGACCGAGGCUGUUUAGGGCUUUAAAGGUCAGCACCAACACUUUGAAUUGUGCUCAGAAACGUACUGGGAGCCAAUGCAGAUCUCUCAGGACUGGUGUUAUGUGGUCCCGGCGGCCACUCGAGUCACCAGUCUAGCUGCCGCAUUAAAUACAAGUUGCACCUUGAAGCAGAUAGAUGGUGAGCAUGGCGGCCCCUUGCAACUCUGAUUUUGUUAUUCUGUCCUAGCAACUGGCUCCACCUUCGCUGAAAGGAGCCCCACCCUCCUUUUAGCACUUAUUGACUCCAGUUCAGCAGGGGAUGUUAUGAUUGUGUAACAGCUUCUGAACUGGAGUCCACUGCCUCAGGCCAUGGGUUGACAGGGACUGCAGACACAUCUUGUGGUGCUUCUGGGACUGGUUCUGAGGGCUAUCCACUCAGUGUUAUACCCUGAAGAAGGGAAGUCUGGCCUCAGGCUCAACUCCCAGCAAAGCAAAGCUUAAGUCAGGCACCCCCAACCUGCGGCCCUCCAGAUGUUUUGGCCUACAACUCCCAUGAUCCCUAGCUAACAGAACCAGUGGUCAGGGAUGAAGGGAACUGUAGUCCAAAACAUCUGAAGGGCCGAAGGUUGGGGAUGCAUGGCUUAAGUAUAGUUCUUAUGAAAGCCUAUGAGAUGGCUAUGAAAGCUGCUAAGAAAUCUUACUUUGCAGCUUCCAUUGCAUCCGCUAGCUCUCGCACAACUUUUUAGAAUAAUUAGGUCAAUAACGUCCUUAGGAGGACAACCAAAUUUAAGCACAAAUUCAACCCACAGCUGUGAGGGUCGAGCUUUUUUGCGGAGAAAGUCCUGUUGCUCCGCCGUGACCUCCCUGCCAAUUUAGAUACAGUGACUGAACUGGAGGCCCCUCGACUGACUUCAGGUCCAGUGCUGGACCAUUUUGAUCAGAUACUCCCUGCUGAUGUGGAUAGAUUCCUCCAAGUUGGUAGGCCCACCACCUGCCUCCUUGAUCCGUGCCCAUCUUGGCUGAUUAGAGAGUGUCCAGAUGUUGCGCGGACCCCCCUGGUUGAAAUUAUCAAUUUGUCCCUUGACACAGGGACAUUCCCAGGGGAACUGAAGGAAGCAGUAGUGUGUCCACUCUUAAAGAAAACUUCAUUAGAUCCCUUAGACCUAUCCAAUUACCGCCCAGUUUCAAAUCUUCCAUAUCUGGGUAAGGUAAUUGAGAGAGCGGUUGCUGAACAGCUUGGUAGGUUUCUGGAGGAAACAGCGGCUUUAGAUCCAUUUCAGUCCAGUUUCCGUCCUGGUUUUGGGACCGAAACGGCUCUGGUUGCCCUCACAGAUGAUCUCCGUAGACAACUGGAUCGAGGCGGGUCAGGACUGCUCAUCCUUUUAGAUUUGUCAGCAGCCUUUGACAUGGUCGAUCAUGAUCUUCUGAACCACCGCCUUGCAGACGUGGGGAUACAGGGCAUAGCCCGUAACUGGCUGUGCUCUUUUAUCUCUGGUCGGGGACAGAGGGUGGCACUGGGGAGGGAAAUAUCGUCGCGCCAUUCCUUGGUGUGUGGAGUGCCGCAGGGCGCAAUUCUCUCCUCGAUGCUUUUUAUGCGCCCCCUUGGCCAGAUUAUCCGGAGCUUUGGGCUGGGCUGUUACCAAUAUGCUGAUGACACUCAGCUCUAUCUGCUGAUGGAUGGCCACACCGACUCAGCCCCGAACACACUGACCAGAUGCUUGGAAGCUGUGGCUGGAUGGUUUCGUGGGAGCCGAUUGAAACUAAAUCCUUCAAAGACAGAGGUCCUAUGGCUGGGUCGGGAUGGCAUGGGGAUGAGGGACCAACUCCCUUCUCUUGCGGGGGCCCAGUUAGUGCCAUUGCCUUCCGUUAAGAGUUUGGGUGUAAUCCUUGACUCCUCCCUUUCCAUGGAGGCGCAAGUUACAGCAACAGCCAAGGCGACAUUUUUUCCACCUUCGCCGCAUCAAGCAGUUGGUCUCUUACCUUUCCCGCCCCGACCUGGCCACAGUGAUCCAUGUGACGGUCAUCUCCAGGCUUGACUACUGUAAUUCGCUCUACACGGGGCUGCCCUUGAAGCUGACCCAGAAACUCCAGAGGGUGCAGAGUGCUGCAGCGAGGCUCCUCACAGGGUCUCUGCCAUGGGAGCAUAUUCGCCCAGUGCUUUUCAAACUGCACUGGCUCCCGGUAGAGUACAGGGUCAGAUUUAAGGUGCUGCUUUUGACCUUUAAAGCCCUUCACGGCCUAAGACCCUCGUACCUACGGGACUGCCUCUCCCGGUAUGCCCCAUGGAGAGCCUCAAGGUCCAUAAAUAGCAACACCCUAGUGGUCCCGGGCCCUAAGGAAGUUAGAUUAGCCUCAACCAGAGCCAGGGCCUUUUCAACUCUGGCUCCGGCCUGGUGGAACGCUCUGUCUCAUGAGACCAGGGCCCUGCAGGAUCUGAUUUCUUUCUGCAGGGCCUGUAAGACAGAGUUGCUCCGCCUGGCCUUUGGCUUGGAGCCAAUUUGAUUCCCUCCCUCCCUUUCUUUCUUUUUUCCUUUCCUUCUCCUCCUGCGAUGAGGCUACAUUUUAAUAUUUUAAUGUUUCCACAUUUUAAUGUUGUAUUUUAAUUUUGUUUUUAAGUUGUAAUCAUUCAAUUUGUUUUUAUUAUUGCUUGUAAGCCGCUCUGAGCCCGGCCUUGGCUGGGGAGGGCGGGGUAUAAAUAAAAAAUAUUAUUAUGCCCUGUGUAGCAUAACUAACCAGGGACGCAGGUGGCGCUGUGGGUUAAAUCACAGAGCCUAGGACUUGCCGAUCAGACAGUCGGCAGUUUGAAUCCCUGUGACAGGGUGAGCUCCCGUUGCUCAGUCCCUGCUCCUGCCAACCUAGCAGUUUGAAAGCACGUCAAAGUGCAAGUAGAUAAAUAGGUACCGCUCUGGUGGGAAGGUAAACGGCAUUUCCGUGCGCUGCUCUGGUUUGCCAGAAGCGGCUUAGUCAUGCUGGCCACAUGACCCAGAAGCUGUACGCCGGCUCCCUCGGCCAGUAAAGCGAGAUGAGCACCGCAACCCCAGAGUCGGUCACGACUGGACCUAAUGGUCAGGGGUCCCUUUACCUUUACCUUUUUAGUAUAACUAAGUCUCUUUCCUCCCUCUGCCCCCUCCCAAUCACUCUCAAAAUGUUUUCUUUUGAAUUUCCCUUAGCUCAGCCACGAAAAUCUUAAAGAGCUGUUUUCAAAGCCAGAAGAAAGGAAGAGGGAUGCUUCUCUCCAGAGGAGCUCAAGUGAAGAGGAGAAUCGCUUGAUUGAAAUGCUCUUGGAGAACGCCUCUGCCAAUAGGUUUAGUGCGCCAAACUGCAAGGUAAGCUUUAAAGGCACGGUCAUUACUUUCCCUUGCUUUCAGAGUGGCGUGCUGUGGGUGCCCUGAAGGACGUAACACAGCCUUUCCAUCCAAGUAUCUAUUAAUACCAGGUUUCUUCAUCACUGAAACCACGUGGCUGGUGAAGGUUACUUUGGGGGUGGGAGAUCGCUCCAUCUCUACAGAAACGUGUGAGAGCAGCUGAGCGAAAUAACAAAACACAUAAUUUUCAUGCAAACUUGCAAUUUUGUGCAAGCCGUUUUUAUGCUUUGGGUUUUCCAGAGCUCGAAGAGGCUCAUUGACAGUACUGCCAAACCAUGGUUUAGUGUGUAUGAGAAGGAACUGGAGCAAGUUUCACGCUCCCCGCAAAGCGGAUUUUGUUUCAGUGACAUCUUGUAUGCCAUCCACACUUGACAAAGUGUGGUUAGUCUUCACUGUUUGCUUGUUGAAACCAAGCGAACGUCAGGUCAUAGUUUUAAGAAGCUGGAUAGAUUCAAUAAACCUUAGUUAAAUUUAACUACGUUUAAGGAAUGGAUGGCACACUUAACUGUGGUUAAUCCCAAGCAGAGUCUUUCAGUCUUUUGGUGGCUGUGCUGGAAGAAGAGGGUGUGUGAGCCCCAGACUCACAGUGGCUCAUCCUUGCACCGCUAAUCCGUGGUUUCAUGUUACUCAUGAACUGAUUUUAAGGGGUUGGGGUGAGGGGGUUAUUUUGAUGCCUCCAUAUCUACCCUUCCUUCCCCAAAACAUGAGCCACACUUUACUACCAUAAGAAGAAAAUCCAAAAUGGACUAAUUUGGGUGUUUUAUGUUCUGCUUUAAUUUUUUUCCUCCUAAGGCAAGGCUUAUUGGCCCAUACAACCCCUACUGCCUGAAAUUCAGCAGCAUGACCAGAAUCUCCAGAUUUAGGUAGGAUGGCAUGUUAUUGUGCUUUGUUCAAGGUCACUCCAUGACAUUCUGGCUGAACUGGACUUCUCAUUGAUGUCCUUCCAGGUCAUGUCCAAAAUUGUGUCCCCCUGGCUCUCAUAAUUUUUAUUAGGGCUGCCUCCAAAUUUGAAGAACGUAUAAUCAAUUAAUUGAAGUUAAUUUCAAUGGAUUAAUUUGCCAAAUCUGCAUAAGCCUGACCUUCAUUGAAGUAGUACAGUGGUGCCUCGCAAGACGAAAUUAAUCCGUUCUGCGAGUUUCUUCGUCUUGCGAAGCAUGGAUGCACCCUGGUACUGUAUUAUAAUGGGAUAGCGGGCAAAGCACAAAGCGGGUCGCUCCCCAGCAGGAGGAGUUUCCCCAGCCUGGAGGAUCUGUUGCCGGGAAGAGGCAAAGACACCCCCUCCCACCUCCCCACGAAAACAGCCCCCCUUCCUCUGUCGCCAAGCCUUGCCGCGUCUUCGCUCCGCCAAACUGCGUCCCACAUCAAAGCCCCAGCCCGCUCCUCUCCCUCUCUCUCCACAAGGUGCCAAAGGAAGUUCGAGCCCAGGAACCGAGGGCGGACGCACGAAGCGCCCGGCGCGGACUCUCCCUUGCUCCCCCCGUUACCUUGCGGCACGCCGCCGGGCUCCCCACAGUCUCGGCAGCUGCUCCCGGCUUCUUCCCACCCCCGCAAAGGCGCCUUCGCGGCGGCCCAAGCGCAGUGGAUGCCUCCUCCUCCUCCUCCUUUGUCCUGCCUCCUCCUGCCUUCGCGCAGUUAGGGCAAAAUGGAGCAGCCACGUGGGGAGGGGGAGAGAGAGAGAGAGGCGGCGGCGCAGAGACCCAGCCAGAUCCGCUGGAUCCCAGCCCACCUGCCUCCUCUGUGCCCUCUCCAGAAGAGGAUCCCUCUGGAAAAGGUAGGUCGCUCCCUCGCUCGCUCCCUGCCAGCCCAGUUCCCGCUUCAAAAGGAAACAAACUCACAAGACGUUUCGUCUUGCGAAGCAAGCCCAUAGGGAAAUUCGUCUUACGAAGCACCUCAAAAACCGCAAAACCCUUUCGUCUUGCGAGUUUUUCGUCUUGCGAGGCAUUCGUCUUGCGGGGCACCACUGUAUUUCUGGAGAAAAAGGCAUACCUGCUUUGGUAUUUAGGUUAUUUAAUUCUGCAUUCCUGCCCUAAUAAGCCCCGCCCCAGCAGUUUUGCAAAAAAAACCAAACAAAAAAUGAUUAUUAAGUAACAAAAUAAGGUAAAACUAAAACUUUAAAAUCCAACAAAGCAGAGUUAAAAGCUUCAAUAAUUCAUUAAAAUCCAUGCAUAAUAAGAACAUUUGCAGUGCUCACCUAAAACGGCAUCGGGGAUGGGGCUAGUCUCACCUUCCUUUGGCAGAAAAUCCCCAAACUGGUGUCCAUUCUGACAUGUAUUCGUCAUAACCAGAGCCAAUUCAGUUUUUCUGCAGUUUGGCUUCUUCCAGCUGUGACAUUAUCAUCUCACCUUCCACUUACAGCCAGAAUUUUACACAUUUUUUUGGUCGUACUAUUGCCAUGUUCCAUUAUGUGAUUUCACACCAGUGAUUUCAUGUGUUCCGUAUUUGGAUUUCCUGAUGUAGUUCUUCGUUGCGGUUAAUUAAGACCCAGAGCCCAAUUGUACCUGAUUUCACAAUAUUUAAGUAUUUAAAUGUUAACAGUGGACAGCCAUUUUCUGCAUCUCACUGACCCUCCCCCCAAACACCCCUCCCCACUCAAGCACCUAAUCCCAUUUAGACAACUGCAGUGCGUUAAGGGCUCAUGAGAUUAAAUUAUUAUUUACUUGGUCCCAACCUGAGUAGCAGUUUACAGGUCUGAGCUUGUAAUUUACAUGCAUUUUUUCAAGGUGUGCAGUUAUUUUGUGCUUCUGGAUUUUUGCUUCUUCACAGGGUGGGUGGGUUUGUGUGUAAGUGAAUAAACUCCGGUCUAAGAACACACUCCCUCUAUUUUUCUAAGUAAACCAACUAAGUAGGAAGUGCAAAGGUUUUCCUGAGGGUUUUCUCAUACCUUGACACUUCCCUCUCCCAAAACAAAUAGAUUACCUGCCCCCUGCAAGGUUCUAAACAUCUGCUGAGCUUAAUGACAACAGCCAGGAACCGUUAAACAAAGCACAAAGCAACAUGUCAGAAAAUACGACAUUGAGCACGUAUAAUCUGCUAACUUUUUAAAAAAACAACAGUAGCAACACGCUGUUCUGAACACAUGGGCAGAAGGAAUUACCAUAUCUGCUUAGUGUGAAAUUCUCUUAACAUUGUAGCUGCAAAGAAGCCUUUGUCACACAUUCCUACCAGCUAAAGUUACUACGAUAGGGCCAACGAAGAUGAUCUCUUCCGUCUAGGCAGAUGCACACGGUGGUCUUUCAGACAAUAAUUACUAUUAUUUAUAAAAUUUCUAUUCCAUCCAUCUUCCCAAAGAUGCUCAGGGAGCAGCAAACGCCAACAUGUUUAAAAAAGACAAUUAAAAUGGACAUAAAACAUGUUUAAAAUAACUGAAAAUAUUUUUUUAAAAAUCAUCUCAUCCAGCCUAUUUCAAGGUUGGCAUGCCCAGUAUCUUUCAGCCAUCGAAUGCCUGGGAAACAGGAAUGUUUUUAAGUUUCCCCUAAAAAUGAAUAAUGAAGGAAAUGGGUGCAUCUCACCAGGGAAGGUAUCCCACAAACGGAGAAAUGCCACCAAGAAGGUCCUGUUAUGGGGAAACAACAGCUAGACAGCCUUAAGUGAUGGCAACACCAUAUUGCAGCCCUAAGCUGUUAAGAUACUGGCGUAACAUUAAAUAUCCCUAGCAUUUUGCCACCAGCUGGAGGUUCCAAACACUCCUAUAGGAUAGCCGCAGGAAGAACGCAUUGUGGUAAUCUAAUCAUAGGUCACCCAGGCACAUAUAGCUGUGCUCAGAUGUGCUUUUUCUAGCAAGGGAUGGUGCACAGAUGCCACAGUAGGAACUGUCUUGAAGAGAAGCCCUUUUCUCCAUGGGGAAGACUGAAGAAUGACGCCCCCUGGCAGCAGUAGUUCUAUGUAAAUGCUUGUACAUAAAAGAUGAUGAUGAUUUACAACACAUACAAAAGUAGCUUUAAAGCAGGCAUAGGCAAACUCGGCCCUCCAGAUGUUUUGGGACUACAACUCCCAUCAUCCCUAGCUAACAGGACCAGUGGUCAGGGAUGAUGGGAAUUGUAGUCUCAAAACAUCUGGAAGGCUGAGUUUGCCUAUGCCUGCUUCAGAGAGGGGGGGGGGAGAGAAAAACGAAAGCAAUAAAACCCCAAAGGAUAUAGUACAUUGCCAUAACAAUCAGUAUCAAUUGACGAUUGCAAUUUUCGACCUACUAUAUUUGGUAUAAAUGAGUUUCAAAUUGCAUUAUACUUGUCCAUGCAAAAGAAGAGAAAAGAAAAGAUGUUUGAUAGAACCCUUUUAGUAGGAAAGGUGUUGAAGAGAAUAAUUUCGCUAAUUAGUCAGUGGCAAUUUCACGACAUUGGAUUUCUUCUGCUUCAUAUUAGGAAUUCUGUGCAAGGCUGGUAUUUAAACGAACUGAAUUGCUUUUCUCUCUCCCUCUCCCGCCCCUCUAGAGCAGUCUUAGUGGAGAAGGAGAGUGUGAACUCUGUGGUGGUGGUUGAUGCCCCUGAAGACUCGUUUCAACAGAUGCUGGUUGCUGCCUCUGUGACAGUAAAUGCAACAGGUACGUGGUGUACCAUAGAGCAUUGAUAAAGAGCUGAUCGAUCACUUGUGCCUGUACAGUGGUGCCUCGCAAGACGAAAAGAAUCCGUUCCGUGAGUCUCUUCGUCUUGCGUUUUUUUCGUCUUGCGAAGCAAGCCCAUUAGCGGUUUAGCGGAUCAGCUGAUAAGCGGCUUAGUGGCUUAACGGAUCAGCUGUUAAGCGGCUUAGCGGAUCAGCUGAUAAGCGGCUUAGUGGCUUAACAGAUCAGCUGUUAAGCGGCUUAGCGGAUCAGCUGAUAAGCGGUUUAGUGAUCAGCUGUUAAGCGGCUUAGCGGCUUGGGAAAAAGGGGGGAAAAUGGAAAAAAACCCCGCAGGAACUCGCAAGACAUUUUCGUCUUGCGGAGCAAGCCCAUAGGAAAUUCGUUUUGCGAAGCACCUCCAAAACGGAAAACCCUUUCGUCUAGCGGGUUUUCCGUCUUGCGAGGCAUUCGUCUUGCGGGGCACCACUGUACUGUAGUUCUGUUACCACUGGAUCUUACAUUUGCAAAAUUAUUGCAUUCUUUAAAAUGACCAAAUAGUAUUAUCAUUACUGCUGUUGUUUUCUGAUAACAGGAUCCACAAUGUUGCUCAGGGAGACAUCUCUGAUGCCUCAUAUUCCAGGACUUCCAGCACUGCUGGCCAUGCUGUUUGCUCCUGUGAUAGAUCUCAGGUAUGUGCACAUUCCUAAACAAGAGCAUCGCAGUCAACUUAAACGCUUGUGCUGCUUCCUUUAUAGUUCCCUGAUAGAAUGUGUAACACUCUUUCCAAAGGCUUCAUGUUGUGUGACAUAAAAUGCAGUCCCCCACACUGAUAGUAAACAUUGAUCUUUUUUUCAAAUCCAGGGCUAUGCUUACUGCCAGGCCUGUGCAUAUUUAAAGUAAUUAAUUUCAAAUGUUGCCGAAUUUAAAAGCUUGUAACCUGCCAGAUUUGAAGUUCAGAAGGUGAUACUGAAAAUUUGCUAUCCCUGAGAAUCAUAUUUCUGUAAAGAAAGAGGUGAAAAGAGUCUGUGGGUAGGGUUUGCCCAAAUCACAGAAGCUCAGGCGCAAAGGGAUCAGGAGGGACAGGAUUUCAAGAAAUCUGAUCACAGUAAUCCCUAGAGCAUGGCUUACUGUGAAUGAACAUGCUGCUGAAUCGUUCUUGUCUAGGUCCUCCUUUCCUUGAGUUCCGGGCAAUAAACCACGAGUGUGCUUACUGUGAAGGGAUGUGGGUGGCGCUGUGGGUUAAACCACAGAGCCUAGGGCUUGCCAAUCAGACGGUCGGCGGUUCAAAUCCCUGUGAUGGGGUGAGCUCCCGUUGCUAGGUCCCUGCUCCUGCCAACCUAGCAGUUUGAAAGCAUGUCAAAGUGCAAGUAGAUAAAUAGAUACCGCUCUGGCGGGAAGGUAAACGGCGUUUCCGUGCGCUGCUCUGGUUUGCCAGAAGCGGCUUAGUCAUGCUGGCCAAAUGACCUGGAAGCUGUCCGCCAGCUCCCUCGGCCAAUAAAUUGAGAUGAGCGCCGCAACCCCAGAGUCGGUCAUGACUGGACCUAAUGGUCAGGGGUCCUUUUACCUUUACCUGUGCUUAAUGUGAGGUCUGAACCAGCACUCAUGGUUUGUCUCUCUCCAGACAAACCAUAGUGGUAAGCCAAGGUUUGCUCCUGGCCUAUGGAUCAUGGUCCAUUUGGGAAAAACAACCAAGCUUGUUGCUCUCGGAGUGAAAUGGCUGCAAUUCAGCAUGCCUAGAACACUGCUCAUUCAUGCUUUAUGGUUUACAGUUAGAUACAGACAGGGUCAUUGUGUGCAGGUGAGCAGUAUUCAGUUAUGAUGUCAGAUCAAGUUUCUGUUUCUGCUUAUUUUAAUAUACCGCUCCUCAUCUGAGGAUCACAGGCCAGUUUACUGUUUAAAUGACUCAGUCAUUAAAAAGCUUGUUGCUCUCAUUAGGGUUGAUGAAAGCAGGAACAGAUACAUUGGUGUCCUUUGUGGCUUGGGAUGGAACUACUCGCUGGGAGUCCCCAUCCUCUCCGACCACGACAUGGAGUUUAUGUUUGAUGUGAAAAUUGAUGCAGAUGACAUAACCCAGGUAAAUUCCGCACCAGUUCAUCCCAUUCAUGCUGCCCCCCCCCCCCGGUUUCUUGGAAGUGAACCCAACUGCCUUGGCUGGUUUAUGUGCGAUGAGAUUGAUCCACAUCUUGGGAAAUCAUCCUGUAUUUGGGUAGACGAUUAAGCAAACCAAUUCUUUUAACAGAUCUGGUUUAAAAGUGUUUCAGUUUGAAUCAGAAAAGUAGUUUCAUCAAAAGCUCAACUACAGUGGUACCUCGGGUUACAUACACUUCAGGUUACAUACGCUUCAGGUUACAUACGCUUCAGGUUACACACUCCGCUAACCCAGAAAUAGUACCUUGGGUUAAGAACUUUGCUUUAGGAUGAGAACAGAAAUUGUGCUCUGUCGGCGCGUCGGCAGUGGGAGGCCCCAUUAGCUAAAGUGGUGCUUCAGGUUAAGAACAGUUUCAGGUUAAGAACGGACCUCUGGAACGAAUUAAGUACUUAACCCGAGGUACCACUAUAUUCAACCAGUCGCCAUCUCUGCUGCUUUCAAAAUUGACCAUCUUUUAUUCACAGAUAAACAUUAUAAGGAUCGCCAUUAACAAGCUGGUCUCAGAUGGUCCAAACGGCCUGAUGCAUUUUGGUCAAGAGAGAAUUGCCCAGUUGCAGGAUGCCACUCGCCAGAAGCUUUUAGGGUAAAUUACCACCUUUUUUUGCCAUAAGAAGUUGCAUUCACCUUUAUAUUACACAGCAGGGGAGAGAGAGUGUAUUGCAAAUCUAAAGAAGCGCUAACUCAGCUUUCCCUAGCCUGGUGCCUUCCAGAUGUUUAGAACUCCCACCAGCCCCAUCCAGCAUGGCCAUGGAUCAGGGAUGAUGGGAGCUGUGGUUUCAAACAUCUGGUGGGCACCAGGUUAGAGAAGGCCAGGCACAAAUGUAACAAUCCUGGAGAAGCGAAAGAACCUAAAUGUAUCAUUAUGUAUUCGGGGCACUCGUGCAUCUGCAGUUUUAAGUUAAUUGUAUUUACCAUAUGUCAUCACUACUUAACGGGAAACUCUGCCUUUGAAAAACAUGUCUAGACAGAAUGAAUUAAAACGUAUCACUGCCGUACUUUGCACAGCUCAGGGAGACAGGAGAUGGCAGGCGGGGAGUCUGUAGUAAUCGAGUUGUCACACACGACAAAACAUUCCCAAAAUAGCUGGGAUUAGAUCUGCAUAGACAAAUUCGGGUGCAUGCACGUGUAUGCACUCGGCUGAUGCAAACAUUGGCACUGGGAGAUCAACUUAAAUUAUGAUGUUUUAAAUGCUUGCCUUGUCAAAAUACUCUUAAUAAAUUAGCUCAGCCAGGGCUCGAAUUAGAAAGGGGCAGGGGGAGCUGCUGGCCUUCUUAGCUUGUCCUCCUAAUGAAGGUUAGAAGGGGGGCAGGAUUUGGCUACAGUUGGGGAAUGUUGGAAGUGGGCUUUCUGGCUUUCAUUAAGGACCCCUUUAACGCCUCCCCUUCCAAUAAUUAGGGCACCAGAUUCUGUGUGACGCUGAUUUUUCCCCCUGAGCGGUUUCCCAACAAAGUAAGGUUGGCAACUGGUGGGCCCCGGAAUCUCCAUCCAGCCCUCCGUGUAGCCUCUGCCUGCCCCCCUGCUGGGGACCUCAGCUACUACCCCUCCCCUUGCAAGGCAAAAACACCAUUAGAGGCUUGUUGAGCUUCAUUCACACCGUACAUAUAAAGCAGUCUUACACCACUUUAGUAGUUUUGACUUUCCCCACAAACAAUCUUGGGAACAGUAGUUUUGUACUGUAGAACUACAGUUCCCAGGAUUCUGUUGGUGUGCCGCGCUGGGCUUUGUAACCAACUUGGGAAAACGCCAGGCAGCUGCGUUCUUCCCCCUCAAGCACCUCUCGGGGUGAUCCAUCACUCCUCUGUCCCGAUACGCUUCUGUGACACAUAUCCGAAGAUAUGUGUACACAGUACUGUAGCAGAGUCCAAGCAGAAACUAGGCAUAGAGGUGUGGAGUCUAAGCUAAUUUAUUAUGUACACGAUCAGGUGUUACAGAACAAAGGAAACAUGUCUCCUCUCCACUUCUUCUCCGAGAGAGAACAGCAAAUGGAAAAGUACAACAAUAAUGGAACAGUGUAACUGAACUUCCGUUCCCAUGAUUCCAGUAGUAUGGAAUGUCAACACAGACAUGUGAUGAAGACAAUUGCACAUCAGCAGUGGAGAGAAUGAAAUCCCAACAGAUUCUCCAUGACUGUUCAAGUGGUAUAAGACUGCUUUAAAUGUCUGUGCUGCUAAUAUGAUUUUUCUUUACUCACAAUGAGUUUCUUUCUCCCUGCUCUCUCAGCCUGAUUUGUAAAUCAAAACCUCGUGAAGUUGUUCCUCCCAAAUUCUAUCCGAAGCCAUAUGAAUGGAGUCAGGUAAGGUUUGCUUCCCAAAUUUAGACCUCAAUAACACCAGUCCCAAGCCUUCUAGCCUCAGGUAUGGUGACUCUCCACGGUCUCUAGCAGAUCACAUACUACCUGACUGUUUUACUGAAGAUGCCAGAGUUUGAAUCUGGGGUGUUCUGGUUGGAGAUACUUGACGAAUUUGUUUCAGUGAAUUUCAGUAUGACCUGCCCUUAUCUACAGCACCUAGACUGUGGCGUGGAUUGGAGCACAUUUAUCCUUUGUAUCCCACUCUUCUCUGAAUUUUGAGACAUAGUGACCAGCAUAAAAAUGUCCCCCAAAAUGAAGCCAAACACUUCCUGAAAAAAAUAUGUAAACCAAACUGCAGCCAUCAUUCAAAAUUCACACACUUCCCCAGAUUUUGCGAUGCAGUUUUCUAGUCAAGAAAUGCUUGUGUUCAAAAAUGAACAUACUAAUCAAAAUAAUAUACGGAAAUGCCCAUUCCUACCCCCAUGUCAUUGUGUUAGUUUGUAGUUGUGGCUGUACCAUCCUGCCAAGUGCUAGAGAUAAUUUUAACAUUCUAUACAGCAUCUACCUACCUACCUCCCAUCCAUCCAUCCAUCCAUCCAUCCAUCCUCUGUGAGUUGCCAUAUUUUUCGCUCUAAAGGACGCACCGGACCUUGUUUUAGAGGGGGAGAACAAGAAAGAAAAAUUCUCCCCCUCUCUGCUCACCCCUUCCACGAAGCGGCAGGAGAAAUGGAGCCCCUUCCAUUUCUCCUCCCGCUUGGCUGAAGGGGCGCUGCGCAGCUCUCCCUCUCUGCUGAAGCCAGGAGAGUCGCGCUGCGCUCCGAAGGCUUCAUGCGGCUACUCCUGAAGCCUGGAGAGCGCACCGACCCCUCUCGCUCUCCAGGCUUCAGAGAAAGCAAUGCGAAGCCUCCGGAGCGCGGAGGGAGCACUCCCUCUGAGCUUCGGAGGCUUCGCGUUGCUAUCGCUAAAGCCAAGGAGCCUGAAUUCGCUCCAUAGGACGCACACACAUUUCCCCUUAAUUUUUGGAGGGGAAAAAGUGUGUCCUAUAGAGUGAAAAAUACGGUAUAAACUCUGCCCAGGAGAAAAUGUUCCUGGAACAGACACCCCCCCCCUUCAACCUCACCAGAAAACCUUCCCUUCCAUUCAAAGCAUUAAACCUUCACUUUAAAAGAACAAACAAUAAAAUGUUCAUUACUUGCAUGUACUAAGUUACGUUGUUUGGACAUUGUUCCCAUGUUUUUCUUUCUCAUUUAGCCACGGUCAAACAUUGUCAUUGACCAGUCUGAACCACAAGAUGCACGAGCGAGGACUGAUUCCUUGUACCAGCUGCAUAAGUUGAUUUUGUUAAAUGCCUAAGGCUUCAGCACUCAUCGUCCUUCGCUGGAAGAAAGUCCCAUUAGACUUGGUGCAAUCUGCUUCCAAAUAAGUGUGUUUAGGAUCAGAAUGUUGUUGUUGUUUUAAAAAAAAACCUAUUGUUCUGUUACAGAAAAAUAUAAAAGAUGUGUUUAAAAAUGUGACCUUACCAGUUUAACUGUUUGUCUUGUUUUCCUAACAAACAAGAAGCCCCUAGAAAAUGACACAGGUAUGUGCAGUACAGUAUUUGAAAUUGGAAGAACUUUAGUGCUGCUCACUUACUAACCACAUGAGGCACUAAGAGCUGCUUAUCCCUAACAUUAGACUACCUGGCUUCACCCCUCCAACCUAUAUGCAUUCAGUAAAGUUCUGAAUGCCAGGGUUUGUAGGGGGACGGUACACCCUUAGGCUUUUUCAUACACCCGAGAGCCCUGAUCACCCUUGGCUCCUGGCAUUGGGAGAGGGGAGGGUUCGGUGUCAGGAACGGCUUCCCAGGCAGAGUGAAGCUGCUGUGCCAUCUUCCUGGCAGGUGGAUCAAUGUUGCUUACUGUGAGAGGGGCAAGAUGACAAGGGGUCUGGUGCAGUGCAGACGCACAGGCAGAGCUAAUCUGGUGCUCCUGCUUGCAUGUUUGCACCCUGCCAACCUCCCUUGCCACCUGCCCUCCCAGUAAGCAGCAGUGACCCAUCUGUCACUGGGGAGCUAAUGUAAUGACUCUGCCCCCCAAGCAAGCUGUUUCUGCCUGAUGUACAGAAGUUGACGGGAUGGAGCCAGGCAGCUGUAGGAAGAGUGGGAGCACAGUGGGAUGUUGCCAUGGUGGGCAGUGCCAGGAAGAGGAGUCCUCCACCAUCUCCAUUUAACCCUGCCCAUGAUGUUUCUCUUCCUGAGUUCAAAGCAGGGCUGGGGAACCUUUGGCCUUCCAGAUGUUGUUGAUCUACAGCUCCCAUCAUCCAUGACAAUUGGUCUUACUGGUUCUGGAGGGACAAAAUUUCCCUAUCCGUGCUUUAAAGAUGCAUACAAGUUGUUAUGGCUAAGAUUCUUGGAAUUGAUAGUUUUGACAGCAGGGCUUAGCUGCGACAGAUUCUUUAAAGAGUGUGAGGUGCAUAUAAUUAAGCUGCUUCAGUUUAGCUCGUAGUUAACAUUCACAGCAGCCAAAUAGGAAGAUAACGUUUUUGGUUUUGCCUUUGGAUUAAAGUGCAUUUCAAGUUUUAAGUGUUCCAUUUAACAUUUGCUUUCUGUUAUUAGCUAUAUCUGCAAUUGCUAGUUUGCUUUGAAAAAAAUAAAGCCAAUGAGUUUU